Messenger RNA from Podarcis lilfordi (Lilford's wall lizard), 92830 nucleotides. Lineage: Eukaryota; Metazoa; Chordata; Lepidosauria; Squamata; Lacertidae. The record is from the annotation of a GenBank genome assembly.
AGAGGGAGGGAAAGGAGGGGGGGAGAGAAAGGAAAGAAUGAAGCGCAGCCUGCAAGCGCCGCGACUCUGAGCGGCGCCGGCGAUCCGGGCGGUCGGUGGGUCGUCUGCGCUGCUCCGCGGAUCCAUGUAGCGUCCAGGCGGCCGCUGGGCGCUCUCACGUCGAGGCGGCCUCCCCGCUUGCCUCUUGCUGGGGCCCAGCCUCGUGAACCAGCCAGCUAGCCAGCGUCGCCCUCCCUCCGGCCAGCGCUUGGGCAGCUGGCGGCGUGCCUGCCCCUCGGGCCGCGGGACUCGCCAGGCACGCACUCACCCCGUCGGGCGGCUAAAAUGAGCGAGAGGAGGCGCUCGGCAGUGGCCCUCAGCUCGCGAGCGCACGCCUUCUCCGUGGAGGCCCUCAUCGGCUCGCACAAGAAGAGGAAGCUCCGCGACUGGGACGACAAAGGCCUGGAUUUGUCCAUGGACAGCCUCAGCCCCGACGGGCAGCUGCCGGACGCCGACGACCCCGCCCAGUGCUUGGACCUCAACGCCAACGGUGAGUGGCCUGGACGGGGUUGGAUUUGGGGAGGGGGAGAAGGAAGGAACGAAAGGGUCCGCGGACGCGCCUUGGGGCGGCUGGAGAGUCCUCUUGGCACGCGGAAGUCGUGGUCAAAUGCGAGGCCAGAGCCCGUCCAGCGAGACAGGCGUUCGUUCUGGCCUGCGAAGGCUUGACCUUCCGCCGACAGGUGUUGCUGGAGGGGCCCCGGAAUAAUGGCCGAAUUUUUGGAGGUUCCUGGUGGAAACCAUUCAGGCUGCAACCGACGGAGACAUCUUUCGGGAAGGUUAAUUUAGCACAGCCUCCCCGCAGAAUGGUAGCUUUGGAAGCGACCCACAGGGCCGUCUCGUCCGACCCCCUGAAAUGCAGGAAUCGCCUCAAUGUUGCUUGUGGUUUUUAAUAGCCGUCGGGGAAACUGUAUCUCUUGAACCCUGGCCCGGGCGUCCCCAGGGACUCGGCCUUCCCACCCCUUGCCUUGCCUUGCCUUCCUCUUGCUGCCAGGCACCCCCUUCGCCCCUCCAGGACAGGAAUAGACCCGCUGAUGGCUAUUAAUAGCCAAAGGCAUCAAGGCAAUCGAAAGAGCGCCCCCCGAAGGGCCAAGCGGCGCUGGGUGGGCGACGCACGCUCCUUGCCACCUCGCCACUGCCGGGCCCGGGAGAGAGCUGGGAAAGGGGCGCCUCCUCGCGCGCUCCUACCGCGAACAUAUCCCGGGAUGGAGACUCGGGUCUCCGAGCGCGGAGAAGUCCGGGGAAGUUCACUCAGGGACGCCACAGGACCAGGUCUUGGGCCCACGGGCGGGAGCUGGGCUGCGGGUCCUGCGGGAAAGAGGCGCCGCGAUUGGCAACCCAGCUUGGAGACUAUUUUCGUUCAAGCGGCUCCACUUCAGAGUCCUUGGCCCGCGGAGCCCGGCAGCGAGGAUGGACGGACCGGGCUCCUGCGAGGACCGGAUCCGCCUCUCCUUCGCCACGGCUCCAGCGGGCUCGGUGUAGUGUUAGCAAAGACUUGUCUACUUCUUCACGUCGGUUCCUCUUCCGCAUCCUGGUCUUUCAGGACGCAUGCCAUAUAUCUACUAUAUUUAUUUAUAGCUGUAUCUAUAGCUGUAUUUGUGAUCCGUAUGUAUAUAUAUGAGCCUAAGCAGCCUUACUCAGAAGUAAGUCCCAUGUAGUGCAUGGGGCCUUACGUGUAUACGUGGGAUCGUAGCCUCCACAAAUAAUUCCUGACAUCCCAGGUGAUCGUUUUGAAUUUUCAGCUUUUUAACCGUUUCCCGUUUUAAGCAGUGCUUCCUGUAAAUUAUUUUGGUCUUCCAAUGACACUAUUGCGAGAAAGAGUUUAAAAACGCCAUUUGAUGGAAAUCCGUUUUUUUCUCUGUUUGGCUGUAUGUGUCAAAUCACUUCAGUUAUAAUUCGAACGACGGUUGUUUAAUUACUGUGAAUAUUAUUUUUUAAAAAAUAAGGACUUCAAAAGUAGGAAAGAGCUGAAAAUCUGUAAUUUUCCAAAACGUAAUUUUUUCCUGUUGCAGUAAAUCCCUUUUCUUUGGGUUAAAACCUUAAGUCAAUUCGUGUGCCUAGGAGUAUAAAUACAGGCCAGAAUUACCGGUGGAUUGUUUAAUGAAGUUGCCCGCUCGAAGUCAGUCCCUUGCUGGGAGGAUCGAGCGAGCGCCCACUUCAAAGUGCCGUCGAGCCUCCAGCGGGCUUAGAUUUCCACGUAGACAAGGAUCGAAGUCCUUUUUGCAAGUCCUUUCCCCGCUUCCUACACUUCCCCUCAAUGCGAUGAGGCUUAAAAAACAAAACAAAAUCCCUAUUCUGACCUCUCCGCUGUAGCCGAAGCCCCGUCGGGGGACAGCGAGUCGCACCUCGCUCGGAUUCUGCAUGAUUUUUGGAUUUUGCCGUCCAGUCUCGGAAAAGCGCAAUUCCCUGGGAUGUUUUCCAGCCACUUCCUCGAGCAGUCAGUGGAGCUUUGCGCAGGAGAACUGCCCGGUCAAUCGGUCUCUGAAAUAUAGUGGCUUUCAGUCCGAUUUGCAGUUCGCGGGCCUUUCCCACUUUGCCUCACGGGUGAAUUAUUUUAACUCAGUAGGACAAGGCCCGUCUCACAGCCGUGUUCCCCGAGGGCCCUCUCUGCUGUGAAUCGAACUCCUUCCCUCUCUUAUUACUUCUACUUCAAGUGGGGUGAUUUUGUAAAAAAAUAAAUAAAUUGGAGGGCUCGUCUUAAUUACAAAUGUCUUAAUUAUGCUCUGCCUCGGAAAGAAUUAGAGAAUAACGGGUGCGGGCGGGACAGCAGCUUCCUUGCCCCUCGUUAUAGCCUCCCAAGUCUCCUGGAACCGCAUUUAAUAGCCCUUCGAUAAGCGCUUCUAGGAACCGUCGGAAAGAGACCUUGCGAAGAAAGACGUUUGAGAUUCCGGAGGCGAAAAUUGAUUUUCUGGAGGGGCCGCGAAUCCGGGAAUCCAGACUUGGGUUUCGAAAGUUCUUACACAAAGGAAAGAAUAUAGAGAGAUCUAUCUGGGGGAUUCCUUCCCCACCCUUCCCCAAAACCCCCACACCGCUUUACUCCCCCCACACCUCUCGGAGGAGGGCGCACAUUGUUCAGCUGUUUGCAGUCCCAUAGAAGCGAGAUGUUUUUCAACUUAGCAGGACCGACGGCGAUCCCUGCUCCACCCCCGCUCCCAGCGGAUUCGUUUCGAAGGAAUCCCCCGGGCUGAGGGUCGGAAAAGGAGAAUAGCGAAGGGAAACGCGAGGUCGAGGCGAGGGGCAUUUGCGCAAAGCACCAAACCAGAACAGAAACAGGGACUGGCUGCAGCAAGAAGAUAAUAGUCACCCAAAAAAAUCACAAAAGGCAAAUCGUUAGGGGAAAGAGCCCAUUGCAACAGCCGCCUAGAUCCCGAGAUUAUCGCGAUCAUUAUUGACAUUUAUUUCUGACGCCAACAAUGUGGGCGGCGGGAGGGAAGCACAGUACUUGCUUACUUAAACCAAGAAUGGGGUGUGUGGCGGGGAUCUCGCUGCAACGAUAAAAAGCACAAGGCGAGACCUGGCUGUUGCUUUUUAACGAAGCCCGCUCUAUACACAAGAAGCGUGGCUGGUUACCUCUUGUAACGCAGCGGGCCACGAUCUGCGCCCUGCGCCAGGCCUCAAAUUCAGCGUUCAUUAUAUUUGCAGCGUGCUCUGGUCCAUGGGGUCACGAAGAGUCGGACACGACUAAAGGACUAAACAACAACAACAAUAUUUGCAGCUGUCCUCUAAAACACCGGAUCAUAGUUAAAAGUUCUUAAAGAGCUUUGGUGCUGUUGCGGAGCCGCCCAACCUAAACGCGUCCUGGAAGAAACCUAAAACACGGCUCUAACUUCGCACCCCGUCUUUUCUCCCGCUACUCCCCGUCAUAAUACGUAUUUCUCCUCCCGCGUGGGCUUUGCCCUAGACCCGUAAGCCUGACAAGUCCUCUGUUUCCCUGCUCUUGCCGCUGCAAAACGCGCCGGGCGUUCGCUCUCUCUCUCUCUCUCUCUCUCUCUCUCUCUCUCUCUCUCUGUGUGUGUGUGUGUGUGUGUGGCGGGGGGCACACUGGGACGGCGGAUGAUCCUCUUUACCUAAAAGGACGAGUCCAGUUUGGAAGAAGUUUGGCUGGCUCCUCGGUUUGUCUGGAUUUCUGCCUAACCCAGUCUGCCAGUUUCGCCCCGGACUAGGUUAGCUGAAGCAAAAACCCUUUCGGGUAGGAUGCGCCAUUCGGUUAAUCCGAGGCACAGCCUUGGAAAAAGAGAAAAGUGUUCUUGCUUCUCGGGGUCUUUUUCCUUAAAAAUAAAAUAACACUGGAGAGUUUGGAGGGAUAUUUUAAAAAAAAUAUCGAGACAUUUUUAAAGAUUCUGACCUGCUAAGCAUCUUCCCAGUCGUUCUGUACACAGCCGACACUGCAAGAAGAGAUGCCAGCAGAAACUAAGGGUUCAGGAGUCUUUUCAGAGAACAAACAAACCUGGAAGCAAAACUAUAUAUGAUCUUGCGUGUCCUUCCUUGCAUUUUUCGGGGUAGUGAUGGUGGGAGGGUGGGUACCGUUUUCCACAGCGAUUCCACUUUCUAUUAAUCUCUCAGCCACAUGCCACCUAUGUGAUGGUGUGUUUUCCCCCGAUGAGCUUACGACCUUCUCCUCCUCCUCCCGCCCUCAGCGCCGCACACGUGUCCUAGGUGCAGAGAUUUUUUCACACAUAGUUUAUGCCCUCGACUGGUGUAUGCAACGAUCUGGGUGGGUUUGGGGACACCGAUCUGACAGUGGCAGUAGAACAUUGAGUAGAACAGGGUGUCGUCGGCCCCUUCUAAAAGUGGGCGCGCAGGGAAAAAGUUUGUGAAAAGGAAGGAGACGUUCUUCCCGAGUCAGACUGGGAUGGUGGGGCAAGUGGAGGAACAGCCCCCCUCCAGGGUCAGCCAGUGGGGGUCCUCUUCGAGAGAGAAUUUAGCCCUUUUUAAUUGUGACAGCAGGAGGUCUCCACACACACCUCAGGAUCCUACCCCGUUCCCAGAUUUUCUUUCUCAGAGAGGAACCUGCCCCUUAGUUUGGGAUCGGCUCCGAUGAAUCUGUGGCAAUACAGCCCAAACUACAACCCCCUUCAGGUGAGCAGUUUAGAUGCUUUAUAGUUGUGCAAUCCUCCCCAUAAUUAUCCCAAAAGUUUCAUUGAAAUCAACGAGAUUUUCUUCCAGACGCAUGCAAAUUAUCAGGCUGCUGGAAUGGAAAUUGGUGGGAUUUCAAACGAAUCCCCAAAUGCUGUGUUUAUUUUCAUUAAGCUCAAUGAAGGUAUGGCUUCGUGCUUGGCCCGCUGACUUGGAAGUAUCCAUCUCUGGACUAUGCGCCCCUAAACACAUUUAGGUCAGAGGCCUAAACUUGAAUCUAAGCACGUUUCCUUAACUGGGUGGAUAGUUACUGCUUUCUGUGCCGAGUAACUGUUUGCUAACCUGUUUCCGAGCCCGGCAAAAGUGCCAAAAUUUGAGCAGAAUUAUAUUCCCACAACCUUCACCACGCCGUUUUGGAAUAAACUCAGUUGGAGUUAUUUGGCUGUGCUCGCCAGUUAUAUGUUGGGGGUCAAAGUUGCCGGCUAGGACCUAUAGUUGAUCCUAUCCAUAUUUAUAGUUAUCGGGUCCCCGUUUUUUUAGAGGGUCUUGCUUCCUAGUGCCUUUGCCUAGGAUCACAUCUUAAUCAGCCGCAGCCCAAGAAGCUUCAGUUUAUCUGGGUUGCAGAGCAGGCUGUGAGUUUGUUAUGCACAGCUGUCCAUCAUAAAAUGUGGACUGUGUAAAUGGUGCUGGCCGUCACAGUGUGCAUUAAAAUAACCCCCCUAGAGGUCAGGGCAAGGCAAACGGGAAGAUUUUCUUCCAAUAUGAUUCCCUUUUAUCUCUUUUAUGUUGAUAACUCAGAGAGGGGGUUUACAUAAACCAGAGAACUACCAACUAGUCCAUCUGUUUUUGUUAAUAUAGUUUUAGUAGUUGUACUUUUAGGUCCAAUAAUCAGAAAGAACAGAAGAAAAUUAAACUUCUUUGCUCUUCUUUGCUCAACAAAGGUUUUACUUAUUUAUUCAUUGUGAGUUCACCUUAUUUUUUUGGUUUCUUUAGUGUUCUACUUGCAUUUCUCAACUUCAUUGUGAAGUUGUUCGAUGAAGAGGUCUUAUUGCUGGGCAGCAUCUCUCUGUGGCAUCAUGGUUCUGCUGAGAGAGCUGUAGGUCAAGUUUAAUUUUAUAGUUUAACCAAAAGGUCAUAAUGAUAAAAUGUCAAACAUAGGAAGUAUGGUUCAAAUGAAUGUGUCUGCAGUCUAGCAAGAAUAUGGAGGCUUUUUUUUUGCCUCAGUUUCUGAGCAGCCAUUGCAAAUUUUGAGAUUCGAUUUGUGGCACAUUUCUCCUGAUUUUAUUUUAUUUUUUAUUUAAAAACAACAACCAAUCUUUGUAAAAUCAAAAAAAUUAGCUAAGGUCUUCAGGUUCAAUAGAGAUGGUGCAAUGGAAUACAUAAUGAAACACUGUUUAAAUUUCAUUGGCCCCACAGAUGCAUAAUAAUAAUAAUAAUAAUAAUAAUAAUAAUAAUAAUAUUUAUACCCCGCCCAUCUGGCUGGGUUACCCCAGCCACUCUGGGCAGCUCCCAACAGAAUAUUAAAAACACGAUAAAACACAAAACAUUAAAAACUUCCCUAAACAGGGCUGCCUUCAGAUGUCUUCUAAAAGUCAGAUAGAUGUUUAUUUACUUAACAUCUGAUGGGAAGGUGUUCCGCAGGGUGGGUGCCACUAUCGUGAAGGCCUUCUGCCUGCUUCCCUGUAACCUCACUUCUCAUGGUGAGGGAGCCGUCGGAAAGCCCUCGGAGCUGGAUCUCAGUGUCCAGGCUGAAUGAUGGGGGUGGAGAUGCUCCUUCAGGUAUAUGCUGUUCAACUGGAAUUUUCCAAGAACAGUGAUCAGGACAUUGUUAAGCCAUUACUUGGAGCCUGAAUGGUGCCUGAAUUGGUACCUGAAGCCAGUGGAUGCUGGUCCACUAUGGUGAAUGGGGCCACCAACCUUAAUCUGCCUUCAGCCAGCCCUCACCCAACUGCCUUCUUACUUACAAGUGGCCUAGAGCAUGGCCUUCCCACCAGCUUCCUCCUGCUUAGUCUCAGUGUUGCCCUCAGCAGGAAAGAGACAGGAGUCAAAGCUAGAACUAGGUGGCUCUGCCUCUCGUUGGCUGAGCUUGCUCUUGUGAUUGGCUCUUGCGCCACCUACUGCUGACAUCCCUGCCUUCUGCCCUAUCAGUCCCAAUGGACACCAGCACCCACAGCUGGAAGCAGAGCAACAAUGGCACCCCUCUCCUCAAGGCGAGGUGCAAUAUACGGCAAGGCUAACCAAGGUAUUCUGGACCUCAUUCAGGAAAGUUCCACAGAUACCUCUCUGCCAUUCUAGCAGUAAAAAUACAAGAAGAAAAAAUAAGUAAUGAACAACUUGCUGCCUUUUUGCUUUGAAUUUCUUGGGGAAAGUGAAACAAUAACAACAAUAACAACAACGUCUCCACCCCCACGGUCAUCAGCUGUGUCUGAGGCUGUCUAAUGGUAGGGUCAAUCUAAGAUGGCAAAUUAAUAAAGGGACUCAGUAGGUAAUGAAUGAGACUCUUAAUCUCUGGGUUGUUGGUUUGAGCCCUACGCUGGGCAAAUGAAUGAAUGAAUCGGUUUAUUUCAGUCACUGACCCGAUUGUACGCUGGGCAAAAGAUUCCUGCAUUGUAGAGCGUUUGACUAAAUGACCCUCGUGGUCUCUUCCAACUCUGCAAUUCUAUGAUUUUAUGAAAAUAACUUUCUAAAGCAUGACUAGGUUUUGCAGGGUGAGGGUAUAGUGAAAAUGCUGUGGUUUGACUCGACUCCAUAUCUAAACUAGGGAGAAAAUGCUUUAAUCUCUUAUGUAACCAAUGUUUUGAUUGAUCUAGGCUUCACUAUCUUAAAUUCCGGGGGGUUAAUGCCCAGUGCCCCUAGUUUUAAUGCCCCCUUUCCCUAUUUGACUUUCCAGUAACUGCUGCUAAUAUCACUGCCUUGUUCCAGAAAAGUUUAAAAUAACAUAUACAGAAGGAACUAAAAGCGCACCAUUUUAUCUGCGUAAGUCUCACUUCUACUCCAAUACAUGCUGUGGGUGUUCCAGGCAAAGUUGUUAGGAAUUUAUUUAGUGAGAGUUCCAGCCGUUUGGUCUCAAUCAAACCCCAAGCCACAGCAUCGUAAUUGGGGGGAAGAAACCUCUGGUUUGAGCACUCUCAGGGAUAGGAGGGUCAGACCACUCCCUUUCCUCCACGAAACCCAGGAAUAGCUUGUGAAGACUGAGUAGCUUUUAGCUUAGCUCACAUCCUUGCUCCUGUUUCUGCAGAUGUCACCCUCGAAUCGUCGAAACAACGAACUUGCCCAAUGAUUUCAUUAUCUAGGGUCCCUGUUUGACAUGCAGUCCAAUCCCGAAAAGCAGCCAGUUUUAUUUCAGUGUAAUUAAUAUAUAACUGCUCUCUCUGUCAGAUUGCCUCCCUUCAACCUUUCAAAAGCCUUCUCGGCCCUGUGUGGGAGUUAUAAUAUAAAAGUGUGUGUGUGCUUGUGUGUAACCCUAGACGACUGUCUAAGCAAUCCUCAUAAUACUACAAGAUGUGCCCAAAUUAAUCUCUCUUGCUCUUCAGCCUGACACCUCAGCUUCAGCAGCUGUGGGAGGGAUAUUUAUAAAGUUGACUGCCAUUCUGCUUGGCCUCUGACUCUUUCCCCUGAUCCCAAGCUGGAGGCUGUUUGAGGCGUAGCAGGUGGUUAGGGUGGGUGCCUAACAGUGCUCAGAGCCUAUUUGUCUGUUUGUUUAUUGCUCCCAUGGGGAAGGGAAACAAGGAAGAAUCUCCAGCACAUUCGAUCUGGGAAGUCAAGUUGCCCUCAGCACAGUUCUCUCUCCCCCCCCUCCAUUGCAUACCAAUACCCAUUUUGGGAGGCUGUAGAGGAAUUGGAGCUGAAAGCACUAAUUCAAUUAAUCAGCAGAUUAGCCAAUUAUCUCAUGAACUGCAGAUCAAGGAUGACAUGUUUUAACUGGACUGUCUCCCAUGAUGAUUAGUUAGUGCUGAUGACAUUAUAAGGAAUCUAUUUGACUUCCUUGGUCUCAAGUACGUUUGGCUGAUUUUUCCAAAGGUUUUUUUUUAUAGGUAAACAUCAAACUUAUGAGGAGAUUGUAAUAAUCAUUUAUUAGGUUUUAAAUGAAGUUGUGUUAGACGCUUAAUAUGAAUUAAAUACCCCUCAUGUGCAUCGAGAUGCACAUCUAGUUAAAUGAUUCACUCAAAGUAGGGCUGAUUCACAUAAUUUUGGCGGCUUCUUAUUUUGAACAGGUUUGGUUUUUAAAAAAAUUUUGGGUGACCCAUUCUGGAAAUAAACCCAAGGAAGGCUGAGCGAGUUAGCUUUUUAUUUUCUAAAGAAACAUUUAAUAGUCUGGGACAUAUAAGGAGCUUUGUUCGGGGUUUGUACAACUGCCACACAGCUGAACAUGUAUGUGCAGUAUCAAAAUAAGAAUCUGGAAAAAUAAGAAUCUGACCAUAAAGACAUAUAGGAGUUUAAAAUAUUGCUGCGGUCAGACCUCUCUUUGUCAGAAUUGAAUGAAAUUUGAAGGCAAAGUAGCCCUUUCUGUGGGUAAGAAGCAUAUUGAGUCUCAGACAGGUCCAGGGAUUUAUAGACUAGGUAGGACUUGCCGAUCAGAAGGUCGACGGUUCGAAUCCCCGUGAUGGGGUGAGCUCCCGUUGCUCGGUCCCUGCUCCUGCUAACCUAGCAGUUUGAAAGCAAUUGAAAGUGCAAGUAGAUCAAUAGGUACUGCUCCGGUGGGAAGCUAAACGGCGUUUCCGUGCGCUGCUCUGGUUCGCCAGAAGCAGCUUAGUCAUGCUGCCCACAUGAAUCGGAAGCUGUACGCCGGCUCCCUCGGCCAAUAAAGCGAGAUGAGAAAGGGGCCUAGCUUUGAAUAAUGCUGGGUGGGGACAGAGCCCAGGAGACCCCAGAGGGCAACCCCUGUCAUUUCCUCCCUAGGGUGAAAGAGACCAGCAGCGCCUGAUAUAUGCUGAGAGGCCCCUGGAGAGGCAGCGUGGACGGGUGAUUGCCAAGGAGGCAGCAGCCCUUGUGGAUCCUGCUGCCCGAGGCAAUAACCUCACCUUGUCUCACGGCUGAACCGGUCCUCCACAAACUCCUUCUGCAUCCUUCCCAAAAGCAGAAUGAUUAGAAGCAGAAAGUGGAGUCCUGAUAAAAUUAUUCUCUGGUUGAAAACUCAAGCUCUUAGCCACAAAACUGCACCCCUUACUUUCCGUUUCCCCUCUCCUGUCAUGCUACUAAUAUGUGGAUCUUGGUGUGUGUAUCAGUUUAUACAGACUCACUUUCUGUGUUUCAGAGUCCCUCUAAAUCUGUCCCAAAGGUCCAGGAACAACCCAAUGAGCCCUGGAAUCCUUUGAAAGACAUUCAUUUCAGUUCACAUGAAUCCUGUAUCUUUUUUUGUGUGCCACACUUUAGUCUGGGGUUUGUCUGAAGUACAAGCACACCUCUAAUUAAUAUGUGAUCAACUUAUGUCAUUAUGAAGCCCAACAUUCAAUAGUAGGUUUCAUAGGCUUAUUUCUCAUGCAAAACUGCCUAAGAAGCAACCAAGUGUCAUUGAAAGGAUCUGAACACAUUAACACCAAUGCUCUGGGCAUGAUCCCCAACUGAGUUCUCAUGCACAAGUCCCACUGAAAUUAAUAAAGGUUAUGGAAAAGAACAGUGAUGUUCUUAGUGCAAGCCCUGCUCAUUUUAAUGUGAGAUGUUCAGGAGAAAAUGCCAGGGGAGUGUGCCUUUUGCCACUUCAGCUCCCUGUAACAGUUCCAUUUCCUUUUUGCUACUUGCUACUUAUAUUUUCAAAGUUCUUUUGUUCAGUAACAUUAGCCAAUGUAUUUUCUUUUAAAAUCAGCCAGGCCCUUCCAGACUUCUAAAAUAUAUUUUAGAUAUAUUUAGAAAUACAAGCUCUCUAAAGGCUUGUCAUUAGUCUGAUCUAUUCUUGUUCAUUAACCUAAUGCAUUUGAUUAUCUGAACCUGGUUAAACUAUCAAAUAGGGAAAAGUCAGCCUGUUGGAAAUGAAAAUGAAACCUCCGCUCUCUGAGGCUACAUUAUAUAUAUGGAAGCAAACAUUUUCUGUUGCAAAUACUACCAGCCAACAUCCCAUGGUUAUUGAAAGGACUGUCAACACCAACUACAGGAACUAUUUCCCUAAAUGUUAACUAACUAAGGACACAAGCAAAUAAUUUUCUGUCCCCUUGAAAUAACUGGAAAUGAAAAGUAUUUAAAUUUGGCCAAAUUACCCCCUAAGUAUUAAUUCGUUUAUGGCUUGUGUGCCCUGUCCUUCCUCUAAGGAACUGAGAGUGACACACAUAGCUUUUUCUUCCUGCUUGAUUUUCCCAGCAACCCACAGAGGUAGAUUGGGCAGAGACUGUGGCUGUUACAAAAUUACAUGGCAGAUAAACGCAUCUGGAGCUGCCCAGAUGUGAAUCAGUAUAGCAGCCUAGGCAUGCGCCCUGGAUUUGCUCAGGUUCAUUCAACUCUGACCUCUGAGUCUGGAGAAUGGAGGAAGCGUGGGGAGGGGGUGGGUUUUUGUUGUGUGUCUCUAAAAGAAUCUGCAUCUCAUUGUCCUGGGGAAUCCUCACUUCUAGGCCUCUGAAAUUCCUUUUAUAUGGAGGAGAACUAGGCAGGGUCUGCGCAUGUAGCUGAAUGAGGUUUGAAGCAGGUGAGAAUGUGGCUGUAGAAUGCUUCCAGCAACACCACCCAGAGGGGGGCCACUUUCCCUGCUUAAAAAAACCUAUAAAUAGUGAUAAUACACUGGAGUAGCCCAGGAUUUUGCCUGCUAAAUACCAGAUUUCUAUUUGCAGUGGGGUUUUAUUUCUUUAAAGUAGUGAAGCAUUAAAAAUUGUGAUCCACCCCUCUCCACCUGCAGUCCAUUCUUCUGUUACCUCAUUCUGUUGUAGAUUUUUGGAUUGCCAUAAGGAUGCAAGUAAUAAGUUUUUUUGUGUGUGGGAGAAUCCUACAAAUGCACUCAAGGCUGCAAGAGGUGUCAACUGAUGUCUUCAUUUAGAAAGAUUACAUGCAUUUUAAAUACCACUCCCCCCCCCCCGCGCCGGUUUCCGCACAAUAUAAUUUUAUUACAUCUGUAGGAGCAGGAAGAAGUGGGAUUCAGAAGACAUUCCUGUCUGGACUGUGAUUUCUAAGCAAAUCCAAAGAGGUUUGAUUACAAGCAAAAGUCAAAGAUUGACUUACAAAUCAUCUAUCACGGCUCCCUUUCCCCACUUGGGUCGGAGUUAUUAUAUCAAAUAUCAACACAACUUGGCCUCUUCCAGAAGCGGCACCCAGCCCUAUUCAUAUCUGUCUUUGGCGAAACUGAUGUUUUUUUCAGAUGGAAAAGCUGGGAGGGAGAAAAGGGAGGGGACAGUCUCAAAAACGCCACAAAAUGCUUUAUUACUUUGCAGCCUGUUCCUGAAGCCCCCUAAAGAACCGGUUUGAGUGAGUAAGAAUUUAUUGCAUUAGGAGUUUGAAGAGUUCGGCUCUUUAGGAUUUAUAUUUUAGUCUUUAGGAUAGUAACAUUUCUCUGUCCCCGUCUUAUGUUUACAGGUUUCUGUUCUGCAUUAGAAAGUUUAUGCUGCUUGAUUGUAUUCAUAUUUCUAAGGGUUUGAAACAGCUUACAAUGUAAAACAAUUUCCACUACUUGUUUUCAGUUGCAAGUUUUCCAAUAUAGGCCUGCUUCCAUAGGUUACUGUAGAAUUUGUGCUGGGUUCUCUAUUAAGCUGCAAAAACUACAGAUUAAGAUGAAUUUAAGUCGAUUCACAUUUUUUUUCAUUUUGUCUGUGUAUAUGCAUGCAUAAGUGGUCUUGUGCUAGAAUGCAGUAUAUCGAACUAUACCAAUGUUUUUCUAAUUCUAGUAAAUAUUUUGGAAGUUGCCACAGUGCAAAGGAAGGGACCGGUUCCAUUUGUAUCCAAAAUGGAUUUUUAAAAUAAAAUAAAAUAAAAUGUUUUUAGUGCAGAUUGCAUUCUGGAGUUUAUUUUUUAGUGUAAGCCAGAUAAGUACACCGAUUGUGAAUUUGAAUUUGUGAUUUGAAUUGGAUCAUGAAUUCUUGUUGUUUCUUGACCCCACUCAAAUGGCUGCAGAGAGAAUAUGGCCUUUGGACUGCUAUCCAUAAUCAAACAAGACAUGCUUUUACAGAAUAAUAGAACAUAUGGUAGUCAACAAGCAGGCACAUUAAAUACAUAAAUUAUGUUGUAUCUAUAUUCCUUGGGACCUAGCAAUUAACUCAAAGUACAUGAAAUUAUGUUAAGUCAAUUCACAUGAUAAAAAAAAAAACCAGCCCCAAGAGUUGUUUCCAGCUUAGGCCCCAUCCACACUUUACAUUUAAACAAUUAUCAUGACUUUCUCUGAAGAUUCCUGGGAAUUGUAGUUUGUCAAGGACACUGAGAGCUGUCAGGAGACCCCUAUUUCCCCCACGGAGCUACAGAUCCCAGAUUUACCUGGGAACAAGGAUUGACUGUAGUUCUUGGAAUAAGGGUCUCCUAAGAACUCAGUGGACUUUACAAACUCCAUUUCCCAGGAUUCUUCAGGGGAAGCCACAACUAUUUAAACCGGUAUAAUACCGCUUUAAAUGUAUAGUGCAGAUUGUGCCCAUCAUAUUCAGUACAGACCCAUUGAAAUCAGUGGACAACUUACUUAAGUGUAUUGAUUUCAGUGGUUCUCAGGUAGAUCCAACCCUAAGCACACAAUUAAAUCCAAAUUCUGGCCAUGCAGUAAAGCAUCCAAACAUUUUAUUUUAUUUUGUGCACCAUCCUAAUAGCUACUUGAUGUAAGGUGGGUUUUUUAAAAAAGAUAAUAAUCACCUAAUAAUAAAAUAAAUGUCUCCAUCUCACAACCAAAUCAAUGUUUAGCAUGUAAGUCACGAUUUUAUGAAUUUGUGCAAUUGCAUGGAAAUGAAUCUGGCCACAAGAUGGAGCAAACAGUUUCUAGAAGUGUGUGAGGUGAGUAGAAAAAAAUAAAGGACCCACCAUCGCAUGCACUUACGAAGAAUGUCUCUGUGUGGCAAUCAGAUACCCCUAUUGCAUGCAGCUGUGUUCUCAUAAACCAUUACUGGGUUGUGUGUGAAUUAGCCCCAGCUCACUUCGCAGGUUGCCUGUCUCAUAACAUCCUUUCUUUCAGUUGUUUAAAUCUGUAGCAUGCUACUUUCCAAGGGUUUUGGCAGAUAGCAGAACUUAAGUGUAGACAUAAGGGUAACUUAUUGGUGGAUUGCUCACUUUGCAGUUGUAGGAAAGGGAUCUCAAAGUCAGCUUGCAACCUACGAAUGCUGCAAGAUAAGAAAUACCUUUGUGCUGCUUUUCGGUCCACAAAUCGUGUUAAGCAUCAUUGUGGUCCAUUUUGUCUUCCAUCCUGUCAGCAUUCGCCACCUGAAUUCGCUAUUAGAAGCAACAAUGCUAUGCUUUAUAUUGCCUUAAGAUAAUAAUAGAAAAUCAUAGAUAACCCGAAGGACAUUGGAAUAAUAAUUAGAAGACAAUUCACUAAAUGUGAGGGGGCUGGGAAACCCAAUCAAAAGAAGAUGCAUCGCCUCGUAUGUAAACACCAUGAAACUACACAUUGCCAUCCUAAGAUAAUAAUAAUUAAGCAACAUUUAUAUUAUUUUCUGGGAACGAAACCCAACAUUCUGGGUUCUGAUGCAACAACAGCAGCAAGGAUACUACUCGCAAAACAUUGGAAAACUCAAGAUCUACCCACACUGGAAGAAUGGCAGAUGCAACUGAUAGACUAUAUGCAACUGGCUGAAAUGACUGGCAGAAUCCGUGACCUGGGAGAAGAGAGAAUCGAGGAGGAUUGGAAGAAAUUUAAGAACUACCUACAAAAACAUUGUGAUUUGACUGAAUGCUGAAUAAGAUGCUUGACUAAAUAACUGAGCACCACUUAACCUAGAAGUUUUUAAAAAAAAUAAGAAAAACUGUGAAAGUUUAACUCUUUAUGAGAACUAUAAGAUUAUGAAAUAUCGAAGAGAUAUAAGAAUUUAAAUAAGAUGAUAAAUUGCUGACAAAAUGUUAUAAUGAUGAAGGUGGGAGCGGGAGAUGUGAGGAAGUCCAAAGAAAAUGUGAAAUUAUGUUAAGACGAAUGUUAUAUUGUUUAUUACAUUUAUUCCUAUUGUAAAACCCAAUAAAUUGCUUUAAAAAAAAAAAAAAAAAAAAACAUUCUGGGUUCUGGCCAAUAAAAUGCCUAUUUAAUUUCCUACCCAAUUAAUUUUUUACUGGAAGAAUGAUCUGUUUUUCAAGCAGCCGGACAGUACAGUGUUUUAUGGCAUACGUUUUCACAGGUCUCUGGAAGAGUCUCUGAUUCAUCAUAAGCGCCUCCUGCUGGGGGGGGGGCAUCAUUUUUGCAGCUUUCCUUUCCCUCUCCUGCAGCCUCCAGUGCUAUCCCACCCCCAGGAUGUUCCAGAAGCUCCCUAUAACACUCUGAAGUUGCUUUUGCAGAGGGAAAGCGGAUUCUGCAACAAUAAUCUCUCCCUUCCUCCAGGAUCCUGUUACUGGAACUUCACUCAUAGGAAGCCUGGGUGCAGCCCACAGAUGCAGUUUUUCCAGACUUGAUCACUGAAACUCUUUGCCCAUGGAGUCUGGAAAAGCUACAUUUGGGUUUAUUUCUUUUUAAUCAGAACUUAUAAUGAAUCCAGAUUCUGGGCAUGUAAGCAUAUUUAGUUGGCAUAAGCUGUGUUGGACUCAGCGGUACUUUCUUCUGAGUGAACAUGCAUCAAUGCCCUUCUUCAGCCAACCAAAAUGAGCUUUUUUUUUUGCAUUUCUAACGAAGCUCUUCCAAGGAACUUUUAUCCUUUCAAAAUAAUUGCCCCUUUCUUCUAAAUUGCUACAACUGCUUGCCUGCCUUUCAUUACUAUGUGGCGUGUGCUUGUGUGGAGGGGAAGACUGCAUUGCGGCAUAGAAUGACAAAACCUAACCAACAUCCCAGACAUCUACGGAGAAGUGCAAAGUGUGUUUGUGUGUAGAGUUUCUGCCCUCCCUCAACAUCCUGCCUGUUAUAACUAUAAAAUUAUUUCUAGAAUAGAUUUCUAUAUAAAACCAGGAGUGGACCAAUGUGAGCUCUUGUUAAGGUAAAGGUAAAGGUACCCCUGCCCGUACGGGCCAGUCUUGACAGACUCUGGGGUUGUGCGCUCAUCUCACUCUAUAGGCCGGGAGCCAGCGCUGUCCGCAGACACUUCCGGGUCAUGUGGCCAGCGUGACAAGCUGCAUCUGGUGAGCCAGCGCAGCACACGGAAUGCCGUUUACCUUCCCGCUAGUAAGCGGUCCCUAUUUAUCUACUUGCACUUUGACGUGCUUUUGAACUGCUAGGUUGGCAGGCGCUGGGACUGAGCAACGGGAGCGCACCCUGCCGCGGGGAUUCGAACCGUCGACCAUGCGAUCGGCAAGUCCUAGGCGCUGAGGUUUAACCCACAGCAAGCAAAUGUUCACCUUUAUUAUGGAGACAUUUUUUCCAGCUACCACAACUUUUAACCAACUGGGUGCUUGCCUCAUGAAGAAAAAAUGGGGGGCAUAGAUUCUUAAUUCCCUCCCAAUUUCUGCAUUGCUGUGCUCCUUCAGCUCCUAAGCCUUCUCUUUAUUUAAUUAUUAACAGGGUUAUCUAGUAGACCAGGGGUCAGCAAGGUUUACCUCGCCUGGGUUGGUUCACUCCAGCGGAGAUCCCUCCGUGGGCUGGGUCGUGCGUGUGUGAGCACACAUGCUUGCAAUUUUGGGCAUCUGCGUCUGCGCAGACAUGAUUUCUGGUGCCGUGGAAGUGAGCCCCCACGCUGCACUGCGCUGGUUUAGUGCAGCAGGCAGGGACUCGCCGAGUGGGCGGCUCAGUUUGGGGGCGGCUUGGGGGCCUGUUAAACAACCCCAAUGGGCUGCUUGUGGCCCAUGGGCCUUAGGUUGCCGACUCGUGUAGUAGACAAUUGGUUUAAAUGCAUUUCUCUCUUGUCUGGAUUGCUCAUCCAUACAAAAUGUUCCCUGCACAUAGAAAACUAUCCCUUUAUUUGUUUAUAAAUUAAAAUAAUUAUAUUGCCUGCUAUGUAGGCAUCUCAAGGUGGCAUACUCUAAUGCCAUUAAAAUACAGUACAAAACACAAUUGCAUUUACAAAACACAAUACAGAUAAACAAAGAAGCAGUCAGUGAAUGUUCUAAGAAUGUCUGCAAUGCCUGUUGUCAAUAGCCAGCAAAGGCUGUUCUUGAAGUUGUUGCUGUUGCUGUUAUUGUUAUUGUUUUGCAUGCACUGGAAUUGUAUGCUGGCGCAUGACUUAUCUCUAGGGGGAGACUAUUCUACUGGCACAGAAAAGACCUUUUCCUAGCUUAGAGAGAAGGCCGGGCCAGGCCUCUUUCCUCUUGUCAUGCAAGUUUUUACUGUACAGAAAAGGCUAUUGAUAAGCUGGAAUGUGUGCAGAGGAUGAUAAAGGGUCUGAAAACCAGGCCUUAUGAGGAACAGUUGAGGGAGUUGGGCAUGUUUAGUCUGGAGAAGAGUUGAUAAGAAAGCCUUCUUCCAAUAUCUGAAGGGCUGUCACAUGGAAGAUGGAGCAAGCUUGUUUUCUCUUGCUCCAAAGGGAAGAACAUCGUGAUAGUAAGAGCUGUCCAGUAGUGGUAUCAGCUUCCUUGGAAGGUGAGGGUUUUCAUUGUAGGUUUUAAAAUGGGUUGGGUGGCCAUUUGUCAGGAAUACUUUAAUUGUAGGGGGUGGAGCUACAUGACCCCGUGGCGUCCCUUCCAACUCCACUGUUCUCUGCUUCUGUGUGAAGCUCCCCCAUGUAGUUUUGCAGGCUAGAUGCAGGUAGGCUACCUCAGGGAGAACAAGGUAUUAACAAGUCUGGAGACAGAAGCAGGUAAUAAGAGUUUUAUAGUUUUGAAGAGAACUGAGGGGAAGGGAGUAGCAGCCUUUCUCAACCUGUGGGUCCCCAGAUGUUGUUGAACUACAACUCCCAUCAGCCCUAGCUAGCAAGGCCAGAGCUCAGGGAUGAUGGGAGUUGUAGUCCAACAACAUCUGGGGACCCACAGGUUGAGAACCGCUGGGAGCGUCUGAUCAAUAUACCAGUACUCUGAGCCUGUUCAUCCCUGCUGGUGUUCUUGCUUGCUGAUUGGUGAGGAGACCGUUCUUUGCUGCGGGAGAGGUAGAGUUGAGUAUUCCAUGCUGUUUUCACAUUCAGUUUUCACACUGGAGUCCGCUUUCAUUCAGCAUAGCUAGGAAUGUCAUCAGCAUGAUAAACCAUGCAAAUAAGUCUGUUGGCUGUUUCUGAAUGUUGGUUUCAACUCUACUGACUCACUGAGUGGGGAGAAGGUCUUCUCUGACCGUUUCUAAUUAGCAGUGUGGAUCCUAAAAGGUGAAACUAAAACGGGUAUGAGUAUUCGGUACUGUGUGUAAUUAGACACUGCCCAUCCCCGCAAUGGGGUGAGCUCCUGUUGUUCAGUCCCAGCUCCUGUCAACCUAGCAGUUUGAAAGUACAUCAAAGUGCAAAUAGAUAAAUAGGUACCACUCUGGCGGUAAGGUAAACAGCGUUUCCGUGCGCUGCUCUGGUUCGCCAGAAGCGGCUUAGUCAUGCUGGCCACAUGACCCGGAAGCUGUACGCCGGCUCCCUCGGCCAAUAAAGCAAGAUGAGUGCUGCAACCCUAGAGUCGGCCACAACUGGACCUAAUGGUCAGGGGUCGCUUUACCAUUUAUAAUGUGAUUGCUUUUGGCAAUCUCCUGCUAGCUAAGGCUAAUAAGGGGAAAUUUUGUGCCCCUAACAGUUUUGUGCCCGGGGCAACUGUCCUUGUGUCCCUCCCAUGUUACACCACUGGUUACUUGUUCUUCUGACUCGUCAGCAGCUAUCUUUCAGAAUUAGAUUCCUGCCUGCCUUAGUUUAUGUUGCCUGUCUCUUGUCCCUUGACUGCCAUCUCUCAGACUUGAUCUGUGCCUGCCCUUGACCUCACUUCUCUCCUCUUUUGCCUCACACUGACACCCAGCACCCCACUGGACCUGAUCCCCGUCUAUUUGCAAGACUGACUCCACUGUGCCCUGGCAGCACUGCAUAACUCAUUUCUCAUUCUCUAUGUGUCUUUAGCUUGGCAGUUCAGGUGCAUGUGCCGCCUUGAGCUCUCCAGCACCAGUUUUAUUACAACGAAGCUUCACAAUAUUUUAAACAGGCACAAUAAUUAGAGUUUUACUCGCAAGUGCUAUUAAAGUAAGAAAUGAAAUAGUCCAUGCCUAUGUGUCUGAGAGAUCUGGAAAACUAUUAAAAUAAGUCAUUAAAACAACACAUGGGUCUAAAUUCUUAAAGCACUUUUAUUUCAUUCUAUAAGUAAAAAUAGCAAUCAAAAGGCUUCAGGGUAGGGAUUUUCUGUGUGCUGGUCUUUCCAGGAUAUGCAAAAGAAUUAUUUUCUAUUUGGCAUCAAACAGCUUGGCCAAUGCUUCAUUCCUCCCAGUCGUACCUCUGUUGUUUCACUCUUCAGAUUUCUUUUCUUCUCUGGGUUCAACAGGACUGGUCUUUAUAAGGCUUAUACAAUUCUGAGUGGGUGGUAGGAAGCCUGGCUUCCUAACUCAUCUCCAUGUACAAUUCUGUAAUGAAACAUAAUAAAAUAAUAAUAAACCAAAGUUAGAAGGUAACAGAUUGCACAGGCUUGAAUAACCCAUUUUAGUUACAAACUCAGCACUCAGCGUUUUAAGCCAUAGUCGCUAAUAUGUUUCUCUAAUUUAGUGAUUAGUCAUGAAUUUGAAGUUAUCUAAGUAAUUUAUACAAUGUGUUGUAUCAAUUCUCUAAAUAAGGGACGUCUCUGGAAAAUAGAGACACUUUGAGGGUCUGACACACACAAAUCCUGGGCAAAAAUCCUGACCAGCCAGCCCACCCCUCAGCUACAGCUCUGCCUAACACUGUUUGCGUGUGUGUGUGUGUCAUCCUUCACAGUCACAAGAAUAUCUAAUCUGAUCCAGUCAGCCUUCCAAAUAUAUUUAGGAAUGUGCUUCAGUUUUGGGCAGUGUGUGUGUGUGUGUAUAGCGGGGAGUCUUUGAAUGGCCAGCCUUUUAAUAAAGCUGUAACAAGGUUUUAGGCACAAAGAGCCCAGUGAGAAUUUCUCCGUUGCUCGACUCAUUCAAACGAGUGGGCCAUGUGCAAAAACCUUGCUAUUUCCAUACGAUUUGCAAAGCAGAACUUCCCACCUGCUGAUUUUGGUCUUUUUGCUACCACCGGUUACAAAUUCUCCCUUGCCGGACAACUUUGCAAGAUUGUUAAAAAAAUGGUUGUGCCAGUGUGGCUUGAUGGCAGUACAAAUGAAAAGAAAAUCACGUGUGUGUCUUUUCUAAUUGCUUGUGAAAGUGUUUCACAUUCAGAUAGACCAUGGAGGAUGAGUCUGGAAGGACACUAACUAAUAAUUAGAAAAGACAGGUUUGUAAAAAUAUGUUUCUUUUGUGAGAAAGCAGUUUUUAAAAUAGUUAUGUUAGAGCAAACUCUUGACCCUUCUGACACCUUUAAGUUUUUCCCCACUGGGCAAAUAGCAGUUGUGGGAUCCACUUAGAUCAGGAAAGAGUUAAUUCCAUCUUUCUGCAGCCCCAAGUCCAACCUGCCUCAUAAGACUACAGUUAACUCAACCCACCCAACCAAUAGGAGGCACAUAAUCUUGCCUAAGGGACGCGGGUGGCGCUGUGGGUUAAACCACAGAGCCUAGGGCUUGCUGAUCAGAAGGUCAGCGGUUCGAAUCCCUGUGACAGAGUGAGCUCCCGUUGCCCAGUCCCUGCUCCUGCUAACCUAGCAGUUCGAAAGCACGUCAAAGUGCAAAUAGAUGAAUAGGUACCGCUCCGGCGGGAAGGUAAACGGCGUUUCCGUGCGCUGCUCUGGUUCGCCAGAAGCGGCUUAGUCAUGCUGGCCACAUGACCCGGAAGCUGUACAGCCAGUAAAGCGAGAUGAGCGCUGCAACCCCAGAGUUGGCCACGACUGGACCUAAUGGUCAGGGGUCCCUUUACCUUUAAUCUUGCCUAGUUUGAUGCUUCCUGUCUCUGCUGCUUUUACAGUACUACAGUAGCCGUCACACUAAAUUGUUCUCGGACAAAAAGUCUGCAGUAACAUUUCGUUGCAGGAGGUUGUACUAGAUGACCCUAUGAAUCACUUCCCAUUCCACAGCUCUAUGACAAGAUGCACAUUUUAACAGCGUUUGGAACGUGUGGUGUCACUGAAUCCACAAUGGUCUGCAUUUGCAUAAAACUUUUUCAGACUGUGCUAGAUCCCAUGGACAGGAGGAAACGCAACAAAGCUUGCGGUCUUCUGAAGAACCCAGGAAAUUUCCUUUUGGCCUCUCCCCCUGCUCCCCGCCCCCACCUGCACCACCAUUUAAUGCACGAACAACGGAGAACUGAAAGGAAGUUAUGAAGUGUUCUGCAUCUCUCUCCAGGUUAGGAACAGGGAAAGGUUAAAUGACGACGAGAUUUGAGUGGCAGCAAGCCAUCAAUUUUGGCUCCUAGGGUUCUUUUCUGUCCUAGCAGUUGUAGCUAUUUUAUGUGGCGUGCGAUUUCGGCAGCAGAGAGAGAGAUGCUGGCACUGAUCUUUAACACAUGUGGAAAAUACGGCUAGGGAGUGAAGCGUAUGGAAAACAUAUUAAUCUUUUUACAACCAGAAGAUCCAUGUUUGCUUCUUUGCACUCCACUCACUGCUUUUGACUCCACUGCACAUUUGGAAGCUCACCCCUCCCCUCCUCUAUGAAAUAAACAAGAGACAAGGGGCCCAAUCCACCAAGAAGCUCUUGCCCAACUUCUGUUCAUUUUCGAUGGAUUUUGUUUGUUCGCACAGGAGAACUUCCUGGCUGAUCGUACUCAUUCAUACUGUUGAAAUGGAUCAGAGCAGCAUAAGAGGAUGGUACAAACAUAAACAGCAUCGCCAACCCAGAUUUACCCAAAUUGCAUGAUUGGCUUGCAUUAAAAGAAAAACAACAACCAGAAUAACACUGUAAAAUGUGCAUGGUUAAUAUGAGUCUUCAGGAAAUAGUAUCCAGGAAGGUUAAAACAUCUCUAUGUAAGGUUUUGGUCUUAAAAUGGUUAGAUUUUUCACAAAAUUAUGAGCUGGAAAUGUUGAGGAAGAUGCGUCUUGCUGUGAAUUUUUGCUAAAAAUAUUCCCAGUGAGGUCUUUCUGUAAUUUGGGAAACAUUUCUUUCCUAUUCUGGAUUCUCUGAUCUGAUGGCCGGACACAUGAGCAGCUGGACAGUAAGCGAGAAGCUUCACAUUAUCCUAACACCCAGUGGGAUUUGAUAAGACUGAUCGGGCAAUCCUAUAAAUGUCUACUCAGAAGUAUGUCCCAUUGACUUCAGUAAGAUUUAGUCCUAGGGGAAAUUGUAGUAACUUACUUAGGAGCAAGCCCCAAGUGAGCUUGAGCUUGCUGGUCCUUGAUUCUGGUAGGAUCGCUCCAUAUCCCAAUCUCAACACCAAAUAUAUCAGAUUGUACUGAAUAAGAAGAAGAGUCCAGGAUACAUUUUGCAAUGCAAGUGGGAAAUGACCAUUUCAUAUCUAAAGGAGAGUAUGUGCAAAGGAAACUAUCCAAAAAUAAACCAGGGCUGUUCACAUCAGUGCUAGAAAUAAGAUGGUGUCCAUUGUCCAUUACAGUUUGUAAAAUCAGGUAGGACUGGACAUUUGGACCUUGAAGGUGGCUAAUGCCUCUGGGAGUGAAGGUAUGAAUCCCGAUAGCCUGAAGAAACUUAAUUCCUAUCUCAUGGUUUCUGAUGACUACCCCAGCAUUUGGGGGCAAGCUAUUGGAGUGUGUGGUUCUCCUCAGCUCCAGGUAGUCUGUGAUGUUGCAGGUGGUUUUGAUCCAUUCCAGUUCAGCUUCAUGCCUGGUUUUGGGAUGGAAACAGCCUUGGCCACCCUGAUGAAUGACUAGCCCAGGGGAAUGGAUUUGGGAGAGUGCCACCCUGCUAAUUCCUCUGGACUUCUCAGUGGCUUUCAGUAUCACCAAGCCUAGUAUCUCUCCAGAGCAGUUGUCUGGAUGAGGCCUGGUUCCAGUUUUUGAGGAUUUGAAGUCUCAGAACGUGGUGCUAUUGCUCUCCAGGUUCCUUUCUGUCUCCCUUCUACAUGAAACGGCUUGGUAAACUUGACUGGAGAUUUGGGCUGAUGUGAGGAUGAUGUCUGCUUGUCUGCUUGUUACUGAGCUGUGUUCUGAUUUUUGUUGUUGUACAUAUGCAUUGAAUUUUGGUAUUUGUGGAUUAUUUUUUACCCGCUUCUUUCAAAUAAAAAACCUGUUGUAACUGUAUUAAUUGUACUCUGCCUUGGGACCUCUGCCAUUGCUCCAUUUGGUGAGAGGUGACAUAAAAACAUUUUAAGCACAUAAGUAAAUGAAUGAAUCAAUGAAUAGAUGUCUUUUUGAACUGGAUUUGUUUCUCUUUCUGAUCUUUGCUCAUUCAAAAGUGUUGGCGCUGAUCUUUAAAGCCCUAAACGGCCUCGGCCCAGUAUACCUGAAGGAGCGUCUCCACCCCCAUUGUUCUGCCCGGACACUGAGAUCAAGCACUGAGGGCCUUCUGGUGGUUCCCUCACUGUGAGAAGUGAAGCUACAGGGAACUAGGGCCUUCUUGGUAGUGACACCUGCAGAGAGGGGAAGUACCUGGAUUUCUUGAGGGUCAGCAUUUUAACCAAGGCCUUAUCCACACUUCCUUUUGUCUCACUGCUUCCCCUGCCUGGGGAAACUGCUCUUUAGCGCUCAGCCAGAGAACACAGUGAUUUGGGUUUCCCCCAGAUUGCCAUUUCUUCUGAUCUAUGGCUAGAAUGGGGUUUCCCUUGGAAAGGAGCAGGGCAAGGGGGAAACUGCUCGGACCCAUGCUUUCUAAGUGCGGCGCAAGCGGAAGUGUAGACGAGCCCUAAAGUGGCAAAGGAUUUUGCCCAAGGGACAGAUGACAAAACGUUCCACCAAAUGUGCUAGAAAACCUAAGCAAGCAGGGAAUGACUUUGAAUUCCCAAAUCUACUAUUUAACUAUGCAGUUCAACAGCAGGCAAUAUCAGAAUGACUAAAAGAGGAACGUAAAUUCUGCCAGCUAUUAUGAAAGCAAUAAGCUGUUCUAGCACUUUUAAAGUAUUUUUCUUCUUCUGGGCAACAGUUAAUUGAUGGAUGGGUAAAAAAAUAAUAAUUGUAAUAAUGGGGCAGUUCCAUUAGUUCCAAAAUAAUAAUAAUAAUAAUAAUAAUAAUAAUAAUAAUAAUAAUAAUAAAUUCAACCAGUUUUAUAGAAAAGUAAUAGCCGGCACGAUUGGUCAGAGAUUUAUCCUCCUGAUAGGCUGAGAGAUAUAGCGAAUUCUAUCCAAUACUUCCCAUUGACACAACUGCAGAAGCAUGCAAUGUAAAGAGACCUGUAGGCCCAGAAAGAAUUUGCAUAGCUGGAGAAUUCACCUUGUUAAGGACCUUUCCCGUCAGAGCUCAAAGCUGCUUCUAGCAUUGUCUUGGCUCCUGCAGGUAUUUUUGGCACACAGUCUUGCCUCAUGUAGCUUUAUGAGUUGGCUCUUCCUUUAGGCAGGAUAAAGUGGCUUGGCUCAGGUGGUGGUGCAGCGGUCUAAAUCACAGAGCCUAGGGCUUGCUGACUGGAAGGUCGGCGGUUCAAAUCCCCGCGACGGGGUGAGCUCCCUGCUCCUGCCAACUUAGCAGUUCGAAAGCACGUCAAAGUGCAAGUAGAUAAAUACCGGCGGGAAGGUAAAUGGCGCUUCCGUGCACUGCUCUGGUUCACCAGAAGCGGCUUAGUCAUGCUGGCCACAUGACCCCGAAGCUGUAUGCCAGCUCCCUCGGCCAGUAAAGCGAGAUGAGCACCGCAACCCCAGAGUCGGCCAUGACUGGACCUAAUGAUCAGGGUCCCUUUACCUUUAAGGAGUGAUACAUUAUCAAUUUAUUAUAUAUACUGUAUAUAUUUAUCAAUGCAGGGAUUUCCUGCCAUUUGGAUUUUAUGCCCAGGCACCAACAUUCCUGCUUUUGGGCUGCAGCAAAGCUCAUGGGACUCUGAGAAUCCCAACGAUAAUUUGUUGGCGAAGCAACAGCAUGUGACCUAGAGGAGUGUUUCCUGUGCUCCUUGCGUGCUCCUGGCAUGGCCUCACGUGUAUGCAAAAGCCAUCAUGAGUCACAGAUUCCCAUAUUAAAAUGUUUGUUUUCAAGGUUAAAUUUAUACCGGGUGUACCACUAUAAGCAGUUAAAAUUACACUGUGGCCUUAAAAUGUUUUUAAUAGAAUUAACCUCCAUUUAGCUAACGUACCUGAAGCGUUUUAAGAAUAAAAUGCUGAAGUACAUAUUUAAACCCGUACUUCAGGGGUCAGCUAUGCAUAAAUGUGCAAAAUUGUACCAGGCCGGUUGAGUUUGCCAAGUCUUCCUCUCUGAUUGCCCUGUUAUUAUUUUGCUAGUUCUCCCUUAUCUCCCCUCUCUUAUAUCUCAACACAUCCCUGUCUAUGACCCUCCAGUGCCACCACCCUGAAGCAGAGGCACCAGGCUGCCCCCAAAAUUGAGGGGUCCCAGCGUGUGCUUGAUUCAGAGUGGGCCCCUCCCUCUUCCCUGUGAUGACCUUUGAUUCUCUCCCUUGUUCCCAAUGUAGGAAGAGGAGGAGUUUGGAUUUGAUAUCCGGCUUUAUCACUACCUGAAGGAGUCUCAAAGCGGCCAACAUUCUCCUUUCCCUUCCUCCCCCACAACAAACACUCUGUGAGGUGAGUGGGGCUGAGAGACUUCAGAGAAGUGUGACUGGCCCAAGGUCACCCAGCAGCUGCAUGUGGAGGAGCGGGGAAGCGAACCCGGUUCACCAGAUUACGAGUCUACCGCUCUUAACCACUACACCACACUGGCUCUUGUAGAUCUGUAGAUCUUUAUCCAGUGCUGGAUUUACAUAUAAGCUAAGCAAGUUUAUAUGAGAUGAGCGCACAACCCUAGAGUCUGUCAAGACUGGCCCAUACGGGCAGGGGUACCUUUACCUUUUACUAAGCAAGCUCUAGCUUAGGGCCCCACUCUCUUGGGGCCCCCAAAAAAAUUUAAAGGAAAAAAACCUGGAUGUACAUUUCCAAAAUAUACGAUAAAAAACCAAAUAAAAUAAAACCUACAUACAGCAACAGUGUUUUGUGUUGUGUAGGCUCCUAUAAUGUAAGUAAUGCUCAUUUCUAGAUACAGUGGUACCUCUACUUAUGUUCACCUCUGGUUACGUAUCCUACGGGAUAUGUACAUGGCAAACCUGGAAAUAUUUUUCUGGGUUUCGUCAUGUACACAUGCGCAGAAGCAGUCUACCACCAUGCGCACAUGCACAGAAACUGUCCCACCGGUUGCAGAAACCUCGGGGUCCAACCGGAGCUCUGGAACAGAUCCCGUCCGCAAAUGGGAUGCAUAGGGUCCCUACAUUCUGCAUGGACUGGUUGUAGGGUAACAUGUGCAAAUGGCUUUAGAUGCCUAUUUGGUCCAUAAAUUACCACAUAGCAUAUAUUCAACACAAAAAACAGUGACAAUUUGUUGUUGACAAAGGACAGCUGGACAUAUAAAGGGCCCCAUUACCUUCAGUAGCUGAGGGCCUCAUCAUACCUGAAUCCGGCCCUGUCUUUAUCCCACUCCCUUGCUCCUAAUGUAGGUCUUCAGUUGCCUCUUCUUCCCUGGCAGGAUGUGUGCGCUAUUUUGUGGUUCGCCUCAGGUGCCCAAGUGUCUUGGGCUGGCCCUGAUUCAGGUUCCCCCAAUGUAUCCAGAGUUUCUACUCUCUAAAAUAUAACAGGGACGCGGGUGGCGCUGUGGGUUAAGCCACAGAGCCUAGGACUUGCCAAUAAGAAGGUCAGUGGUUCGAAUCCCCGCGAUGGGGUGAGCUCCCGUUGCUUGGUCCCUGCUCCUGCCAACCUAGCAGUUCAAAAGCACGUCAAAGUGCAAGUAGAUAAAUAGGUACCACUCCAGUGGGAAGGUAAACGGCGUUUCCGUGCACUGCUCUGGUUCGCCAGAAGCAGCUUAGUCAUGCUGGCCACAUGACCCAGAAGCUGUACGCCAGCUUCCUCGGCCAAUAAAGCGAGAUGAGCGCCGCAACCCCAGAGCUGGUCACUGGACCUAAUGUUCAGGGGCCCCUUUACCUUUACCUUUAAAAUAUAACAAGCUGGAAAAUGGAGGCUCUCUCCCAGCCACUGGGACAGGUAAAUUCAUCUUGUGCUCCUCAAAUGAGGCAGUCAGAUUAGGCUUUAUUAAACCUCCUGGGCCUUUUAGGACAAGGAUUCAAAAUUCUCCUGUUUCCCUUUUGUCCAUUCCGCAUGUGAUUCUCACUUAUUCAAGUGACCCCAGGGUGUGUGUAUUUUCUAUUGGCUGGAGCCGAAUCACAAUUUCCUCUUUCCAGCGUCCAGUGCAACUGAUAUUUAUAGACUUUUUCCUUUCCUCUUCCUGCUGAGCAGCCUCCCAGCUCAGUACUUUGAAGUGUCAUCUAUGUUUACCCACUUUUUAUUGCAUGUUAUGGCUAACCCCUGCUGCUGCUCCUUUUUUUAAACCUGAGCCAAAACCAGUUUCUGGAGGCUGCAGUUGGAAUUGUUAUGAGAAUAUACUGCCUGGCAGAUUUCAGACAACAGACUUUGCACCUGUCAGGCUGAAAGCACCUGAAAUUUAAUGUCACUGCCCUGCGUUAAAUGUAUAUGGUGAUUUCUUAAUUUGGGCUGUACCUCCAAGGAAAAAUGACUCCUUUGUGUAAGUGAUGAACUAUUUUCUGUUUGGAGUUUGCCUCUUGCAUCAGGAAGCACAAAUUAGGGAGGCUUGCAUUAAUACAUGAAGCAAAUCCUGGCUUUUUCUUCUCCAAACCAAGAUCCGCAAGCCUCUUGACAAAUGCUUUUCAGAUUGCACAUGGCUACUAUAUAUAUUUUUCAAUGCUGGUGAUCAUAGAAUCAUAGAAUUGUUGAGUUGGAAGGGACCACAAGGAUAAUCUAAUCCAACUACCUGCAAAGCAGGAAUCUUUCGUCCAAUGCGGGACUUGAACCCACAACUCCGUGAUUAAGAGUCUCAUGCUCUACCAACUGAGCUAUCUCUAAGGGGUAAUUUGUCUAGUGAUUUCAUUGUGGUUUCAUUGUCCUAGUUAUACUGCCCUGGGGCCUUUGGGUAGGGCUGCCAUACGUCUGGAAUUUUUUGCACAUAUAUGUGAUCCGUCCAUCAGAAAUAGCGUCCAUGCGUAAUUUCUGAAAAUCGGCAAAACUGUCCAGGGAAACACGGGCAUGUGGAUAUGGUGAAUUUCCUAAUAAAUAGCUCAAAAACUUUGUUUGUUUGUUUGUUGCAAAAGAAGCUCAACAACCCUAGCAAAAAGAAAAAAGGAACAGUCACUUCUUGAAAUAUGGCAACCCUACCUUUGGGCGACCCCUUCAUGGAUCACCACUGCCUUGCCGUGGCGAAGGGGCUUGAAUAACUUAGAGAAGCUAUGAGCUAUGCCAUGCAGGGCACCCAAGAUGGACAGGUCAUAGUGGAGAGUUUUGACCAAAUGUGAUCCACCUGGAGCAGGAACCUGCAAGCCACUCCAAUAUCCCUGCCAAGAAAACUCCAUGGACAAAGACAACAGCCAUAUAAAAGUUAUGACUCUGGAAGAUGAGCCCCUCAGGUCAGAAGACGUCCAACAUGCUACUGAGGAAGAGUGGAGAACAAGUAAAAGUAGAUUCAGAGCUGAUGAAGCGGCUGGGCCAAAGCCGAAAGGUCGCUCAGUUGCGGAUAUGCCUGGAAGUGAAAGGAAAGUCCAGUGCUGUAAAGAAAAAUAUGGAGGGCACAAGGAGAAGGGGACGAUGGAGGACGAGAUGGUGGGACAGUGUUCUUGAAGCUACGAGCAUGAGUUUGACCAAACUGCUGGAGGCAGUGGAAGACAGGAGUGCCUGGUGUGCUCUGGUCCAGGGGUCACGAAGAGUCAGACACGACUAAAUGACUAAACAACAACAACAAACCUUUGGGUGAAGGGGAGGCAAUAUAUCUCAUAAAUAAAUAACUGGUUGGGUGGAAGCCAAGGAGCUCAACCGUAGGAGGAGCCAGUGCAAAGGACCGGCAGAUCCAGCUAUUUCUGUUUUUGCCCCCAUCCUCCUCCCUGCUGAGUUUUGCAAGGGCAAAACUGAGACUGAAGAGGAGGAAGCAGAUUGCCAGGGCAGCUUGCUGGACUGCUUGUCAGAAAGGAGGCCAGUGGGUUUGGAGGUUGCUGGGACAGUGCCCUACUUGCCCCAAAUGGGCUGGCCUCCACUGAUAGUUCAUGCUGGACUUCCCUAUGUGUCCCAGGAGACUGUUGUCUUUUCGGUGCCACGUCAAUCCUUUUGAUUUGCUCAGGUGUUUUGAUACCGUUUAUUUUAUUGGUAGAGAUUUUAAGUGGGUUUAACAUCGGCGUUGUCAUGAAUUGCUCUGCUGUUUCAUCGUUUUCAUGAGAUGUUUGCGACGUCAGUUUCAGACCGCUGUGGAAAUCCUUUAACCCUGAGAGUUAGAGAGGAAGGUACAAAUGUUUGGCCCCCCCCCCAAAGAUUUAGGAAGGUCUUGGGGACCCCCCCCCACUGCUAAAUGAGUAGUAGCUGUGCCUGUCUGGAUCUAUGGAUCUCUCUACAGUGCUGAGUAGAGGGGCCCCAUAAUAAUAAUAAUAAUUUUGAGAAGAUUCAUAAAAAAGCAACUGUAACAAAAGGAAUUAUUGUGAAAAUAAGAGGGGUUUUUUGUGGGGGGGCAAUUUUGUCCUUGCUCAGGACACUAUAUUAUUGAAGUCCAUAUCUGCUCUCUGGAUCCAUGGGGUGUCCCCCCCAAAACAGACCUCACUGCUGGGUCCAGCUGCCACUCCCAUCUCGCAGACAGUAUGCAGCCAAUAUAGCCAUCAUGCCUAGCAGACACUGAUAUUCUUUUCCUCCUUGAAUUAGGGCCUUUGAGAUUUAGGGACACUAUAGUUGUUCUUUCAGUUUUGCACAAGCCAAUUAAUAAUCACUGUUCAGCUUUCUUUUUGUUAUGUACUGAAGUUCUCACCCUGGGCCAGCAGGAGGAUACUGUAGACAGUUUUUAGUCAGGUCCACAUAUGCAAAUAAGGGAUCAAAAGUGACGUUCAGUGAUUGGAUAGUUACAGAAAGUUGUUACAAUUACGUUGUACUGGAGCUCUAUAUAAGCAGGCUGGCUGAACCCUUCAGUUCAGUUCUGUUCUGACCUGUGAAUAAACAAGAGCUGUUUGGAGAAUCACUGUGUCAUCUGAUAUGUUCACCCACAACUUAACACUUUCCUUUUCUUUUUUGGGAGCGGCAACAGUGGCAUCUAAAUCUUGUGGCUCCGCUUCCGUAUCCUUACGCAGCUGCUGUUCCUUCCAAUGGGGCUUGGGCAGGAGAAAAUAAGUGUUACCUGCUAGAUGCUUUCUUCCUUGAUAAAAUAAUAAAAACAAGUCCUCACAAUGCGCUCAUGGGAUUAUGUAAUUCUUGCAGUUCCACUUGGGUUAACAUCAAAGCCUAAAAAUUGGGUCUGGCCAGGUGCUGUUGAUCAGAUAAAAGGACCUUGGUUUCCACUGCAAAGGCUUUGGGUGGUCACCUUGCUCUGCACAUGCCCCACAUGGCUCUCUCGGUAAAAGAGCAAAGGGAGGUGUUUUCUGAGCACUGCUGUAGGACUUUCACCAUCUCUUUUUCCUGUCAGGGCAAGGAAGGCACCAUGCAGAGAGAGAGGGAGGGAGGGAGGAAGGGAGGGAGAGAAGCAUGAGGCAGAGAUCUGUUGCACAGGCAGGAAACUUGCUGCUUGCUGUUAAGACUCAUAUCCUCCAAGAACUCCGCCUUCCCAAGUGGCAGGAAUAGGGGAUACUUUGGGAGAAGCCCUUUGAGGUUCAGAGCCUGAGUCUCGGUGGGAAGAAAUGUGUUCGAAAGUGGCAGGAACUCCUUCAAAGAGGAAAUCACUUCUGAUCGCCAGAGUCUGAAGCUGGUAAUUUAAUAGGGAAACUCCGCAUCUCCUAUAGGGUUGGCGUUACUUGCCUGUGUAUUGAUUUUUUCCACCCCCCACCCCCAUGAGCCCAUUCAAAAAAAAAUGCACAAGGAUAUUGAAAGCAGAAACUUCUGGUGUACGGUUUGGAUGAAAGGGAAAAGGGAGGUGGGCGAGUGGAUGGGGGGGGGGAAUGUGGUGUGUGUGCCCACGUCAACUUUUGCUGGAAAAGUCACGUCAAGCCUAUAAACACUGCAAGAUGCAGAGAAGCCAAGGGCCCUGCUGCUCCAUCUGUGCCUGCCGGAGGAGGAGGAGGAGGAGGAGGAGGAGGAGGAAGAGAGGGCAGCGCGGGCAAGAGCAGGACCCACUUCUCUCAGAAAAAUAAAGCAAACUGGCAAACCAGCCCAACCCACAGCUGGGUGCAAAGACAAAAAUCUCCUGCCUAUAGAAAACAGAAUGAAAAUUUAAACACCGCUCCCUUCCCCAUUAAUAACAUUAUUUGUUUUGCAAUUGUUGUAAGAAAAAACUACUCCUUUCCCUUAUGGGGUACCCAAGAGCCCGUAAAGAGUCCUUAAGUGGGUUCCCUAUUGGUAGGAGAAAAUAAUAGAGGCCAACUAGAGAAUAUUGAGAAGCAAAGCGGCUAGUAAGCCUGAUCUUUAUUAAACUGUUGCAACAGGGUCCUCACUCACCACAUGCAGGGAACCCAGAACAAUGGUGUGCAAGCCUUUAUAUAGACUUUUGAAAUUGCCCACCCUGUAACCCAAGAUCACCCCCUCAAAACAUCAUACAUACAUCACAGAAGAGGCAGUCUACAGCAGAAAUCCUGUCUGCCAGGAUACCUGAUAAUGGUCACUGACUGCUUUUACCUGGGCAGCCUGGCCAUUCUUUUGUGAUGGUUAAUACCAGUACUUUAAUUCCUGAAUUCAGGUCACGGACUCACCCUAUUCAUGCACAAAUAUGCCCUUAAGACAGGAUUUGUGAGUAAAGAUACAAUGGGGAGUCUUUGUGUGAAAAAAUAUAAAUAAUAUACUUCUCACUGCCUAAGUCACCAUUGUUCCUGAUGUUCAGGAGUGGAGGAACCUUCUGAAAAGCAAGCAGCUACUGUAUAUGUAUAUAGAUCACCUAUAAGCCAUAGUCUUCCUCUUUCAAAACCGCAGAUAUGAAGUGCUAGGCUUUUAAAAAUAGCCUCCACUUUGGGCAUUGACGGAUUGUGUGAUUCCACCAGGGGGCAGUGGUGGCUGCCAAGUUAGAUGGCUUUAAAAGAGGAUUAGACAAGAGGAUUGGGGACAUGGGUGGCAUUGUGGGUUAAACCACAGAGCCUAGGACUUGCUGAUCAGAAGGUUGGCGGUUCGAAUCCCCGCGACGGGGUGAGCUCCCGUUGCUCGGUCCCUGCUCCUGCCAACCUAGCAGUUCGAAAGCACCUCAAAGUGCAAGUAGAUAAAUAGGUACCGCUCCAGCGGGAAGGUAAACGGCAUUUCCGUGCGCUGCUCUGGUUCACCAGAAGCAGCUUUGUCAUGCUGGCCACAUGACCCGGAAGCUGUACGCCGGCUCCCUUGGCCAAUAAAGCGAGAUGAGCGCCGCAACCCCAGAGUUGGUCACGACUGGACCUAAUGGUCAGGGGUCCCUUUACCUUUACCUAGACAAAUUCAUGGCGGAUAAGGCUGCCAAUGGCUUCUACCCACAAUGGAUAGGUGCUACCUCUACCUUAGGAGGUAGCAUGUUCCUGACAACCAGUUGCUGAGAAUCGCAAGUAGAAAAAGUGCUGUUGCACUCAGGUUCUGCUUGCAAGCAUCCCAUGGGUGUUGGCCAUUGUAAGAGAAGAAUGCUGGACUGGAUGGGCUGCUGGCCUGUUCUAGCAGACUCUUCUUGUAUAUUUAUGCCCUCCAGAUGUUUGGAAUGGCAACUCUCAGCCCCAGCCAGCACAGCCAUGCUGGAGGGUACCAGGUUGGGAAGGCUGUAGUAAGGCAUGGUGAAAGGUAAAAGGGUAAAAGGGGUGGCGCUGUGGUCUAAACCACUGAAUCUCCUGGGCUUGCUGAUCGGAAGGUCAGUGGUUCGAAUCCCGACAGAGUGAGCUCCUGUUGCUCUGUCCCAGCUCCUGCCAACCUAGCAGUUCGAAAGCACGCCAGUGCAAAUAGAUAAAUAGGUACCACUGUGGUGGGAAGGUAAAUGGCGUUUCUGUGCACUCUGGUUUCCCUCACAGUGUUCUGUUGUGCCAGAAGCAGCUUAGUCAUGCUGGUCACAUGACCCAGAAAUCUGUCUGUGGACAAACGGCACCUCCCUCGGCCUGAAAGCAGAGAUGAGUGCCGCACCCCAUAGCCGCCUUUGACUGGACUUAACCAUCCAGGGAUCCUUUACUUUUACCUUUAAUAAGGCACAAGGCUCCAUCAAAGAUGGCUCAGGCUUGAGCCAUGGCACCCAAUGGACCUUUGCUGUUGGAUAGCUGAGCUGUUUCCUUUGGUAAUCGCAAGCAGAGACAAAUAACUUGGUUCCACCUUGGUCCCAGUUUUUGCAUUCAUAGCUAUAUUAAGUAUUCGAUAAAGUUGUGGCCAGUUUAAUUCCCACACCCACCUCUCGCUGCCAUUCUGCAGUGCUAGAGCUUGCAGUCAUGGCAGCUAUACAAAUCAAAACAGUGCAGCCAAUGGCAAACUGAGAGAUACCUUAAGGGACUUCCGGUCGUUUGUGUUGAAAUUUUGCCCACUAUGUGUUUGAUAGCUUGGAAUUUUUAAGGGUAGCAUAUGAAGUUGUUCCAGCUGUAGAAAUUUACUUGGGGGUGUGUGUGUUUGAGUUUGAUGGCAGUUUCCUUCACCCCACCCCCCUUUUAACUUGCUUGGUUUGAAGAAGGAAGAAUCUCCCCUGGGAUUUGAUUGAUAUGGAUUUGGCAGCUGGUAAUUGCUCACAGCGUGCUGCAAAGCCUGUCCUGCGAGGUAUGUUCAGUUCCAUUGAGAUUUCAUGGUUGGGGAAAGGAAGCUUUGUAAGAGAACAGAGCAGAUGUGUCUUUCAGCUGGCUCACGCCUGGGCCUUUUGCAGCAAGCCUUUUCCUGGACUGCGUUGAUCUCCUGGCAAGCUUGUAGAAAAGAUGGCUCUGAAGAAUCAUAUUGAGGAUGAACUUUUAACUUGGGGUGUGGGUGGGAAUCCAGAGUGCUACAGAAGUGUUAAUGCAAGCAGAUUCAGUAUUAGAAAACUUCCCAACAGUAGUUGCUCAGAACAGUUGUCCAGAAUCUUGAUACUCCCCUAGUGGCAAUUUUUUUAUACAUAUCUUUACAAACACAACAUUGUGUCGAACAGUUGAAAGGAAGCUUAUUGUGACUGCAAUUUGAAACUCUUCCAAGGCAUUGCAUUAUUUGGCAGAAGGUCAUGCAAGGGCAUUUUUUUUUAUAAUAAUUUUUAUUCAUUUUCCAAACACUUUUAUACAAUCAACUCAUAUUAACUCUCACAUUCAUCAAUUUUUGACUUCCCUCAGUUUCUCUGCCAAUCUUUCGUUAAAAUUUCUAUUGUUAACGCAUUUCUGAACUUAUUAUUGCCUUUAACCAUUCCUCUUCCUUUCUCCUACUUUCUUUUUUACAAUAUUUCUUAAUUUUUCACAGAGACUCUUCAAAACCAACAAGCGUUGUCUGUGCAUCACAUAUGCUUUUCAGAUAAUCUGUAAAUUUCCCCCAGUCUUCGAUAAACUUUUGGUCUUUCUGAUAUCGAAUCUUCCCAGUCAGUUUAUCCAAUUCCGCAUAUUCAGUCAGUUUCAUUCUCCAUUCUUCCACUGUUGGAAUUUCUUCCUGCUUCCAUCUUUGCGCCAGAAGUAUUCUUGCAGCUAUUACAGCGUAUUGGAAAAGUUUACAAUCUUUUCUAUUAAUUUCAUUACCUACCAAUCCUAGUAAGAAGGCUUCUGGUUUUCUAACAAAUGUAUAUCUCAACAUCUUUUUCAAUUCCUUAUAUAUCAUUUCCCAGAAGCCUUUCACCUUUUUGCACUCCCACCACAUAUGAUAGAAAGUUCCUUCUUUUUCUUUACAUUUCCAACACUCAUUACAUGUUUUAUACAUUUUAGCUAAUUUAACUGGCGUUAUGUACCAUCUAUAUACCAUUUUCAUUACAUUUUCCUUCAACGCGGUACACGCCGUGAAUUUUAACUUUUCAUUCCAUAAUUUUGUCCAAUCAUCAUAUUGUAUAUUAUAACCAAAAUCUCUGGCCCAAUGUAUCAUUACUGAUUUCACCUCUUCAUCUUUUGUAUGCCAUUCCAACAACAUUCUAUACAUUUUAGACAAAUUUUUAUACUCAUUAUUCAAUACCUCUAUUUGAAAUUUUGAUUCUUUUCCUUCAUAUCCACACAUUUUACAAUCUUUUUUAAACAUUUCACUAAUCUGGUAGUAGUGCAACCAAUCAUAAACAAAUUCUUUCACCUCUUCAUAAGUCUUCAUUUUCCAUUUCCCCCCCCUCUCUUACUAUCAAUUCUCCAUAAGCUAUCCACCUCCCCCUCAUGUUUAUCUUUUUCACACUCAUCACUUCCAAUGGUGAAAGCCAAUGGGGGAGUCUUGGUUCCAACAAAUUUUUAUACCUCUCCCACACCUCUAUCAAUGAUCUUCGGAAGAUGUGGUUUUCAAAACCUUUAUUAAUUUUUUUCUUUUCAUACCACAGAUAUGCAUGCCACCCGAAUCUAUUAUCAAAUCCUUUUAAAUCUAACAAUUCUCCAUUCACUAAUUUAAUCCAUUCCUUUAACCAACAGAGGCAUGAUGCUUCAUAAUAUAGUUUCAAGUCUGGCAGGGCGAAGCCACCUCUUUCUCUCGCAUCUGUUAAUAACUUAAACUGAAUCCUUGGCUUCUUGCCCUGUCAGAUGUAUCUUGAAACUAUUUUUUGCCAUUCUUUGAAAAUUGAUGCCCUUUUAAUUAUUGGUAGUGAUUGAAAUAGAAAUAACAUCCUUGGCAGCACACUCAUCUUUAUCGUAGAUAUCCUUCCCCAAAAAGAUAGCUUCAAUCUUCCCCACACCUCCAGAUCCCUUUUUAUCCCAUUCCAAACAAGUACAUAGUUAUUUUGAAACAAAUCGAUAUUCUUGGGGGUUAACCAUACUCCUAAAUAUUUCACUUUGUUCACCACUUCCAACCCUGUCCUUUGUUGCAUUUCCUCUAUUAAUUCUUGGUCCAUAUUUUUUGCAAUAAUUUUAGUCUUUCUUUUGUUUAAAUAAAAACCUGCAACUUGACCAAAUUGUUCUAUUUCUUCUAGGAUUCCUUUAACGCUUCCCGCUGGUUCUUCUACCGUCAUUACGCAAGGGCAUUUUUAAUACAUUGUUGUGUGUGACAGGAGAGAAACAGCUAGAUUUGUAAGAUGGUGAUGUCCCUGUGAUCUGAAAUGCAACUGUAGGGGCUAAUAUCUUUGUAAAUAUAACUUGCAAAGCACCAAACACCAAGUUGUGCUCUUGAGUGGCGAGAGCAUCCCUUUGUGCUUUUGGCAUGUGUGUGUGGUGGGAAGGCACUGGUAGUUGAGGUGAACUGUUUUGGUCCUGCAUUGAUAGGAUUCAUUCCCACUCAAAAUCUUCUAGAUCUUCAGAUUCUUGAAUCAUUUACUAAGAUUUUUUCUUUUGAGCCAAGCUUUUAGAGAGUUCUGCUGGCUUUGCAUCAUUCUUCCUGCUGUUAAGAUAAUGCUGCUGAUUCCAUUUGCCUUUUGCUUUGGGCUGUUUUAAUGGGGUUUGGUUUUUCUCCUUGUUGGCCAUAUUAUUACCCACUGUGAAUGCUCAUUUGAGCUGAAAAGCAAAAGAUAAAUCCUAAAAUCAAUUAAUAAGAAGCCCUUGCCCAGAGGCUGACUAUCUAGGCAAAGAUGAGACACAGGAGAAGACAGGAAGGGAUAAUGGGAAACAGGAAGUAAUGGGAAAUUAAAGUUAUGUGCAGUUGUAAUGCUUUCAGGAGGCUUUCCUCCUUACCAUUAUGGAACCUUUAUAAUUGCUGUUGGAAUUGUUGGCAUCUGUCAUACCAUCAUAAGAGUGGAAAAUAAUGACAAGUUGAAGGAAGUUCCCUCAUUUCCUUUAUGGAAACAUUGAGUUGCCAAAUGCCAGGCCACAGAAUUAAUCUUAUCUCCAUCCUUGUCUUUGGCAGAUGAUGGAGGUGGAAGCAGGAGAAGCAAUCAGCCUUCCACAACGUAGUCUCUUCCAAAUGCUUUGAACCACAGCUUCCACCAGCCCCAACCAAUAUGACUGUGCUGGCUGAGGCUGAUGGGAACUGUAGUCCAAAAGAUCUGGAAGAAACCAGGUUGGUGGAAGGCUGACCUAUUGGUAGAGCCAGGGGUUGGUUGAGAGGACAGAUACCAAAGUGCAGGAGCCAACUUUCAAUUCAUCUGUAGGGUUUUUGCUUUUUUUGAGCUUUCACUUAUUGAUUGAACUGGUUUUUGGCAGCUGUAAAUGGCACGCUGCGAAGCCUCUCCGAAGAGAUGCCUUCAGUUCCAUUGAAGACUUUGAAACCACCCUUCCCCCAAGAGGGACUUUUGGCAAGGGAGAAACACGCUCUGUGCCACUGGACACCUGUUGUGAGGCAUAUUGCAGUGUGCUCAACAUAUGUGCCCAGCUGAGGGCUGGCAAAGUGGGAGGGUGGGAAAGGCUCAGUUGACUUCCUAUGGGGAUUGACAUCUGUGUGCAUUUAAUUCUGUGUGGAGGGCUUGUGCCCUUAUUUUGGAUGCAGGUUUGCAUUGGGAAUUCAGUGUAAAUUUAACACAUGAAGUGCCAUGGGCUUUGCCCUAAUACUGCCCGGGUUCAUGCAUCUAUAGGAGCCCAAAAUGGUUAGAAUGCAUUAUGUAAACAUUAGAACAGCCUAUAUAGAGGGAAAUCUAUGUCUUUGACCCAACUGACAGAAAUAAUUUGUUGAAUUCCUUUUCUCAUGAGAAACAAUAUUGGAGUCCAUUCUUUCUUAGGCAGAGAGGUUGCUUAAAAAUCCAGAAUAAUUAGGUGAUGUUUCAUCAGCAGAACAUUUUCUGUCAAAUGACAAAAAAAUUCAUUUUGCCUUCUCGAACCCCAUGACUUGAAAACAGCUUUUGAUAGCAGUUUUUAAGCAAACAACUGUGUAGUAUAUUUCAGUCACACCCAUGUCUGCCUGUCUCUCGUUCAGUCUUCUCUGAUCAUAGGUUUACUACGGAAAGCUGCUGUUACAAAUGAAAACUAUUUGAUAAAUUAGAUGUGGCUGAAUCAUGGCAGUCUUGAGCACAUUAUAGCUGCACUGGCAUAGUGCCUAAGAGAUUAAGCUACAAAUGAGGGAAUCCCCAGCGGAAACUCCAUUCAUUCUCCCAUGAACUUGUAAGGCUGGCAUUAGGCAGGCUAUAACCUCUCCGUCUUAGUCUCCAUUCACAAUAAUCCUGACCUACCAGCCCGAGCUAUUGCAAAGGUUAUGGCCUUAUAAGCUAUCUGAAGUGUUUUGACAAUCCAAACAAGUCAGCUGGGUGGCACAGAAACCCAACAGAAUGCAAAAAGAGAGCAACCAGUUCUCCAAAGUGCCAGCGAUGGAGGUUUAUUGUAGGUUUCUUUCUUCAAAUGCAGACUUUGAGCUUCUGAACCAGGCUCCUUUUGGAGCCAGAUGGGCAGCAAGCAGAGUUUGUGGGAUCUGCUUCAGAAAGUCUAGGCUUAUGGACUAUGCAGAAUUAGACAAGAUGACAGGAAGGAUUCGAAACCUGUGGGAUCAGAGAUUCUCAGAGGACUGGAGUAAAUAUGUGAACUAUCUGAAAAGCAAUUGUAAUCAACAGAUCACGCUAGUAGGACUGCAAGAAGUUUUGUAAGGAGGACUAUGUGAAAUAUUGCAGAGAAAAGUAUGAAGAGAACUAUUAGGGAAGGACUAUUAAAAGCAAUAGUGAAAUUAAUGAAAUGCAGAUUAAGUGAUAAAGGUUGAAAAAUCUUCAGAUGUGGUUGAUGGAAGUCCAAAAUAUUGAAUAAGAUGAGAAAAUAUGUUGUAUGUUUUUUUUGGUGGGGGGGAAUUUUAUGUAAAAAUUAAUCAAAAAUAUAUUUAAAAAAGAAAGUAAGUCUAGGCUUGCUCCUCAGGAAGAAACUUUAGAUCCGAAAUGUGUUGAGCUACAAUAAACAUUAACGGGUGUCACUUUUGAGAACUAGCUUCUACCUUUUUGCAUUCUUUGUGAAGUGUUUUGAAUGCUCUAUGUCAGGCAUGUCCAACCCCCAAGAGACGGUGAUCUACUCCCAGUAUAGAAAAAACUGGCAGUGAUCUACCCAUUGUCUUUGGAGGGGGGAGGAGCAUGCGGGGGGGUGGUGGAUUGCGUUGUUGAGCUUUUUGGGGGGAGGAUUGCACAGAGGUUUUUUUAAGCUUCCCCCCAUUACCUUUUGUACAUGAUAAGGAUCCCGUGAUCUACCAGGAUUAGCUGGGGAUCUACCGGUAGAUCGCGAUCUACUGGUUGGACAUCCCUGCUCUAUACAAAAGAUAAGUACUAUUCUUUGGAAGUAAGGCCUACUCUAAUCCUUGGGACAUCUUCCUUUUUAAAAUAAUAAUAAUAAUAAUUUUUAAAAUUAAGGUUUAUAGAGAAAAAUACAAAACUUAAUAUCUUUCCCCCCUUAAAAAAACAAACCAAGGCUUUUAUCUAGAUACAGUAAAUACACAAAAAGGGAGGGAGAGAAAAAAUAGAGAAAGAGGAAGAAAGAAUGAAGAGUAGAAAAGAGGCUAAAAGAGAAACAUAGAAAAAUAAGAUUUGGAAAAUAAAGAACUUCUUAUUAUUCAUUUGUCCUCUAUAUAAAAACAAUAUUCACUGUCUAUAAACAAACAUUAUCUUCAAUCCUCAAAUCCAUAUAUCAUCAUUUCUUUUUCUUUUUCAUGCAAAAAGUCUAUGUGAGCUUUCCAGUCUUUAACAAAUGUUAAAGAAAAUGACUUUUCUCUGAUUAAACAUGUCAAUUUCACUUUUGAAAACUAGCCUCUCAUUUUUUGCAUUCUUUGUGAAGUGUUUUGAACACUCUGUGUAAAAGCCAAGUACUAUUCUCUAAUCCCUGGGACAUCUUUCAAUUGGUAUGAACUGCUUACAUUUCCUGCACUUUUGACUCCAAUAUAUUCUGUAUGAGAGUCAUGCAUUUUGGUUGCUUGUAUAUUUGUAUUCUUGUUAUACUGACACGGAUAAUGCUUAUUAGAUGGUUUGUUCUCAUGUUUUUCAACACGAUCAAUAGCUAAGUUAAUGAAACAUAUUAAGCAUGCAAUAUGGGAUGUGUCAUUUCAUAUUGGUGUCCUUGAUAAAUCAGAUUUUUGUUUAAUGUGUACAAAUUCUCUAGGCUGGUGCAAAAUCAUUUCCUUGCACUAGCAGUACAUUGCUGGAGUUUUCACUUCCUAUCUGUGCAAACGACCAAUAAAAGGAAAGAAAACUGAAUACUGCUUGCCUGUUUUUAUUUAUAAGUAAAAGGACUGGAGGCUUAACGUUUUAUCAAAAUGAAAAUCCUAGGGAGGGGCCAGUGAUAUUGCUUAGAAUAUAUCCUAUAUUUAUUUAUUACACUUGUAUACCAUCCAAGAAUACUUUCAGGGCGGUUUACAAGUAUAAAAACACGUACUACGGCUUUGGGUUCACAAGACAACUCACAAUAAUAAAAAAUGAAACUGCAAGACGAAUGUGGAAACCAUCACAUCAAUAAUAAUAAUAAUAAUAAUAAUAAUAAUAAUAAUAAUUUAUUAUUUGUACCCCGCCCAUCCAGCUGGGUUUCCCCAGCCACUCUGGGCGGCUUCCACAAAUACCAAACAUACACUAAUAUGUCAUACAUUAAAAACUUCCCUCAAGAAGUAGCAAACAGCACUAAAGGUAAAGGGACCCCUGACCAUUAGGUCCAGUUGUGGCCGACUCUGGGGUUGCUGCGCUCAUCUCACUCUAUUGGCUGAGGGAGCUGGCAUACAGCUUCCGGGUCAUGUGGCCAGCAGGACUAAGCCGCUUCUGGCGAACCAGAGCAGCGCACGGAAACGCCAUUUACCUUCCUGCCGGAGUGGUACCUAUUUAUCUACUUGCACUUUGACAUGCUUUCGAACUGCUAGGUGGGCAGGAGCAGGGACCGAGCAACGGGAGCUCACCCCGUCGAGGGGAUUUGAACUGCCGACCUUCUGAUCGGCAAGUCCUAGGCUCUGUGGUUUAACCCACAGCGCCACCCGCGUCCCUUAAUAGCACUAUAAUGGAAUCCAAUAACAUCACAUGUGGAGAGAGCAUCACAUCAUGCCAAAUGCUUGGCGAAAUAUAACUAGUUCUUAUGGCUCACUUGGAAGCCUUAAUAGAGGGAAGCAGCUGGGCAUCUCUAGAAAAGGGAUUUACCAACCAGGGGGCCAUGACCAAGAAGGCCCUGUGCUGCCUUCCAGCUCACCAAACCUCAGAAGGCCAUGGAAAUAUUCACAACAUGGCCAUGGCCUCCACAAACAUUCAGUGUUUGCAGAGCAGUUUUUGAAAAUGGUUUGGCACAAGCCAUUUCUUUCGUUCAGCCCCAUUGUUCUGUUUCCCCCUCCUUUGUUAGUCAGACUUUUAUAUCCCAAGACCCCUGCAAAAACUUAGGUGUCCCUUGAAAUAACAAUUACUUUCCCAAUAAUUCUUCCCAUAUGUUCGCCAUCCUUCCUUCUGCAGCUUUAGUGCAAUGUGGUUAUUUUCUCAGGGGGGAAAAAAUCAUUGUUCCAGAAAUUAUAAUAGAGGAACAAAUAACAUAUAUUUGCAAAGAAAGCUCUGCCAAAAAAACCCCCAAAACCAAAAGCAACACCCAUUAUUUCUGAGAUACUAAAAAGAAGGAAAACAAGCGUUUUGUCUAAAAAUACCUAACUGCAAGAGCAACAUAUGUGGCAGGACAUAUGAGUAACCAGAACAUUAUUUCUCUGGUGUUGAGUGAAUUUUCUUUCUUUCUUUUCCUCCCAUCUCCAGUUGGAGUGCUCCAUUAUUGUGCAUCCUGAAUACAUUUCUUGCUAUUUAUAUUUUAUAUUGUGGGCAAUUUCAUACAGCUGCUUUAAAACUUAACGAAAAUUCCAGAUGUCAUGUUAGGAACAGAAAACCAGAAACCAGAUUGUAAAUCACAACAAUAGCAUGGCUAUAAUAAAAGAGAUGCCGUUUCACUCGUCUUUCUUUAUUUUAUUUAUUUUAAAAAAUAAUCCUUAUGCUGACUUUUCUUUAUGCCUUCCUUCUGUGGGGAAUUUUAGAAACUGAUAGUUUGAUCUGGUGUUCUCUCUCAUUUGUUUAGAUUCAGAGCAGAGUACGGGUUCAGACACUGAAGCAUUGGCUGAGAGGACAUCCUGCUCCUUUGACACGCACUCUGACCUCACAUCCAGCGGCCCCAUCUCUCAACCACCUCCUACCUCAUCCAUGGAGGAGAUCCAGGUGGAAUUGCAGUGUGCUGACCUCUGGAAACGGUUCCAUGAUAUUGGCACAGAAAUGAUCAUCACUAAAGCAGGCAGGUAAGAUGAAGGCAUCCCCUCAGCACAAGACUCUGAGUUUCGAUGUGAAAUUGACUUGAUGAAAUAGAAAGGUUGUCACGGUAUCGUCUGUGCUUUGUCACAAACUCAUUUCCCAAGACUGACAAGGGUUGAGGCUUGGAACGGGACUUUUCCCUUACCAUAAUAUCCAUGCCUUAGCUUUACAUCCAUGCUGCUUUGGAGGCAGCCCUGCCUGGCAGUAAGUUUCACAACAGAGAUACAGUGGAACCUCAGUUUUCGAACGUAAUUUGUUCUGGAAGACUGUUUGACUUCCAAAACGUUCGAAAACUGAAAGCGGAAGCCUCAAUUUAACAGGGAAACUCUAAACCAGGCAUAGGCAAACUCGGCCCUCCAGAUGUUUUGGGACCACAACUCCCAUCAUCCCUGACCACUGGUCCUGUUAGCUAGGGAAGGUGGGAGUUGUAGUCCCAAAACAUCUGGAGGGCCAGGUUUGCCUAUGCCUGCUCUAAACGGAAGCUGCACCGGGUUUUUCGGGUUCCGAAAAACGUUUGAAAACCGGAGCAUUUACUUCCAUGUUUUCAGAGUUUGGGAACCGAAAUGGAGCCACUUGAGAACUGAGGUUUGACUGUACAUAGGAAAUAUGAGCCAUCGUUGUACACAAAACCUUUCAUAUUUCAUCUCUCAAUCCUAGCUAUGGCCAUACCAAAGCAACUGUUGCCACAUGGGUACAUGUUUAGGUGUGUAUGCAUGUAUACAUAUAUGUAUUUUCAUUCAGAAGGGUGAUCGUUAAAAAGAAUAACACAUCAUCACAAUAAUUUAUUAUUAUUUUGUAUACUGCCCACCAUCUGUAGAUCUCUGGGCAGUUCACAGUCUAAAAACACAAGAUAAAAACAAAAAAAGCAUAAUAAGAACAAGAGCAAAACAAUAAGCUGCUCCCUCCAAAAUAUAUAUUAUUAGUAUUGGUGCCUUACCUCUGGCCAGCAUGAAACCUUUAGUGCCAAUUUUAAAGCAUUUCAAAUGGUAAUCUAUAUAUGCAAAUACAAAAAAAACACUCAUGACAUUUGGAAGCUUGUAGAACUUCAGCUUUGAAAUAAUAAUAUUAAAAGAUCCAUUAAAAGCAAUUGGGUGAUGAUGCCUUCGGAGGCACCCAAUGGUCUGUUAUCUUUUAAACUGGCGUUGCAUAUUCCAGCCAGUUCCCAUUUUAAUUCCAAUUAAUUUUCAUUUUUGCAAAUAAUCAGGACCUUGGACAGGGAAAGGACUCACCAGCUGUAAUAGUGUUCAGUCACUUAACAUGAAGGAAAAUUGGGGGGAAGAGAUUCAGCCUCUUUCCCCCCACUGUUUGAUUUCCCUUAUCUUUUUUCUUUGCUCUCCUUUAAUUCCCUGAAUUUCAUAAGAGGAACCAAGUGUAAGAUAUGCUUGUGGCCUGUAUUAUGGUCCACGUGGCACUGAGCUACUGCUCCAGAUGAACCCAAUGGGUUUGGAGAAGUUUCAACAAUCCAUAUCUUAGAAGCCAAUUCUUACCUGUCUCAAGGCUCUCCUUUUCCCCAUGAGUACAAGUAUUAAUCUAGUUUUUGUCAUUUGUUUUAGACCGUACAUGGUUCCUAAUUACACAGAUCACUGUAAACAAACAAUGGAUGUUUGGCAGCCGCUGUUCUCACAUUUAUGGAAUCAUAUCACAUUCAGUGAGGAAAUACUCCUUCAACUCAGUUGCAGGUUUGCAAAUAGGCUUUAAGAGGUGACUCUGUGCCUGUUUGCUGGCAGAGGGGUAUAUGCAGUAUAUGCAGUAUAUGCCGUAUAUAUGGGAUAUGCAGAUGCUUCAAGCUAUCUGAACUAUACAUUUAAAGCAGCAUCAUACAACUCAGGGCAGUUUGUUAAGGGUGCUGUGAGCUGUUAGGACGCUCCCUAUUCCAUCCUAGAGCUACAAUCCCUCGAGUGGUUUAACAAUCAAUCCCUUUUCCCAGGGAACUUCUCAAUUGUGCUUUUAAAAAAGAUGUUGGUUUAUUUAAACAGCAUGACAAAUAACACCUAAAAAAAUCCCCAACUAUAUAAGCAAUGGGAAUGGAGAAAAACAAAACGUGAUUCUAUAGAUUCCACUAUGAAGCCUAUACGCAGGACAUAGGUUCUUAACUUGUUGUGUAAAAAAGUGACCGCUUUGAGGUUUGUUUUUUUACAAUCAAGUGAUACGGUAUAUAACUUUUUUGAAAUCAGUAAAUACAGUAUGUACUGGGCAGGGUCUCUUUUAAAAUGAAAUUGAGCAUCAGUGGCUCAGUGAAGCAAAAAAAGUAUGUUCUGGUUAAAUAUAAAGAUGAAUUAGUAUGAUCUAGAGAGAGAUAAUUUCCCUCCUCCCUCUCUUACCCCAAAUAAAUUGACUGACGGUACAUUCAGGACAUUUCUCAGCCACACAGGUUUGUUGUGAAGAUGGAACAAAAGGGGACAGAGGCUGACAUUUACACCCCCACUCUGAGCUCAUGGCAGAAACGGUAGAAUAGAAAUGUCAUGGUGUGACUUUAAGCUUAGGGAAUUCGUUGCAGCAUCUUUAAAACCUUCACCUCCUGGUCCAAUGAGUGUGAUCUACACAUAAAAGCAAGCUGUGUGCAAUGGAUGUGGGUGUUGGGAGUGCAUCUGAAUGCAGUUUUAUGAUGCUCAUCCAGGUUCCGUUGAAUUAGCUGGAUGAAACUUUGAGUGUGUAGAUGCACAUCACCCUAUUGAGUUGUUAGUUGUUGCACAAGACCUACCCACGCAAGACUUGGGGACCUCCUGAUGUUUCCGUAUAAGAAGCAGGCUGUGUUAUAAUAUUGUUGAAUGGUGAUUUUGGAGUGUGUUAUAGUGGCUGCUGUUCUUUUGAUUAUGAUUAAGAAUUCCAGUUUAGGAAUUUUAAUGUCCUUUCCUGUUUGUUGUUGGGAUAUUGUUGUACGUUGUUGUUUUGUUACUUUGGUUUUCUUUUUUUUUUCUAAUGAAGAGUAGUCUCUAAAUGAGAUGAGAUAUGUAAUACUUGAGUACAGGUAGGGUUGUAUGAGGCCCUACUAUUUUAAACUCUUUUAACUGCAUACUUGUGCCGUGUCCCAUGUUGUUAGUCUGGAAUGUAAUGGCGUUUGCGUCGGAUGAGAGCAAAGCCAUUGUGCUUUUGCACUAAACUUGCACAGUUAUUUCUGUAGACUGCUCACACUGGCUGCAUGGAGGUUACCCUGCCUUAGCCUGAAAAUCUUAACCAAUUGACAUCUAUGGCAAAUCUCCCAUGACUUCACUUAGGUCAGGUUUUUUUUUUUUUACUGGUUUCCAUCCUUUGAACUAUGAUUGCAGCUGGCUCCGUUCUCCCCUCAGAAAUCUGUACUGCAGUGCUUAAAAGUCUCUUGGGUUCUGUAUAGUGGCGAUCCCAGGCUCCAGGACCAGCUGGCUCCUAGCAGCCACUUUUGCUGUCUUGCAACUGAUGCUUUCUGCAUCCACGAAACUCUUUGGCAUCUCACCCACUGUCAUGCAAGGCGGGCCUGAUGGAUUUGUAGAACUUGUCGCCCUGUUAGCACUGCUUAUGUCGUAUCUCUUGCCAUUUGUAGACACUUUGCAGACACAGGUCUCUGAGCAGGGGAGCUGCUCCUGCGUAGGGAGAGAGGAAAUCGGUACCCAAGACUCCAUUAUGCUUACAUGCCAUUUCUGUUUCUUAUUUCUUGGGUAAAACAUUCAUGUGAAAUGAAGUAUUGGAGUCAGGGAUUUAGGUUUGAUGACGCCCUAAGCAACUGAACGUAAUGGGACCCUUCAUAUGCCCAGCUGUCCUUUGUCAACAACAAAUUGUCGCUAUUUUUUGUGUUGGAUAUAUGCUACAUGGUAAUUUAUGGACCUAAUAGGUAUCUAAAGCCAUUUGCACAUAUCAAAUAGGAGCCUACACAACACAAAACACUGUUGCCGUAUGUAGGUUUUUUUUAUUUGUUUUUUAUCUUAUAUUUUGGAAAUGUACAUCCAGGUUUUUUUCCUUUAAAUUUUUUGGGGGGCCCUAUAGCUUGUUUAGCUUAUACGUAAAUCUGGCACUGAUUGGGGGGCUCAUUUUGGCAAAGCAAAUUUCAUGAAAACCUCCCAGCCCCAGCAAAAUGCAUCCAAGGAGCCCCUCACACUGUUGGAGGCCAGUGGAGAAACACUUAUGCACCAUCCUGGCAUAGGUAAUAUAAGGGUUAAACCACUGAGCCCCUUGGGCUUGCCGAUCGUAAGGUCGGCGGUUCGAAUCCCCGCGACGGGGUGAGCUCCUGUUGCUCUGUCUCAGCUUCUGCCAACCUAUCAGUUCGAAAGCACGCCCGUGCAAGUAGAUAAAUAGAUACUGCUGCAGCGGAAAGGUAAACGGCAUUUCCGUGUGCUCCGGUUUCUGUCACGGUGUCCCAUUGCGGCAGAAGCAGUUUAGUCAUGCUGGCCACAUGACCCAGAAAGCUGUCUGCGGACAAAUGCUGGCUCCCUCGGCUUGAAAGUGAGAUGAGCACCGCAACUCCAUAGUCGUCUUUGACUGGACUUUACCGUUCAGGGGUCCUUUACCUUUUUAAAUCUGACAGUGUUAGGGGCCAACACCACUGAGGACCUGCUGAAGUGUCCACACCAAGCCUGGGCAGCAGCUGUAUCUUCCACCAGUUCCCUUGUGCCCCUCAAAUUUGACUGGACUUAACUGUCCAGGGUUCCUUCACCUUUACCUUUUACCUAGGUAGUCUGAGUUUGAAGUCAGCAAACAAUUAUUCUCCCAUGAAGGGGCCUUUGAGCCAUGCCUUGACACAUGGAGCUUAUCUGUAGGCAGGCGUCCAAUGCAGUUACAUUUGCAAGGAUACUGGACAGCUGUAAAAGGUUCAGAAAAGGACCACCAACAUUAUUAAGGGGGCUGGAAAAAUUCCUCUAUGAGAAAAGGUUACAACGCCCUUGGCUUUUCAGUUUAUAAAACAGGCAAGAUUGUUCACAUCACUGUGUAUAGAGAAAAUGGGUAGAGAUAAAAACACAAUGGAGCUAAGGGUGGGAAGUCAACUUCUAAGGAUAUAUUAAAUUGGAAAUUAAUUUUAAUUUUAGAAUUGUUAAUCUGAUAUUUGCUAAAUUUGUUAAUCUGUUUAUUUUAUUUUUUUUAAAAAAAACUUAAUAAAAAUUAAUUGGCAAAGAGAGAGAGAGAGAAAGAAAAAGUGAAUAGAGAGAAGUUUUUCUCCCUCUUGCUUAAUUCUUUUUUUAAAAAAAAAAAUAUAUUUUUUUAUUAGAUUUUCCACAGUGAUAACACAAACCACAAAGCAAAAUGAUACACAAAAACAGAAAAAAAGAAAAAAGAAGAAAGGAAAAAAAGGGGGGAAACAGAUAAACAAUAACAACAAACUUAAUUCUUCACAAAUCCAACCUUUUAAACAUCUUGGUUGACUUCCUCAAAUCCCUCCCUUCUGAGUUUCCUUGUAGUUGAAGGUAACAGCUUUCCAAUAUCAUUAUUAAACUAAAACAAUUUCCAAUUAUAGUCCAUCUUAUUCACUUUUCCUAACAUUCUAAAUCCCAUUUAUUUAAUUAUAACUUCAUUUAAUCCUAGGCCUAUGUGUUUCUUUCAAGUAAUUUCUGAUUUUUUAUAUUACUAUAUUUAUUCAAAUAGUCCUUGAAUUUCCUCCAUUCCACUUGAAACUCCUCUUCUUUCUGGUCGCGGAUUCUUCCAGUCAGGUCAGCUAGCUCCGAAAAGUCCAUCAUCUUCCCUCUUGCUUAAUUCUAGCAGCUAGGUCAUUCAAUAAAGCUGAAUGCUGAGACAUUGAGGAGAGACAAAAUGAAGCGCUUCUUCACAGCAGGUCGUGGUUAAGAUAUGGAAAUUGUUGCCCCAAGAUAUAGUUAUGUCCACCUAGUUGGACAGCUUCAAAAGGCACAUUAAUGGAGAAUAAGGCUAUCAAUGCCAAGAUGUCUAUAUAUUGCAGUGCUGGGGGAUUUUCAGUUGGGCUGCCUCUCAUGGCUGAGACCUGUCUGACUGUGGCACCUUCAGUCUUGCUUCACCUUGUCUAUUAGGGCUACUUCUGGAUCAGGCCCCGGAAACCUGAUACGUCCUUCAGCUGUUCUCCAGUCUCCUCUCUCCAAUUAGGGAGACCUUGGCUGUAAAUUGCAACUUCCUCUACCCAUUUGACUUGGCAGGUUUAACAAGCCGGUGUGGUGGAAAUGAGGCAAGGCCCCCAAGCCACUCCAUAGUAAUUUAUCUUGCCUAAAGACUGUGUCCGGCUAUGAAGCUAACCUCAUCAAAUAGACAAAUCCUCUCCCUCAAUAUGGGGUUUUGGAAGAGUUCCUCCUCCCCCCCCCCCCCGGACAGUUUUAUGCUCUUAGCUUUAACUACCCAGAGCCUUUCUGGCAAGAGCAAGAUUUCCUUGUGCUCCUGCGAAUGCUGCUUAAAAAGCAAGGAAGCUGCAAAUGCCGCUAGAUACCUCAUGCUUUAAAAAUGCAGACUUUAAGGUGAUGAAAUGGAAGAAGCAACAGCUAGGUGGAGCAAUAGAUCGCAAAUGUUCCACGGACAAUCCCUUCUGUGCCAUUCUGAACUGGUUUGGAAAGAACUUUUCCACAGUGCUUAUUUACAACCCACAACCAACCAUUUUUAGCUGAUUUUUUUUAGAGCCCAAUAGAAAAGACUAUUGUGAUCAAUAGAAUGGGAAGAAAUUCUGGUGCUGGAGGAGACUCUUGAGAGUCCCAUGGACUGCAAGAAGAUCAAACCUCUCCAUUCAUAAGGAUAUCAGCCCUGAGUGCUCACUGGAAGGACAGAUCGUGAAGCUGAGGCUCCAAUACUUUGGCCCCCUCAUGAGAAGAGAAGACUCCCUGGAAAAGACCCUGAUGUUGGGAAAGAUGGAGGGCAGAAGGAGAAGGGGACGACAGAGGAUGAGAUGGUUGGAUAGUGUUCUUGAAGCUGCCAGCAUGAGUUUGACCAAACUGCGGGAGGCUGUGGAAGAUAGGAGUGUCUGGCGUGCUCUGGUCCAUGGGGUCAUGAAGAGGCGGACACGGCUAAACGACUAAACUACAACAACAACAAAUUGUGAUCAGUGACAUCAGAACAUAUCAUUAUGUCCUUUAAUCAUGUCCUUUAAAACUAGUACUGCACGACAUUUUUUUUUGGGGGGGGGGACAGGGGUCUAUACACCUGGUGCAAAAGAGAUUUGGAGUGUGGCAAACUUUUUCCUGAACCCCACUCGAAUGGUUUGUUGAUAACGGCUGUUUUGCAUCUGUUUCCUGUUAUCUGCUGUCCCAAUCAGCUCUUGCUUCAGUGUGUUGGAAACCCCCAGCCAUCUUCCCUCUUUAAAUACUGAGGUCAGGUGUGCCAACUUUAAUAAAAUAUUUUUUUGAGGGGGCAGGUAAGCCCCACCCCCAUAAUUGAUCACAUGAUGUGGCUCACACACACUAUUUGAAUGGCAAUGCCCAUCAAUUUUUGGGCUCCCCGGCCCUCUCAAAUAUUUUUUUGGGGGGGGCAAAGGGACUUGGGCCCCUAUGAGUUUGCUCCUAUGACUGAGGUUAUCAUGUAGCCAGUUAGAUUUACCCAGGUGCUGAGACCAUAGAAGGCAAACAAAGCUUUUGAGGUUACUGCCCAUAAUCUUUGUUUGUCCACAGGCCCUAGUCAAAGUCAACUGGCCAUAUAAAAAGGUUGCUGUUUUGGGGAUGAAUGAGAUAUAAACCAUUCACACCAAAGAGCUGAAUCAGGCUGUAAAUGAACUAAGAAAGGGAUGAGAGGAGGGUAUGCAUUGUCGAGAAGAUGGGAGAAGCAGCUAUUGGGGGAAAGCUGAUAUUGGGAGGUGGCUAUAGCCCCCCCCCCCCAUAAAUAUAACUCCUACAUAUUUUGCAGGAGAAGAAAAUGUGCACAUAUCUCCCAAGGUUUAGCUUAAUACAAGUAAAAAAAAUAUUUGAUGUUGUUUGUGGGAACAUUCACAUCAUUUUUUUUUAAAAAAAUAUAUUUUUCAUUAAAGAUUUCUUAGUUUACAGAAAUAUGUGCGUUGUCUCUUUUUUCAAGUUGUGUUUUCUACAGGUCAGUUACAUAAUGCUUCUAUUUUUCUGCUUAGUUGUAUGUGUGGGGUUUUGUGUCAGUGUCACUUGUGUGAGUUUCUCUUUCUAUUUGCGUGUUAUAUUUCCUUGGUGAGGAGAGAGGUUGGGGGUGGCCUAGGGUGUGGUUGGUUGUCUUUGGUUGGCUGUACAGUGGUACCUCGGGUUACAUAUGCUUCAGGUUACAGACGCUUCAGGUUACAGACUCCGCUAACCCAGAAAUAGUGUUUCAGGUUAAGAACUUUGCUUCAGGAUAAGAACAGAAAUAUUGCUCUGGCGGCACGGCGGCAGCAGGAGGCCCCAUUAGCUAAAGUGGUGCUUCAGGUUAAGAACAGUUUCAGGUUAAGAACAGACCUCUGGAACUAAUUAAGUACUUAACCCGAGGUACCACUGUAGUGAUAUUUGUUUAUGUGUCUGAGUGUGUGAGAGGGUGGAUUUUUGGGUCAGGUUAGCCAUAUUGAUUCGUAUGCUGUCGGAUUCUUGUUGUUGUCUUGUUGGGCUAUGUAUGUGAUAAAGGGGAACCAUACCGGGGUGAAGGCGUCUUCUUCUAUUUAUGCCCAUGUCAGCUUCAGUUUAUUGGUUAGUUUUUCUAGUGAGACUGUUUCCCAUACUAUUUGAUACCAUUGGUCCAUGUUUACUCCUGACAGGUUUCUCCAGUGUCUGGCUAUUACACUUCUGGCUACUGAGAGUAGGUGGGUUAUGAACUCUUCAUAAUGUGAGUGGGCAUUAUUCUCUUGGAAGAUGUUCAAUAGGGCCAGUUCUGGAGUGACUUCUAAGACUUAUUUAGUUAUUUUGCUUGUUUCUUGUAUGACUGAUGUCCGGAAGAGUUGGAUUUUGGGACAUUCCCACCACAUGUGGAGGUAUGUUCCUGUGGAAAUUCAUCCUCUCCAGCAUUUUGGUGAGGCUCCUGGGCAUAUCAGCGCUAGUUUCUGUGGUGUUAGGUACCAUCUGUAAGUGAGUUUCAGGGUGAGUUCUUUUCUUUUAGCUGAGAUGGAUUUAAAGUGGGGUUUGGACCACAUUCUAGUCCAUUGGGUGGGGUUAAUUUCAUAGCCUAUGUCAUCCUCCCAUUGUUUUCUGAUUACGUCGAUGGGGUUUGUGGGAUUUUGGAGCAGUAUUUUGUAUAUUGUGCAUAUCAUCCCCUUGCCAUGUACCUUUGUUGUUAGGAGGAAGUUUUGUUGCUACUGAUUUUACUACUGGAUUGUUUAAGAAGACAUGUAAUUGGUGGUGUGUUAGCCAGAGCAUGUUGAUGUCCCCUAUCUUGUCUUGUAUUUCUUUUUCUUUUCUUUUUUUCUUUGCAUUUUCAAAAACAGGAACAGAAAGCAUACUCUACCCCCCCGUCCCACUUACAAUUUCGUACCAAAUACAGCAUGUAUACAUAUACCAUAUGACUUCCACUCUUGUCCUGGUUCCUUUGCUUUCUACUACUCUGUGUAAUCUACAUCUUUUUAAUCAUCCAAUUUGUUAUCUAUUAAAAACUCUAUCUGUUUCAACUCUUCCACUGGAUUUACUCAAGACCUGCUAAGCUAUGUAUUUGUUUAUACUGGUUCUUAAAAUAUUCAACAAACAUUAUCCAUUCCUCCUUGCAUUACUUAUAUUUGUUUUCUCUUAUCCUGUUUGUCAGACCAGCCAAUUCAGCAUAUUUAAACAUUAUACACUGCCAUUCUUCCUUAGUGGGUACUAUACUUGCUCUCCAGCUUUGUGCCAAUAAGGUUCUAGCUGCGGUGGUGGUGUUUCGGGGUAAGUUUUUUUUAAGUAUCUUUUUAAAUUCAUUAUAUAUAAUUUCCCAAUAUUCCUUAAUUACUGUACAGGACCACCACAUGUGGAAAAAGGAUCCCCCAUUUUCAUUGCACUUCCAACAUAUACCUUUUUCUUUUUCAGACAUUUUCGCCAAUCUGGUGGGUGUUAAAUACCAUCUGUGGGUCAUUUUCAUCAUAUUUUCUUUUAUCGCAUAACAUGCUGUGAAAUUCAUAUUUCUUUUCCACAACUUUCCCCAUAAUUCAUAAUCAAUAUUGUGACCCACAUCUUGUGCCCACUUAAUCAUGCUCGAUUUCACAAGUUCCUCUUUAGUUUCCCACUCCAACAGCAGUAUGAACAUUUUUUAUACUACUUUUAUAUUUGUAUCUAAUAGGUCUUUGAGACUUUCGUCCUGCAAAGGCAUUUUCCCUAUCUAUCUUAAACAAUUCAUUAAUCUGACGUACCUGUAGCCAAUCUGUAACCAGAUUUCUUAAUUCCUCGAGAUUUCUCAGUUUUGGUUCCUGUCCUAUAAAAUCUAAAAUUCCACUGUAUGUUAACCACUGUUUAUCCAUAUUUGUUCUUCUCCUGGUCAUAGCUUCCACUGUCAGUUUGGUUUUGCCGUCUAGUAUCCCUUUAGCGAAAAAGAAUCUGCCUCUCUUGUCUUUUAGCAUCGUUGUAGCUUUGAAAUUAAGGUCUCUACUGCGUAUUAUAGCUACUCCGUGAGCCUUUCCAGAGUCAGGUGCAAACCAUUGUUGACUGAAGCUGGGUUUGCUCAGGAGUUUGCUUCCUUUAGGUGAAUUGUGUAUUUUUUGUAGGAAGGCAAUGUGUGGUUUCAUGGUGUUUACAUAUGAGGUGAUGCAUUUUCUUCUGAUAGAGUUUCCCAUCCAUCUCACGUUUAGUGUAAUUGCUUUUAAGCAAGCCAUUCUGCUUGUCUACUUUAUAGGAUGAUUCCUUACCAAUCCGUCAGGGUUGUCCUGUGUCUCUCACCUUAUAUUGUCUAUCCAACCUAUUUUGUUGUAUUGGCAUAAAGUGUGAUGGGUGGGGGAAGAGGGGGAUUAGAAUUAGAUUUGGGUUAAAGAGUGGGGGGUAGAUUACAGAAAGUAGCCUAUAUGUAGUUAUAUAAGUGUUUGCUUGGGGUUAUUUGGAUCAUCUGGCUUCCAACCCAUUGGUCCUGGGUCUCAGCUGGCAUGGAGGGCCUUGUUUAAGAACAGGUCAUCCUGCCUAUCGUUUGCGAUAGGGGAAUAGUCAGUGAGAUGGUGUUAAGUGCCUUUGUGACACUUGUGUUGGGUAUAAGGUUUAUAAGCAAUGUUGUCAGUAUUAUUAACAACAUUAUUGGUUUGUUGGGGUAUUGGGGUAGGGAUAUGGGUAUUGGCACGCUCUGGCGCCAGCAUUGUGGUGGUUGUAUGCCAGAUUUUAGCCUGUUUAUUGAUUGUUUUAUUGAGUUUGGGGGUAUUGUUUUAGUUGGUAUGGGUUUCUUUCUUUGCUUUUAAUUUUCUUUUACCUACUGAUUUUGUUUGUUGCCUUUGUGUGGUGAAGGAAGAGACGGAGAGGUUGGCAGGGGAAUUCACAUCAUUUUAAUUCUUUUUGUUGAGUGUUAGAAAUAACUAUUGUGAACACACUGAGGGAAAUAAGGUUACUGGUUUGUCUUCUAUGAGUGUUCAUUUACUUUGUUGCUCUGAUGUAUUGCUGUGAGGUUGUUCAUAUGACCCGAGAUAGCCCAAGAUAGAAGCAUGUUGACCAAAUGUUGGUAAGAACACAAGAGGUUGGCUGCAUUUGGGCCCAAUGUCCAUUGAAUCCAAUAUUAAUGUUUCCAACUAUAAUCACCAGGAGGCCUUGGGGAUGCCUAUAAGCAAGGUGUAAAUGCAAUACAUGGUUUUGUCCUGAGUAGCUGUUAUUUGGUGGUAGAAUGCUUCUGAAUUUGGAGGUUCCAUCUAGCUAGCAUGAGAAUGCUGGCUAAGAGUCAAGGCCGCAGCUGAAACCUCACCUCAGCUAUAAAGUCACCAGGUGGCCUCAAGUAAGCAGCCAUUUUCCUCUUCAGCCCCUCUCCCAAUUUACAGCACAGAUAUAUAAAUAGCGCAGUGAGGAUUUCUGAGGUAAUCUGUGUAAAGCACACUAAAUGCUAUAUAAAUAGGAAGUAUUUUCCCCUCUUAUUACGUUUGAGCGGAAAGCAUUGCGGCCACCACUGAAAAUCAUUUCUUGCUUCCGUUAUAUAACAACACUGAAUUGGCAGGAUUCCAGUGUGGCUGGAGGAGGAGUUAUAAUCUCUUCGAUGACCCCAGCAGCGAAUAUUCUUUGUUCGUAAAACAGGGCUACUGUCUCCAUUUGGUAAAAUACCAAGGUGGCGCUAGGAAAAUAAUCAUAUUAUAAAUAGAAAUUGGUGUCAGGUGGCCAUCAGUGGUAUGGCACACACACUGAAGAAAAUGUGAUGCGUGAAUUAGACUGGGCGCAUCAGUCCUUCAGAGAAAAAAGAAGGGUGCACAGCAUGUGCCAUUUGUUCUCCUAACCCAGGGGGAGGCAAACUAAGGCCCGGGGGCCGGAUGCGGCCCAAUCGUCUUCUCAAUCCGGCCCACGGACGGUCCGGGAAUCAGCGUGUUUUUACAUGAGUAGAAUGUGUCCUUUUAUUUAAAAUGGAUCUCUGGGUUAUUUGUGGGGCCUGCCUGGUGUUUUUACAUGAGUAGAAUGUGUCCUUUUAUUUAAAAUGCAUCUCUGGGUUAUUUGUGGGGCAUAGAAAUUUGUUCACCCCCCCCCCCAAAUAUAGUCCGGCCCCCCACAUGGUCUGAGGCGUGGUGGACUGGCCCAUGGCUGGAAAAGGUUGCUCACCCCUGUACUAACCAAAGGAAAGAGGAUGAAAUCUGGGGGGUAGAGGAGAGACCAGGAGUCUGGGGUGGGUUAUACGUAAGGGGUAGCAGUUGUCCUCAUCAAUGGUUGGGGGCGAGUUGUAUUUGCAACACCUGGAGAACACUAUGUUAGUUGUCCCUGGUAUUAUGCCAUUAGGGUGUGCCGUUUUAGGGAGUGAAACUUAAUCUUUUGCAAAUUUCUUCAGUGAGGGGGUCUUGAGAAUAUGUCGUUAGGUGUGCGGGAUUCAAAUCUGCUAUCGUUUUUGUAUUUAACUUGGUAAGCCUACAUAUGAGGAAGAAGUACACAAACUGCUUUCGGAAAACCAAAGAAUUUUAAUUUUGCCUUCUGAAAAGGUCAGGCCAAUUCUAAAUAACAUUAAUAAAUAAAAAUAAUAAUAAUAAUCUAUAAUAUAAUUGCAAGUACUUGGCAACCAUUUGAAAUGAUUUCUAUGCAAUUUUACACACAUUUUCCCUAUCAAACAAAACUAAACAUUAUUAAUUUAAUCGAAAUAUUUUUGAAUUCCCAAGUCUCUUACAACAUUUUAGCACCCCUAAUUUUUUGAUUUUGAAAAAUUCAGCAUGCCCUACUGCAGCAUUCCUAGCCACAGGUGUGACCUGAGCAUCCACCUGCAUUAACAGAUCCCAAAGUGUCGCUUCUUUGCUUCCCCGUUUCAUUCUGGAGAUUCUGCAAAAAACUUGGAAUGGGCGAGUGAGUGGAGGCAAGAGUUUAUUGGCAUGUUUGCUUGAGGAGUUUUCUAUGCCAAGAGUCCCUUUGUGUCCCUUGACGCUGGACACAGAGCAACAGUUUUCAAUGUUUUAGCAGACUCCUUCCUCUGUCAUCUUUACAAUCCUGCCUUUCCCCUUCCUCUUUAAAUGAUGUGCAGAUUGAUUUUUCAGAGAAAUUAAACACUUUUUAUUGGUGCUGGGUGGGUGGGGAAGGAAGGAUUGCAGCCUCAAUUUAAUUUAAUUUAUGGGGAGGGAAUGAUGUGGUGAUUGAUGAACAGGGGUAAUUAUUGGAGGGGGGUGGAACUGAUGUUACAGACACAGAUGUUCUUAUAUUAUAUUUAUUAUAAAAUAUAUAUUAAUCUGAGAGUCACCAACCACUGGAGUAGCUGCAUGUAUGUUUGGGCGAAGAACUGAGGAGAAUCUCUCUCUCUCUCUCUCUCUCUCUCUCUCUCUCUCUCUGUGUGUGUGUGUGUAUGGCAUGAUCCUGGGGGAGAGAAAGAGAUGUGGGGUGACUUAUUUGCACCGGGGAAAUGAAUGGACUGUGGGUUAAUUUAGGAUGAAUUCAUUUGGACAAUGAAUUAGGGGAAACGUGGGGGUGUGUUCUUCCCAAUAGUCCUUUCCUCCCUGUGAAACACCCUCCCAUCAAGGAUGGGAGAUAAAGAACCACACAACUAUUAGAAGACAUCUGAAGGAAGCCCUGUAUCGGGAAGCUUUUAAUGUUCAAUGUUUUGUUAUGCUUUUUACGUUUCCGGGCAUAAUUCAAAGUGUUGGUGCUGACCUUUAAAGCCCUAAACGGCUUUGGCCCUGCAUACCUGAAGGAGUGUCUGCACCCCCAUCAUUCAGCCGGACACUGAGAUCCAGCGCUGAGGACCUUCUGGCGGUUCCCUCACUGCGAGAAGUGAAGCUACAGGGAACCAGGCAGUGGGCCUUCUCGGUAAUGGCACCCGCCCUGUGGAACGCCCUCCCUUCAGAUGUGAAGGAAAUGAACAACUAUCUGACUUUUAGAAGACACCUGAAGGCAGCCCUGUUUAGGGAAGUUUUUAUCGUGUUUUUAAUAUUCUAUUGGCAGCUGCCCAGAGUGGCUGGGGAAACCCAGCCAGAUGGGUGGGGUAUAAAUAAUAAAUUAUUAUUAUUGUAGAACAAUAAAAUGUCUCCAAAUGCCUCUGUAGUCGUGCCAGCCAAAUACCUUUGACAUUCUUAAAAGUGGUCGGUGCACAAGGCAUCCUGUUUGUCCCCAGCGUUUGUUAGGAGAGUGUAUGAGUUUUAUCGCUUGUUGUAUGAUGCCUGUCUGUGCAUGAUAGAGAAGGCUAUAUAAAACCAUGUGAAUUGUCAUUUCAGGCUUGGGUGGUAUGUACCCCCAUCUCUAAAAUGGGUACAUGUUUUUUUCUAAGAGGUUCACAUGCAAUUCCAUCAUCACACAAGCGUAUCAUGUGUGAUAUGACCUGAAGCCUGUGGUUCACUUUCUUGAUGUUUGUUGUGCUCUGUAUGAAGAUAAUUUCCUGCCUUUUGACUAAAGCAUGACUAGUCUUGUCUGAGUUAUAUUGAUACCAUGUGGGGAUGGAUGGUUAUUAUUUAAUAUGUGGUGGAUUUAUAAACUCAUAGCUAAGAAAGGCUCUGUGCAGCAAACGAAUAUGUUGGGCAGUGUUUCUACAAAUUUAUAUCCACAGUGGAAGACCUUGUUCAGCCUCUGUGUCGCAGAACUUUUUUUAAAAACGUGCAACUUGACAUAAAACAUUCCAAGAGGAAAUUAGCCAUUCCAAAUUCAUGUUAGUUACAUUUAGUUACUGAAGAGAUAGGUAGCACAUUGCCAAAAUAGUGCAACACUUUGUCGUGUUGAUAAAGAACACAGAAGCUUGGAUAGUUACUUUAUACCAAUUCAGACAACUGGUUCAUCUAGCUUUGUAUAAUUGUCACCGUCUGUUCCUCAAGAUUUCUGCAGGAACUUGUGAUUUUUUAAAAGAAAUCCUCAUGAAAAUUCUUCAGCAUUUUAGUGCAAAUUUAUCCUAAUAAACAAACUUUUGUUGCCAGUUUUGACAGAUGUACACUUUUUUUUGCAAGCAUUUUCUUCUAAUAUGAUAUAAUUUUGUACACUAUUUUCACCAAUAUACAGUGGUGCCUCUGGUUGCGGAUGGGAUCUGUUCCGGAGGUCUGGUCGGAUCCUGAGGCUUCCACAACCUGAGGACCGCUUCUGCGCAUGUGCGCACGGUGGUAGACUGCUUCUGCGCAUGCGCACGUGGCAAAACCCAGAAAAUACUUCCAGGUGUGCUGCUUUCACAUCCCGAAGGUUAUGUAACCAGAGGGUUACGUAAGCAGAGGCACUACUGUACUAAUUUUUCUGCACACUUACCCCCUAGCAACUGCAUUUCUGUGAUGGGUGCCUUAGUUGAGAUUACUGCCUUGCAAGGGAUAUGACUAGAUGAUCCUUUGGGUCCCUUUCAGCUCUGCAAUUCUAUGAUUGGUUGGGGAACUGCGUCACAAAAUUCGGAUAAAUGUGAAGUUUUGCAGGGUGGCUGUGUUUUGGGUCUUAUAGAAUCACAGAAAUCAUAGCAUCGGAUGUCAAGGAGAUAAAGAACUACACAACUAUUAGAAGACAUCUGAAGGAAGCCCUGUAUUGGGAAGCUUUUAAUGUUUGAUGUUUUGUUAUGCUUUUUACGUUUCCAAACACAAUUCAAAGUGUUGGUGCUGACCUUUAAAGCCCUAAAUGGAUUUGGCUACAUACCUGAAGGAGUGUCUCCACCCCCAUCGUUCUGCCUGGACACUGAGGUCCAGCUCCGAGGACCUUCUGGCGGUUCCCUCACUGUGAGAAGUGAGGUUACAGGGAACCAGGCAGAGGGCCUUCUCGGUAGUGGCGCCCGACCUGUGGAACGCCCUCCCAUCAGAUGUCAAGGAAAUGAACAACGAUCUGACUUUUAGAAGACAUCUGAAGGCAGCCCUGUUUAGGGAAGUUUUUAAUGUUUGAUGUUGGCAGGAAUCACGAGGGUCAUCUAGUCAAACCCCCUGUAAUGCAGGAAGCUUUUGCCCAAUGUGGGACUUGAAUCCACAAAGCUGAGAUUAAGAGUCUCAUGGUAUUUUGGAAUUUGAUAGAUUCAGCUUUAAAUGGAUUUUUCCCAUCUUCCCUGACAUGUGCUCUAUCACUGAGCUAAGGACCUCCUCCUUAAGUGUGGUGCUUAAAAAGAGUGCUCUUCUUACCUAACACUGUCAAGAGUCUCAGUUCUGAGGAUUUCCUGCCACUUUCUGUAGGCAGAACUCUCAGCAACAAAGUAUGGGCACACAAAAAGACAAUGCAAACUAAUGCUUUGUUACCAAGCCCAGCCAUAAUCUGUAGGAGCCUGCACAGUUCUGUCUCAACAGAGCAGCUCUCUAAGGCUCAUCAGGAUGUCUACAUUGACCACUUUCCUCCUUCCUUUUCAACCUUCAUAUUUCUAGGAGAAUGUUUCCUGCAAUGAGAGUGAAGAUUACCGGACUGGACCCCCAUCAGCAGUAUUACAUUGCCAUGGACAUUGUGCCUGUGGAUAACAAGAGGUACAGGUAAGAGCUGCUAAAGAAUGGGAACGAUUAACUAAGUGCUCCAUUGAGAACCAGAGAGCCUGAGCGAGCAAGAGAGAAAGCUCAGCGCCAGACCCAAAACGGUCAGAAUUGUUUUUUAAAAGAGAAGAGAGAUGUUUGGAUGUGAAUUGGAGUGUGCCACAACACAUCUGGUUAAAAAAUAGUGCACACACACGCUCUCUCUCUCUCUCACACACGUAUAUAAAAUCAUCAUCAUCAUCACUGCUUUUUUUCUUUAAAAAUGUUUAGGGAUACUCUCAUUUUCCUACUCAUAUUGAAAUACUUCCCCUCAAUGAGGCCAAACGUAGACUGACAAAAUGUUUAGGGGUAUGUGUACCCCUGCGUCUCCCCAGGAAAAAAGCACAUUCAGAAUUAAAUGACAUUUGAAGGCAAAGUAGCCAUUUCUGUGCGUAAGAAGCCUAUUGAGUCUCAGACAGGUCCAGGGAUUUAUAGACUAGGUAGGACUUGCCGAUCAGAAGGUCAGCGGUUCGAAUCCCCGCGAUGGGGUGAGCUCCCGUUGCUCGGUCCCAGCUCCUGCCAACCUAGCAGUUCGAAAGCACAUCAAAGUGCAAGUAGAUAAAUAAGUACCACUCCGACGGGAAGGUAAAUGGCAUUUCCAUGCGCUGCUCUGGUUUGCCAGAAGCGGCUUAGUCCUGCUGGCCACAUGACCCGGAAGCUGUACGCCGGCUCCCUCGGCCAAUAAAGCGAGAUGAGCGCUGCAACCCCAGAGUCGGUCACGACUGGACCUAAUGGUCAGGGGUCCCUUUACCUUUACCUUUACUUAUGUAUGUAGGUGCUUUUACCUUAUGCUGGCAAAGGUUUUGAUUUGAUUUGAUUUCAUACUCUGAUCAGGAGUAUGGCUUUGGAAUAGGUGUAACUCUUUCCUGGUCCCAUCCCAGCCACGCCCCCUAUUUGGGGAGUUACAGCAGAAUAAGUUAUGCUGACUUAAAUUCCAUUGGCUGAGCCCUCACUGAGCCAAGGUGUAUAUUUAUACCAGUGUAUCUCCGGCACAGCUGGAGUGAGGGUCUCACUCUGGUGUAAGCUUGGCUGAGCUCUGGCUCAGCUUGGAAACCCGAAGACCUCCCAAUUCCAAUCUCUCUCAUCCCAGCAGAUUUUGGGUGUGGAUUCUGAUGUUAGUAACUUUCACUGAAUAGAAAACUUUCAGCUUGCUAUCCUCUUCAUCAGUUAUAUAUAUUUUUACUCGCCCUUCACCAUGAGAUCUCAGGGCGGGUUAGAACAAUUUAAAUAUACUAUAUUAAAAACAGUUGAAGCAGAUUAUGAUCAAGAUAACAGGGUGGACACUAAAAUGUUCAUGGACAGUGUUGCAGCACACAGAAAUGGAGUCUGAACUAAGGGUUUUUAGAGAUGAAAUCAUGGGACCUCCGCUGUGUAAACUGAGAAGCAAAUGGCAUUUGCAGGUGCAGAGUGUGUUAGAAGAGUCAUCUGCAAGUAAUGAAAUAUUCCUAUUAUAUCUCUAAAGGCUUUCAUCUGUGGAUUAGUAGGGUUAACCAAUUAGCCUGUCCCAUGUGCAAAGUUUUUUAGGGACAGUAAUUGGAAAAGAGGAUUAAUAGAGAUGCAAAAGUGAGGAACUGGUUCCAGGUAUCAUCUGGUUUCCAUUAAAGAUGAAGCACAUGGUUUCCUUCCUGUGCAUAUAAUCUGAGCCUGAACGCUGUUGGGUGAGUGCAGAAGGAAAGCUCUUAACGGGAGGGGGAUUACAGGUGUUGUCUGUGUCUGCACUUUGAAUAAUAAAGCCUCCUUUCUCGCAUCCUCGUCUCUCGCAGGUAUGUGUAUCACAGCUCCAAGUGGAUGGUAGCGGGCAACGCAGACUCCCCGGUGCCUCCAAGGGUUUAUAUUCACCCCGACUCGCUGGCAUCUGGGGACACCUGGAUGCGGCAGGUUGUCAGUUUUGAUAAACUCAAACUGACCAACAACGAGCUAGACGACCAAGGCCAUGUAAGUUAUUAAGAAGCACAUUCCCUUUUCACCAGCCUUUUGCUUCAGACCUGCCCCUUUCAGCUCUGGGCACCACACACGACAGGGAUGUAUUCCUUAGCUCAAAGCCCUUCCUCCAAGCAGGGGCAGAGGAAGGGGGGUGCGGAGGGGGCGGGUCGUCCCGGGUGUCACCACUGAGGGGGGUAACAAAAUGCCGGGUGGCACUCACCGCGGGGCCUGCAGCGUGCCCGAGCCAUGCGUCUCUCCUGGGAGUGACGCGGUGACUUGGGCGCCCGCAGGCUCCGUGCUGCCCCAAAUGGUCCCCCCGCUGCCUCCCCCUCAGCUGUAGGGCGGCUGAGUGGGAGGAGGCAGGCAAACUCCUCAAAAGCCCCAUGGAGUGUCCUGCCCCGGCUGGCCCCACCCCUGGGCACAGGGUACACCCCAGGUGCCCGAUCAGUUUUCUCCGCCACUGCCUUCAAGGUGCAGUUUCUGCUCUUCCUGCAGGGCCAUAGGAAGGCAGGGGCACAGUGUGUGUGUGGGGGGGAUGCCCCCAUGUAGGCCUAGCCCAGUGCUCCUUUCCAGCCACCAAGGGUCAUGUCAGCCGGUUGGACUCCCCCCUGCAUGGGUGAGAAGGUGGCUCAGGGAAGCCCUGCUUUGCUCCAGUGGGGGUGGGGUCAUUCUGGCAGUGAGGACUGGGCUCGUGUCCCCCUGCCUAGUGUGUGCAUGCUGUCCCACCUGGACACUGGCAACCAACGGUAAGAUUUAGGGACUACGGUCAUACCUCGGGAUGAAUACGCUUCAGGUUAAGUGUUUUCGGGUUGCGCUCCGCGGCAACCUGGAAGAGAUGGAAUGCGUUACUUCCGGGUUUUGCCGCUCACGCAUGCGCAGACACUCAAAAUGAUGUCACGCGCAUGCGCGGAAGCGGCGAAACGCGAUCCGUGCAUGCGCAGACAGGCAGUCGCGUGUUACGUUCACUUCAGGAUGCGAACGGCGCUCCGGAACGAAUCCUGUUCGCAUCCAGAGGUACCACUGUAGCUCCACUGGGGACUGGGAGUCACUGCAGGGAACAUAAAACACUGGUUCUAAAAGAUCUAUGCAGCCUCUCAGUAUGUUUCUGAGCACAAUUCCAAGUGUUGGUGCUGACCUUUAAAGCGUAUCCACCCCCAUCAUUCAGCCCAGACGCUGAGGUCCACCUCUGAGGGCCUUUUGGAGGUUCUCUUACUGCAAGAAGGCAGAGGGCCUUCUCGGUAGUGGCCCCCACCCUGUGGAACGCCCUCCCAUCAGAUGUCAAGGAAAUAAACAACUAUCUGACGUUUAGAAGACAUCUGAAGGUGGCCGUCCUGUAUCAGGAAGUUUUUAAUGUUUGAUAUUUUACUAUGUUUUUAUAUGUGUUGGAAGCUGCCUAGAGUGGUUGGGACAACCCAGCCAGAUGGGUGGGGGUAUCAUCAUCAUCAUCAUCAUCAUCAUCAUCAUCAUCAUCAUUAGAGUAUAAUUCUAUCCUUAUCAAGCUACUAGUUUGGGAGUCAUUUGUUCAGUACCCAUCCCCAAAUAUCAGCUCUGAAAUUUUUAGAAUGGUGCAUUUCAAAUAAAUCUCCCUUGCCUUUCCUCUGUUUUCCCAAAGAUAAUCCUGCACUCAAUGCACAAAUAUCAGCCCCGCGUCCAUGUUAUCCGCAAAGACUUCAGCAGUGACCUGUCUCCCACGAAGCCAGUCCCCACAGGUGAUGGGGUGAAAACCUUCAACUUCCCAGAGACUGUCUUUACCACUGUCACUGCUUAUCAAAACCAGCAGGUAAUGAAAAAGAUGAUCUAGCAGCCCAUCUGUUAACUGCCGAACAGGUUUCGAUCUGCUCUUAAAUGAAAGCUAUGCUGUCUGUGCCAAACUAUGGCCCACUAAUUAAUACAUUUAUAAACAAAUCUAUCAGCAAAAGUGUCACAACAAGCCAAGUACUGUUACAAUGCACGAGCAGAGUGGUGGUCUCAGCAAUAAGUCAGCAGAGCAAGCGAAAAUGACAGCAUAAGUUAGCUUUGAAAGAAAAGGACAGGUGGUGUAACCCAACUUGUGGAAAAAAAACCCCACACACAAAUUCCACAGAGGAACAGAAUUUGUCAUAAAUCAGGAACAGAAGGAGAUUUGCAACAUGGACAGUUGAGUUUACAGGCUGUUGAUAUAGAAAUAUUAAGUCUUUGGAAGAAUGCCAGCAGGAACCGACCUAACAUUAAUGUCAAGAUAGCCCAACAGCGUUUCGACUACAUAUGUAUAUUUCAAAUCUCAAAAUUGUAAAUACACGCUGAGUUUUGCAGAAGACAAAGAAACCCUUUCUGUGACUUUAUGACUUUAAGCUACUUACACAGCUAUUAAAAAAUUGUCCGCGUUAGGAACUCAGGAAAACAUGGAGAAGUGUUCAAGGGUUGAGAGCAGACUUUCCUCAUAAUGGGUAUCUGUUUUCUUUUCCCAAAUCCUUCAUGAAAUCUCUCUCUUGUGAGGUCAACCAGCUGCAAUGUAAGAUGCACAGUGUCAUUACAUAGUAUGUAGCUUAAAGCAUAUGAAAGCACAAUCUGUUUUCUUUACUCGGUCCCCUGACAAGAUCAAAACUCUUUGCCCUGUACUAUAGAUCCUACAAAGUAAUGUAUGUUGGUUCCAGUUUUAACGCCAUCAGGCAUUGUUCAGCAAAUUCCUGAAUAGGACAGGCUAAAGUAGGAAUUGCCGUCUGUGAACUUUGCCAUUCUCCCAGAAACAGCUGACAUGCAAAGGACUGAGUGUACUUUGCUGCUUUCUUGAGCUCACUGUAGUUGGAAAAACAAAUACCAAGAUAUGAGAGAGAUGGAAAUCUAGAAACACCAAUUGCAGCUUUGAAGAUAGAAUGCUUUUCUGAGAUUUGCUAUUUUUAUAGCAACAUAACUGUACCUCGUAAAAGCCGACACAGCAUUUCAACACAAGGAGAAAUGAAAAAAGGAGUGGAGGGAAGGAUAAAUAUGGUUAGUUGUGAGCAAAUGCAGUCUUCAUUUUAGAAGAAGGUGGCAGGGAUGCCUAAAGGUCUCAUAGAAUAAGCGACAUGGGAUUUUAGGAAGAGCAAGGGGUAUUGAUCCGAGAUAGCUGAUUUACAAGUUGAAGAAACAAAUACACACACACACCACACACAAUAUACAAUACAAGGUGUGUGUGUGUGUAAUUUAAUUCUGAAUAAAAUGCAAUUGAAUGCAACCCAGAAUUUACAGUGACAUAGAACUGUUAAUUUACCAUUUAUGGAAGCAAAAAUUCAUUGUGCAUGCUCCUAACUCAACUGCAAACUGUUUAACUGGGGGGCCGUGUGAAAUGGCAUAAAGCACCAAUGAAAAGAAGAGUAAUUGUGGGAUGAUCAAAGUUAUGCAAAGUGUUCAGGAAUGAAAUAUUCUCCAUAGAAUCUAAGUUAAUUUACAUUCUGUUACAGAUUACACGAUUAAAAAUUGACCGGAAUCCAUUUGCAAAAGGGUUCAGGGAUUCUGGAAGAAACAGGUAAGAGAGUCCCUGAUUUCCUUUAUUGUAUCAUCCUUCUCUGGCCACGGUGCUGGAUCAGGUCCCCCAGGCACAAUGUGGUGCCUUAUGUAGUUAAAUGGCCCUGGAAUCAGCAUCUGGGGCAGCAGAUGGAUUCACUUGCAUCUUCAAACAUGGCUGUGGUCAGUUUUAUUUGUAACAGUCACAUUCGCUCCUCCCCAAGACUUGACUGAUAUCAAAUCUAAUUUCACUUACCAUCUGCUUUGCUCUGCUCUUUUACAAUCAAGCAAUAUAUAAAUGUUAUGAAAUAAAUAAAUCUGCUGGGCAAUCCCCCUCUCAGAUCCUUGCUCAUAGCCAACGCUAUGUGCAUGAAUCGCUGGACCAGGUUAUAUGCUUUGGGGAGGGCAGUGUACAGAACAUAUAUAGGCUGUCGUGCUGCUUUAAUUGUCCUGGUUUCAGUGGGUAAUUCUGAUCAGGUUGCCCAAGCUUGAUAGUUCUAGUUCUUCACAAUGCUUUCUGAAACAGGCACUGAUUUCCUAGCCCAGUGAUUGCUUUCCUCUUCACCAUGCUAUGCCAUCCACCCUACUAGUGGGAGCAGAAUGACUGCAGCCUCGCUGCUUAGAACCUUGUAGGCUCAUAGGUGUGUGUGGUCUUUCUGCUAUCAAGACCAGAAGAUGCCCUUCCCUAACUUCAGAUGUUUUGGACUUCAACUCCCAUAGGCCCUGCCAACUGGGACUGAUGUGAACUUCAGACCCAAACAUCUGGAGGGUGCCAGGUUUCCUCUCUUAUUUGGGCCAGUCUGGGUGGUUUGGUAGUUCUUUUGGAUUUCUGAUCCAGUAACAUUGCAGAUGGUGGAAAAGCUUGAAGCGUGUGUGUUGUGGGGGGAGGUCUAACUCUGAGAUUUUAGGCAUCGUCUCCCAGGGAUCAAUUCUGGAUCAGACCCUCCAGGCUCAUAAGAGGCCUCCAGGACUUGGUACACAGUGAAACCCACAUUGCCAUGGAUGCAGCUCUCCUUGUUGCCUUCUAGCAAGUAGCGCAACACAAUAUGAGAGGUGGCGUCAAGGAAAGUCAUAGUCUGAAGGCCAAGGAAGGCUUCAUCAGUUGGUUCUUGUGGGAAUGUUCAGGGUGGCAGGAGAGGAUAUAUUGUUUAUCAAUAUCCUUCCUAACUUGCACUAGCAAGUUCUUUACUUCCUUUCUCCUUGAGAGCCAGUGUGGUGUAGUGGUUGAGAGUGGUAGACUCGUAAUCUGGGGAACCGGGUUCGUGUCUCCGCUCCUCCACCUGCAGCUGCUGGGUGACCUUGGGCCAGUCACACUUCUCUGAAGUCUCUCAGCCCCACUCACCUCACAGAGUGUUUGUUGUGGGGGAGGAAGGGAAAGGAGAAUGUGAGCCGCUUUGAGACUCCUUUGGGUAGUGAUAAAGUGGGAUAUCAAAUCCAAACUCUUUACUCAGCAGUGUGCAUUCCCCUUUACACAGCAGAAAACUAGUUGCAAACUCAUGUGAGUUUCUUAAGACAAUACGCAAUUCAAUCUGGCUUGUCCAGACUGAAAUGUGUUCUAAUAUUUUCCUGGUAAGACCCCUUGAAUCCCUCCUAAAAUAAUAAAGACACCCCAGUCUUAUUCAUAAACAGUAAAAAGUAAGUUUACUCACGAUCAGGCAGAGCACAGCCUUUAGGCUUAAAUUUACAAACAUGUACAAACAGGUUUACCCCAUAUGGGAGAUAACCUGGGGGACUGCUUGGCUGGCAGCCAGCAGUUCAUUCCAGGAAGUUGACAGGAUGAAAGGAAGAUGGAAAAAGAGAGAGUGGCAGCAUGCCUUGUCCUUUUACCAGGUCUGGCAAGGUCACACCCACCCACUGGUCACAUGCAAGGAAGGAUGCUCCAGGCCAGGAGGAACAGGAAGUUUCGACUGGCUGAACCAAACAUUCCCUUGCAUGUCCACUCUAGCAAAACAAGGAAUGUUGUAUUUGACUGCUCCCAGUGGAUUCCAUCCCACUGUUCUGGUGUACGAUGAUGAUAUAAUCACUAUUAGGCCUAGGAGUCCAAUCUGAACUCAGUCUGGAGUUUGGAUGAACUUCCCACGCAUCUGGGAAAUUAGUCAUUUCUGAAAAUAAUUUCUAGGAUGGGCUGGAGGGAUUUGUCCCUUCCCUGAUGAAGCAUGGGUCUCAGGGGGACUGAUAGAUUCAAGAGCCUUGUUUGGGGAAAAUUGGGAAGGGCCAGGGAAGUUUGUGUAAAUAAAUUAACUGCAUUCAGCAGGUCUGAAGGUGCUUGUGAGUGAUGAGAGUGGUCCAUGAAGAUGUGGCUGGGGGGCCGAAGUCCAGCAUCUGAAUGAGACAUCCACAAGGCUUUGGCCUGGUGUGGUUGGACUCCCUCCCCCCAAAAAAACUCUGGGAAUCACAGAAACUUGUGGCUCAUUAACAUUAGGUAUAGGGCAGGAAAUUGCUACACGGCUGUGGCUGCGGAGAGCUCAGCGCAGCUUUCUGCUGACGUCAAACGGAACUGAAAUCUUUAAGGUAUUACACAUUUAAGAAAGCUGCCCUGGGGGGCUUAUUGCAGGGAAGCCACACAAAUAGUUGUGAGUGUUAACGAAGAUCCUGCCAAGAUUUUGUUGCAGGGUUCAGCCAACGAGAUGCUGUAAUUCUUGGAGGCCUUCUGCGGAGAAAUUGGGUGGAGGGGCUAAAGGGAAAGGCAGAAUAAAGCUGUCCUGAAGAGGUUUUCUAUUGCAUUACAUACACAUUAAUUUUGUUCAACAGCCAUUCCCUCACCUGGAGAAUCAGGGGACUAUAGCGGGAGAGAAUUAUUAUUAUUAUGAUUUAUUGAAUUUAAAUACCACCCUAUACCCAGAGGUCUCAGGGCCGUUCACAGAACAAAAUCAAAAUAUAAAACCACAAAAUAUAUAAUUAAACUAAAAACAACAACCCAUUACUCCCCUUCCACCACCACCCCAUUUUAAAGGAGCAUAGGAUGUCAAUCAAAUCAGCCAAGAGCAUGGCAAGGCUCUCAAAUGGAGGACAUACUACGGUUCCCAGGAUUUUGGGAGGCAGUGGGAGAGCCAUGACAGCUUAAUUGCUAUAAAAUUGAUAUACAUUUCAAGCGUAGAUAACCCCGCUGUGUACUUUGAAUUACUCUUGUCUUCUUUCUUUCGCCACAAUUUUCAGCGUCAUAGUUAGCCUUGUACAGAACCAGCAGGGGGCUCUGUGAUUAUUCUCAAUUCACCCAGAUUUUUUUUUUUUAACUACUAUUAUAUGUUUCUCACCAUCGCCAUACAGUGUGUGUAUCAGGGUAUGUAAAAUGAGAGUCAUCAUAGUGAUCCAUAGUCAAAAGCAGAAGUUGGCAGAUGUGUCCUCCUUUUUGCUCUUCAAAAUAUGGCAACCCUAGUAUGCAUGUGUGUACAUACAUGUACACACACACACACUCUCAUUGUAAUUAGGUAUAUAUGUCUUUCCUUUCUGGAUACAAAUCUUCACAAGGCAGUUUACAAGUAACAUGAAAGAUACAUAAAUAGAACGCCAAGUAAAGGUAAAGGGACCCCUGACCAUUAGGUCCAGUUGUGACCUACUCUGGGGUUGUGGCGCCCACCUCGCUUUAUUGGCCGAGGGAGCCGGCGUACAGCUUCCGGGUCAUGUGGCCAGCAGGACUAAGCCACUUCUGGCGAACCAGAGCAGCGCACGGAAACGCCGUUUACCUUCCCGCCGGAGCGGUACCUAUUUAUCUACUUGCACUUUGACGUGCUUCCAAACUGCUAGGUUGGCAGGAUAAGGGACUGAGCAACGGGAGCUCACCCCAUCGCGGGGAUUCGAACUGCUGACCUUCUGAUCGGCAAGUCCUAGGCUCUCUGUUUUAACCCACAGUGCCAACUGCAUCCCUAGAACGCCAGUAAACAUUAUCAAAAAAGUGAUCAGAAAUAUUGUUGUGUGGACAGCAGAAAGGGAUGUGCAGUCACCCUCUCUACCUUCUCACUGCUUGUGGUUCCCAGUUUUCAACCCAUGAUUUGCAAAAGCAUAGCAAAGCUUUGGAUUAAUUAAAAAUAAAUAAAACACAGUAACAUAAAGGCAGGAUGUUAACAUAUAACACCAGUCCUGAAAGACCUACAUUGGCUCCCAGUAUGUUUCCAAGCACAAUUCAAAGUGUUGGUGCUGACCUUUAAAGCCCUAAACGGCCUCGGCCCAGUAUUCCCGAAGGAGCGUCUCCACCCCCAUCGUUCAGCCCGGACACUGAGGUCCAGCGCCGAGGGCCUUCUGGCGGUUCCCUCACUGCGAGAAGCGAAGUUACAGGGAACCAGGCAGAGGGCCUUCUCGGUGGUGGCGCCCACCUUGUGGAACGCUCUCCCAUCAGAUGUCAAGGAAAUAAACAACUAUCUGACUUUUAGAAGACAUCUGAAGGCAGCCCUGUUUAGGGAAGUUUUUAAUGUUUGAUGUUUUAUCGUGUUUUUAAUAUUCUGUUGGAAGCUGCCCAGAGUGGCUGGGGAAACCCAGCCAGAUGGGUGGGGUAUAAAUAAUAAAUUUUUAUUAUUAUUACUAAAGUUUCAACACUAAAGCAGUUUUUCAACAACCAAAAUGCUGGCUAUUAAAAUCUCUAGUGUUUGAUCAGCUAAGUUACCUCACGGGGGUUGUUGUUGUGAGGGUAAAAUGGGGUUGUGGAGAGCCGUGGGUGCCUCCUUAAUCACCACAAAGGAAAAGUGGCAAUAAAUAUCCAUAAUUACAAGGGCAAAAACUAUUAUUAUUAUUAUUAUUAUUUGAACCAAGCAAGCUCGGAAUCUGGGGAUUGCGUCUCAUCCGAGGGGGAUCAACAGCUAUACUUCCCCACUCUGGGGGUGCACCCAUGACUUUUGCCUCCCGUCACAAACUUUCUUUUGUUCAAAACUCCUCCAGGGCUGAAAAACGAGUAGCAAACAAUAAAAAAGGAUUACAAUAUUGGUAUCCUCUUUCAUCACGCCUUUCCUUUUAGAAACUGUGUCUCUCCCCCACACUUUAUCCUGGGAUAAUUGAGGCCUUCUCUCCCCUGCAGUCUCCAGGUUUUGUUUCUUUUUAUUAGCUACUGCAGCGUUCACACGGUGUAACGUUGCCAUUAAAAGCAUAGUUUGCUGUCCAUUUAGAAACCUAUGGGGCAGGCUCCAACACCGAGUUAGGCGUGCCGGUUUCCCAUUGGUGUCAACGGGCUUAAGCAUGCUUAACUGCGCACUGGAUUAAAGCCAUGGUUUUUAUUUGCUCAUAAAUUCUACCAACCCUCAACCCUCCCCCUUUUUUCUGGGUAGAACCCUGCACAAGCCUAUAAAACCCGGCUGAAUUAAUUGGUGGCUUGGGAACACCAACCGAAAUGUACUACUCCACAAAACAAACUUAACCUAGUGUGGUGUAGUGGUUUGCUGGGGUGCUUGACCUGGAGGGAGGGAGAGAUGGAGGGAGAGAGAACAAGAGAGAACCAGAGGUUCAGAUUUCUCUUCUAGCAUAUUACUAGAGAUAAUGCCACAGCUUGGCUGGAUUUAAUAUGCUAGGGGAGAAAUUUGAACCCAGGUUCUCAUUAAAUGAGUAGUUACAAAAUAAUGAGGCACUAGGUAGCCAGUGUGAACUACAGGCUACAGUUGGUGAGUAAUCAACAUGGCACAAGCUAAGUAAGGCAAUAAUUCUACAAAAUGCAUUCAAUAUGCCUUGAAUAUUUCAUACCCUAAUCAUCAUCAUCAUCACCAUCACCAUCAGGGCUUUUUUUCUGGGGGGACGCACGCAUACCCCUAAACAUUUUGUGAAUCUAAGUUCGGCCUCAUUGAGGGGUGGUGAUGUUGGGAAAGAUGGAGGGCACAAGGAGAAGGGGACGGCAGAGGGCGAGAUGGUGGGACAGUGUUCUCGAAGCUACCAGCAUGAGUUUGACCAAACUGCGGGAGGCAGUGGAAGACAGGAGUGCCUGGCGUGCUCUGGUCCAGGGGGUCACGAAGAGGCGGACACCACUAAACGACUAAACAACAACAAUUUCAAUAUGAGUAGGGAAAUGAGAGUACCCCUAAACAUUGUUUUAUAGAAAAAAAGCACUGAUAACAAUUAUAACAAAAAUACCCCCCUUUUUUGCCUGUGUCUUGAGAAACAGAAAUGGAGUUUGCUUUUGUUUUGGGGAUUUUUACACCCCUCAUUUGCUCCGAUGCAUUUUGUUUAAUGUCUUUAGAGAGAUGAAUGUAAAGACCAGAAGAAAUAAGGCUAUGAAUCCUUACAGAGAGUUGUCAUUCAUCUAUCUGGUUUUAAAAUACAGUUGUUAGGGUGCUCUUUUCUAGCCCCUUCCCUAACGAUGUUCAUCUUCUAACCUCACUCCUGCUCAGCUCCCCUAAUUUGCUCCACCUCACUGUUGCCUCUGUUGCCAUUCCCUCAUUAGGGAUACUUUGCAAAUAAAAGCAGAAAAAUAUUACACCAGCUUACUUUUCUGUAUUAGUGAUUAAAAAUACAGCCGUUCUCUAUCCUUGACUUUGCUUCUGUAAGAACCAUCCCAUAGCUUAAGUUGAAUACUGGAUAUUGUGAUUAUUCAAAUGGUAUUGUAAGUGUUAAGCUGAAAGGGACAAAGCGUAUGUGUGUUUUACCAAAGUGUAUUCUUAAUUUCAUAUAAAACCCCAAAUUUAUUUGGAAAACACUCUGUGACAUAUGCCAAAACAAAACAAAUCCUCCCCAACUUUCACAACAAAUCUUUGACAGAUUGCUCUCAUGGCCACUUUGCCUGGGAGAGAUGCUACUUUCCAUCAGAGAAGGUUUGGCGUUCUCAAAUUAGAAGCGAAACUUUUAGAUAUGCAGUUGCUUUCUGACAACUGAGAUUGGCGGUGUACACUGGGGGUGGGGAAAGCUUUUCAGAUCAGCUAGGUGGGGUGGAAAAUGUAGCAAGAUAUUCCAGAUGCCAAGGAACGGGCUUCUUGCAAGAACACUCAGAAGACAGCAAAAACACUGUAUGCUAGCAGAUGCCGUGGGGGAAGGCGGGCCAUAUGGAAAGAGUUACUGAAACAAAGAGAUACGUGGAACAUCUUUUCCCAUUUUGGGGGAACAAUGGGGUCAUUUAAUAUAUUACCUAUUAAUAAAAUGUAAUGGCACUAAAAAAACCCCUAAAAACCCAAAAGAAAAUCAAACAAGAGACAGUAAAGUCUGAAGACCUAUUAAAGAGGUUUGGUUUUUAAAAAUGAAAUGGAGCCUAUACAGUUUCCCUCUUUCUCCUUCCAGUCCAUCAUUAACGACAGAAAGAAAAAUGAGAGUUUGUGAUUGAACAGACAACAUUAGUCCGCAAUAGGACUGGGGGGAGGGCAGAGAAUAGGAAACCUGAGCUGACAGGCAGGCAGUCCGCUUGGACCAGGUCAUGCAUAAGAGCUUCAGUUUUGGUUAGGAAUUCAAAUCUGCAACCAUUUCAUCAAAGUCUGAUAUCCUCUUGUGAAACUCGUUCUCCAUGCAGUAGCAGCCCAUUUGGCAGGGUAGAGCCAUGGAGCCAUCUUCCUGAGACCGGUGCCCCUGGAGCUUGCCAAGGUGGGGCAGCAGUGAGGUCUGGGAUGAGUGAAAGCACCCAGUUGGUUCUGCUGGUGCAUCUGUUGUUGUUGUUUAGUCGUUUAGUCGUGUCCACCUCUUCGUGACCCCCUGGACCAGAGCAGGCCAGGCACUCCUGUCUUCCACCGCCUCCCACAGUUUGGUCAAACUCAUGCUGGUAGCUUCGAGAACACUGUCCCACCAUCUCGUCCUCCGUUGUCCCCUUCUCCUUGCGCCCUCCAUCUUUCCCAACAUCAGGGUCUUUUCCAGGGAGUCUUCUCUUCUCAUGAGGUGGCCAAAGUCUUGGAGCCUCAGCUUCACGAUCUGUCCUUCCAGUGAGCACUCAGGGCUGAUUUCCUUGAGAAUGGAGAGGUUUGAUCUUUUUGUAGUCCAUGGGACUCUCAAGAGUCUCCUCCAGCACCAGAAUUCAAAAGCAUCAAUUCUUUAGUGAUCAGCCUUCUUUAUGGUCCAGCUCUCACUUCAAUACAUCACUACUGGGAAAACCAGAGCUUUAACUAUACGUACCUGGUGCAUCUACUCAGCCCCAAAUGUGCCCUUGCCCUGCCCCAUACCACCACAAGGUCCACCACUGCUUGAGAGUAACUAAGGUCCAUGAAAACAUGGGUACCUGAGGUUAACUUUAAAGUACCCUUGGUGGUAGGGUCUGAAGUGAGUUGUCAAAAAGAAGAGCAUUGCUGGAUCAGGCCAAUCUAGUCCAGCAUCCUGUUCUCCCAGUGGACAACAAGAUGCUCACAAAUAGGUUCUGAGCACAACUGAAAAUCCCUUUCUGGAAUUUCCAGAAACAUUACUGUCUCCAACAGAGGAGACGUUUCAGUCCAACAUUCCCCGACCUUGUGCUCUUGUCCAAAUGUUUUCUUGGACUACAUUAUAUCUGUAUGCUUAUUCCCUUGCUAUAGUUAAGGUUUGGAAAUCUGAAGUAAGCCCCUGCCCUGGAUCUGGAGCAAAGUGGAGCUUGUUUUAAGUGAUCCAAAGCGAAGAGGCUCCUUAUCCGAAGAAGGUUCUUAAGCCAUAUUUCCCCCACACUGCUAAUAAACAUUAUUUCUGGUUUUCAAAUGUGUGAAGCAGCUCUUUUUAAAGUUUAUUUCUGGACUGAGUUAGCGUUAACAAUGCAAGUUCACAUUGUUUUGUCAACUUGAGCCUUGUGCGACUCCUGUGGAUUUCACAUGAACCAGAAAGGUUUGGGGGGUUUUUGUGGUUGUAUAGCCUGUGCUGUUGUGAGACUGCAAGGUGGAAACAUCUUCUGUUCUUACACUCAGCAGCUUAGCAGCUAAUAAACACUGUACAGCAACUUCUCAUCUCUCAAACUUGCUAUUACAAUACAGAGUUUUGCCAGGCGCUAUAUAUUUUAAACAUCCACACUUCCGGGGUGACUUUGGAAAGUCAACUGAGCAGUGGCAUGCAUGUUCAGGAAACCUUUUUAGCUGCAGCAACACAAGCUCCCUUAAGAGUCUCUAGGGACCUGAGGGCUACAGAAAUGGAACAUGAGCAGGUUCUCAAAUUUAAUGAGCCAUAAGAAAGCCAGUGAUAGGAAAUAAAACAAAAGAGGGAAGAGCGAGUAAUGGAGGAAGGUUAACUGGUCUCCCCUGAUUCCUCCUCACUUCUCUUGCUGUUUCUUUCCCCAGUCCUCCUCUAGCUUUGCGGACAAUAAUGAAAGCUGUUAAGCCAACUCCGAGUUUGGACCCCAGCUCUGCUACAGGCCUUGAAUGUGGCCUCUGGCUCAUCACCUUCUGCCUCACUUUCUGCAUGGGCUGUUUCAUUUUUAUUUAUUCAUGUCCCUUCCAGAGGUUUUCCCAGUUCAGAGUCUGAGGCACAGCUUGGAAAGAUCAGUUUUUCUGAUCAAAGAGGCAGUGCCAAAUUAAUCACUAAAGCCGCUUCUCACAAAGGAGUGGAUGAUUUAGAAGCCAACAGGAAAAUAUGAAGGGGAAAACCUCUAUCGUUAAAAACAUGGGUGAUAUUAAAAAUAAAAUAAAAAAGCACAGGUGUGCAGAACGUAGCAAUUCAGAAAGUUUCUGUUGACAGAGAGAACAAUAAAGCUGAAAUAAUCUCAUUUAUUAAAGUGGCUAUACCUACUCACUGACAUUUCUCUCUCUUGUCUCUCUCCCUCUGUUUUCAUUUCACAGAACUGGCCUGGAGGCCAUUAUGGAAACAUAUGCAUUCUGGAGGCCUCCCGUGCGCACGCUCACCUUUGAAGAUUUCACCACCAUGCAAAAACAGCAAGGUGAGCCAUUUUAUAAUGGGCACCAGAAUGGUGGCAAUGAAGCAACUGCAGAGCCGCUCUAAUGGGCAUAUGGUAUCCAGCUGAAUCCCUGAUAGUCCUGGGACUCUUGACAGCCGUGCAGAGAUAUAAACCAGAAAAAGUUCAGCUACUAGUUUCAGAAACAGAGGAGGUUUCAUAACAGGGGCACUUUAUAGCCAUUGCAAAGCCCUCUGUAUGGGUAGUUCAUAUUUGGACUAACACCCCUACUGUAUGGGAGAGAGCAGCACAUGUGCUUUGAGUUUGGAAGAUCCCGAGCUGAACCUCCCACUAAAGCAAGAUUUCAAAUGAAAGGCCUAGGAAAGGCCUCUUUGCCUGAAAACCUGGGAAAACUGCAGCCAGUUGGAGUAGGACAGGGCUGGGGGAACCUGGAUCUCUCCAGAUGUUGUUGGACGCCAACAACGCUUUGUUGUUGACGUCCAUCUGUCUUGAGAGAUAAUGGAGUGCUCCUCAAAGGGUGAAGACAAAUUGAAGUGGCCUCUCCAGGGCGCAAGCCUGGGCAGUGUGUAUGGGCUGCCCAGGUGACAAGACCUCCCUCUCAGCCUCACUGAUGUCCAAAGGUAAGCAGAGCAAUGAGUUUGGCACCAGCUUGGCUGCAGGAGUUGCUGGAAGGAGGUGUACAAGUUGCCUUCCAGCCAUCCCAGGGACUCCACUCUGGAUUUGUCUAGGGUUUACUCCUAAGCCUUUUCCUCUGAAGAUAUCCCACAAGGUAGCAGAGGUUCAGGGUCCUUUUUCUCGAUGGGCUACCUUCCCAGGUUGACGAGCCCCAUCUGCCCCCCAUUUCCCUCUACAACACGUGCAGAAACUGCCUUCUUGACCAUUGGGCCCACUAUUGGUUUUGUCCGCUCAAUCCGUCAGAGCCCGUCUUCACAUGCAGGGGGAAGUCCCUAACUCGCUGAGGGGUUGAGCUCCAUUGGCUACCCUCACCUGGUUUAUCCGGCCAGUCGAAGCCGUUUCCUGGGGUGUGGCCCCUUUCACAUGCCAACAGCUUUUAGGAGCCACAGGUGAGAGCUGAGUGCAGGUAGGGAGCAAAGGUGGGCUCCCAGAAAGAGCAUGACGUGUCCCCCGUCAGAUACUACCACUCCCCUAGCACCCCAUACAUGGGAGUUGUAGCAUGACAAUAUCUGGAGGGCCAUAGGUUCCCUAUCCCUGGAACAGACAAUGCUAGGCUGCAGAAACCCAUGGUCUGAAUCAAUAUACGGUUUCUUCCUGAUAGAGAAAGAGGAUGUCUACUUAAAUGGACUUACAAUGAAAGGUGUCUGGUCAACGUAAUGGUGGUGGUGGGAACGUCAAUGCAUUUUCAGUUCAGCACUGGGUUUCCUUGUACGUAUGUGGCUGACUUCUUGCUCUCUUCUCCCUUCCUCAUUUCUUCCCUUGUUCAUCUGCCAGUUGAGACAAAGCUCCUCAUUUGUAAGUUUACUGUUCCCGCACUGCUUCCCUGCUGCUUUUUCCAUCUCCUUGUCCCUGCCAAGGAACAUGGAGCCCUGAUAGACGAUCCCUGCCUUUAGCAAAGGCCAGGGCUGAAAUAAACCUCCGCUGUUAUUUUUUCCUGGGAAAAGUGGCAACAUUUCCAGUGUGCUUGUCACAAUAUCCCCACUGUGGUUUGCAUUCUCCCAGGCAACUAUGCCCAAGGGUGGUCUUUUGAGGGAUCACCAGGAGGUUCUGCCCCAGAGCCAAGGAUUGCCUCCUGGGAGGUGACCAAGAAAGCAGGGAGGAGCUGUACUGCUUUGCUGCCUUCCCUUGUCAAUAAAUAUAAGGCAUAUUUAUGCCAUAAACUUCUGUCAGUUCCCUACCAGUCUAAUUAUCAUGGUUUCCCUUGAAGAAAUCCCAGAAAUGGCAGUUUGAUGUAGGUGUUAAGAAUUCUCUAGAAGAGAGCCAUGGCUCCUUGUAUGGAACUAGACCUCUCAGAGUUUGUUUAGAUAAAAGAUUAUGCCCUCACAAUCACACAAAAACCGUUAGCAAAAAAACAAAAUGAAAGAUAAAACCAAUAAGCAGCAUAAACAUCAGCAACCAAAGUCGAACAGUGGCAGUAAACCUAAUGGAAACCAUGCUUUUAAAAAAACAACAACCCGCUCUCUUGUGCUAAAUUUCAUUGGAAGAAUUUACUGGGAGAGAAGGAAUGGCUAUUAAACAAGUUGGAACUCCCUGCCUAUUGAUAACAAGCAGGCACCUUCACUGUACGCAUUUUUGGCACCUGCUAAAAACAUUAUUGUUUAGGCAAGCCUACCCAGGUGCUUAAAAAGUUGAGGUAAUUUUAAUCUCUUUAAGUAUUUUUUUUAAAACUUUUGUGUGUUUUAAAGUACCCUUGUAAAUUGUUAUUGAUUUUCUUGUUUUAUCUUUUUGUAAACUGCUUUGAAUUAUUAUUUUUUUAAAAAAAUAAUAAAGCGGUGUAUAAAUUUUAUGAAAUGAAUAAGUAGAAUAGCUAGCCCCCCGCUUCAUCCAUAGUGAUUGAACUGUGAGGGUUGGGUGGGCAAAGGGGACCAUUACAUUUUGUGACCUCUUCUUAGCUCCCGUGUUCGAAGGCUAUUGGGGGCUGAGGGUGAUUCACAAUUUGGAUAAAAUUGGGAGGAGUCGGCAAGUGUUUCUGAGGUACAUUAAGUCCCAUGGCCCCCACUGUUCUGAUAUAAUUUAACUACUGCUUCCUCAGUCCACAGUUUAUUUAAAUGUAUGACGAGGAAGCUUCUGUAUCAUUCCAUUUUGUCAGAUUUGUGACCUAUCCAGUGCUCCCCCCCCAAAAAAAUGUUUAGGGGUACUCUCAUUUUGACCCAAGAAAACCUCCAUUUUAUCGUUCAAAUCGGGGAAAAUAAAUACAGUAAAUGGACAAAAGUGCAAAGAUUCACAAAAUGUUUAGGGGUAGGCGUCCCCCUGCACCCCCCCCCCCCCAGAAAAAAAGCACUGCACCUAUCCAAAUUUCAGAGGUAUUUCCUGGGUGCUGCUGAAAAUUCUCUCUCACCCAGUCCAAAGCUCUUUCAAGAAUUUAACACCAAACCCAAAAACAUACAAUCUCUGUUGCUUAUUGUGUUCCAUUAAUGCUACAUACAAAGACCUCAGGGACCAUGACUUUUAGUGAUUUGCCCCUGUUAUGUACUGAGCUGAAUCCUAGAACAAUAGGAUCCAGAAUGCAGCAGUCUGAUUGGUCUGCAGGAGCCACCCAAUCCAGCUCCAGGUGGAAGUGAAUCAGCAACCUGAUUGGCCUGCAGGAGCAGCCCGUAAUUAGCCAAUCACGCGGGGCCCAUUGGGUUAAUAAUGUAUAUAUAGCAGACGUUUUGGGGAAAGUUUCAUUCAUUGCUACUAUGAGCUGAAUAAAGAGCAUGAAAUUCAAACUCAACUCUGAGUAUAUUUCAGCCGCCUAGGACUGGAAUAUCUGUUAUGGUCUGUUUGAUUGAUAGUAAAGGUAAAAGGACCCCUGACCAUUAGGUCCAGUCGUGGCUGACUCUGGGGUUGCUGCGCUCAUCUCGCUUUAUUGGCCGAGGGAGCCGGCGUACAGCUUCCAGGUCAUGUGGCCAGCAUGACUAAGCCGCUUCUGGCAAACCAGAGCAGCGCACGGAAACGCCGUUUACCUUCCCGCCAGAGCGGUACCUAUUUAUCUACUUGCACUUUGACGUGCUUUCGAACUGCUAGGUUGGCAGGAGCAGGGACCGAGCAACGGGAGCUCACCCCAACACUGGGAUUUGAACCGCCGACCUUCUGAUCAGUAAGCCCUAGGUUCUGUGGUUUAACCCACAGCACUAUCCGUGUCCCUUGCCUGUUUGUUUGAUACCCUUGGUCAAAACGUUGUAAGUAAAUAGUACUUUCUACAACUUACAUGUAUGGCCAGGCUAAUAGCAGUCUUUUUUCUCUCUCCUUUUUCUAGAGGGGUGGUGGUGUCAAUAUAGAACUUUAUAAUGGCAUGGAAGUAAAAAGUUGACACCCCUCCUCAAUAUAUUUGCUCUGAUCCAAUUCAGAAUGUCCCAUAGCUGUUUUUAAAAUAAAAUGUUGGGAGAUCAGAUCACACAUCUCUCAUGUAGCUACUAUAAGACUGUGAAAGGUAGCCCUGUGCCUAAAGGCUUUGACUCAGAGCCUGGGGCAUGUUUUAGCCGCACAUUUGCUUGUGAGCAUCCUUGGAUUAUCAGGCCAAGUGUGGCAUUUUCUGCUCCAGUGAUUCGAUGGACCACCAGGCCUUGAAUCCAUAGCUGCACUGAUAACCUUCUGCCCCAGUGGCUAUCAAAUGACAUGUUCAUAUCAGCCACAGCAACUGCUGACACAGUCAAGUAAUAUAAGGAAAGGAAAAUAUUUCAUGUAUUUUUAGCUUCUUUAAAUGCAAUUUGGCAGCUGAAAAACCAGGAAGCAAGCCAAGACCAUGUGACCGGUGAGCUCCCUGCAGACUUACUACCAACUGUUGCCUUGGCUGCUCAUUCAGGAUGGCAUCAACUAAAAUUUGUCCCUAGUUCAGGACCCAUUUGCCAAAGUCAUAAAUGACUUUACACCUACAGCUUUUAUGGUCUUCAUUUUGUGUGCAGCUUUCUGAAGAGACCCUCAAGGAUAGCUAAGCUCAAGCAAAAUGGGGAGUUUUAAAGGCAUAAGGAUUUGACACCCUGGAAGAGAUGGGCGGCUUUGCAUUUUUCCAGCUAUGUAAAACAUUGAACCCAGUAGAACCAACAGCUAAGAGCAAUUUAAUAAUGCUGCCUAUGCUAGCCCAAGGGACGUGGGUGGUGCUGUGGGUUAAACCACAGAGCCUAGGACUUGCCGAUCAGAAGGUCGGCUGUUCGAAUCCCUGCGACGGGGUGAGCUCCCGUUGCUCGGUCCCAGCUCCUGCCAACCUAUCAGUUCGAAAGCACAUCGAAGUGCAAGUAGAUAAAUAGGUACCACUCCGGCGGGAAGGUAAACGGCGUUACCAUGCACUCUGGUUUCCGUCACAGUGUUCCAUUGCGCCAGAAGUGGUUUAGUCAUGCUGGCCACAUGACCCAGAAAGCUGUCUGUGGACAAACACCGGCUCCCUCGGCCUGAAAGCAAGAUGAGUGCCACAACCCCAUAGUCGCCUUUGACUGGACUUAACCAUCCAGAGGUCCUUUACCGUUUCCUUUACCUUAUGCAUCCUGCCAACCUAGCAGUUCAAAAGCACACCAAAGUGCAAGUAGAUAAAUAGGUACCGCUCUGGCGGGAAGGUAAACGGCGUUUCCGUGCGCUGCUCUGGUUCGCCAGAAGCGGCUUAGUCAUGCUGGCCACAUGACCUGGAAGCUGUACACCGGCUCCCUCGGCCAGUAAAGCAAGAUGAGUGCCGCAACCCCAGAGUUGGUCACGACUGGACCUAAUGGUCAGGGGUCCCUUUACCUUUACUAUGCUAGCCCACGUUGCUAGCCCUGGAAACAACCAUCGGAAUCUUAUAUGGAACCGACUGAAGACCUGUGGCCCAUUGCUAAACAACUAGAAUCAGGCUCAACACAAUGUUUGCCCCCUGGACUCCUGCUCAUGUGUGGAAGAUUAUGUUCUUUGUAACUAACUUCCUUACGAUUCAGCUGGACUUUUAUGACCACCGUGCAAAACAUGGACUCAGUGCUUUCUGAGUUGCUGACCAAGAGAGAUUCAGGGCUGAUCUGUGGACUCGUCAGCAUUUUACAGGCUCUUUGACAUAUAUAAAUUAUGAUUAUUAAUUACAUUUAUAUACCUCCCUUCACCCAAGGAUCACAGGGCAGUUUACAAUAUGAAAACACAAAAAUGCAUAACAUGGUAACAAACGAAAAAAAUAGCCCUCCCUCAGUUUAAAAGGCCAUUUAAAAAAAUAAAAUGUAUUUCAUUGGUUUUCAGUUACAAAUGGUUGUUUAAUCAGCCAAAGGCCUGGGAGAAGAGGAACAUUUUUGUCUGGUGCCCAAAUAUAUGUAAUGAAGGCACCAGGCGAGCCUUCCUGGGGAGAGCAUUCCACAAGCAGGGAACCACAGCAGAAAAGGCCCGAUCUCAUGUUGUCAUUCUCCAGACCUCCUGCAGAGGAGGCACACUUAAGGCCUGGGGUGAUGAUCACAGGGUCCAGGUCAGCAUAUGGGGAGAGGUUGUCCAAAGUAAUCCCUACAAAUAGCUUGUAAAUAAUUGUUGUUUUCCAUUUAUGUCACUUUCCUUUAGGAGAAUUAGGUGAGAAAGUCAAAACUGAUUUCAAUAAACAAAAACAAGCAAGCUGUUUCGAAAAAAAAAAAAUUAAAUUAAUGAGAUUAACACAAUAUUCCUUCCUUCCUUCCUUCCUUCCUUCCUUCCUUCCUUCCUUCCUCUGUGCUUUUUACAUAACUGAAAGUCCCAGCCCACAAAUAUCUCAGUCAUUAUAAAUGUUUUGUAGUUGGCUUCUUUCUUUCUAGAGGGGCUUAGGAGGACAUUAGCAGGAUUAUGCCGUGUGAGAAGUGUGAGAAGCACAGCCCAGACGACAGAUUUCGGCACGUCCAUUUCACUAAGAAAUUCUCCUGCGCAAGCCUUUAUUUAUUUAUUAUUGUCUAUAUUUUUCUCAUCUUCUAGAAGUGCUCAGAGUGGCAGACAAAGUAAUUGUAAGAUUCAGCAAACAGUUUCUUGAAACAGUAAGAAACACAACUGCCACUUUAAAAGCAACAACUGUGAAACCCCUAAAGCCUAUUACUGUAGCAGCAAAGCGUAAGAAGUGAUACGUAUUAAAACUGGCUACAGUAAAGCUAUUUGUGUUACACAUUAGAAAGUCCCUUUGGUGGAAGAGACUCCAGGAUCAGUUCUAGGAGGACCCCAAAACGCCACUGCUGUUCCUUCACAGGGAGUGCUGCUCCUGUCCAUCCAUGUGUUUGUUUUUUUUGUUGUUUAGUCAUCUAGUCGUGUCCGACUCUUCGUGACCCCAUGGACCAGAGCACGCCAGGCACUCCUGUCUUCCACUACCUCCCGCAGUUUGGUCAAACUCAUGCUGGUAGCUUCGAGAACACUGUCCCACCAUCUCGUCCUCUGUCGUUCCCUUCUCCUUGGGCCCUCCAGGGAGUCUUCUCUUCUCCUGAGGUGGCCAAAGUAUUGGAGCCUCAGCUUCACGAUCUGUCCUUCCAGUGAGCACUCAGGGCUGAUUUCCUUAAGAAUGGAGAGGUUUGAUCUUCUUGCAGUCCAUGGGACUCUCAUGUUUUUGUAGUUACCUGCAAACACAGGUAACUACAAAAGGGCUGAAAAUUAAUGCUAGGCCUACUCAGAUUAUACCCACUGAAAUCAGUGACCAUGACUAAAUUAGGACUACUAAUUUCAAUAGGUUUUCUCUGAGUAAAAGUUAGCUCCACCCACAAUAAAUGUGUCCCCUUACUCAGAUCUGUUACUGGGGGUGGGGGGAGGGCUAAAAAUCUGAAAAUCUUCCCUGGUUAUAUUAACAGACAUUUUGAAAGGCAUCCUAAUAUCUCCUCUGAAGGCAAAAUGGGGAGAAAAUUUGGGCAGUGAUUUACCAAGGACAGAUGCCAGAAUAUAGGUUUUUCCUCAGGAUGAAUAAGAGUUGGACUGAAUGCAGGCUUAGUCCCAGUGCAUGGUCCUGGUGCCUAAAUUUUUGGGUGUCCAGCUCCUUCAUGGGAAAUUUUGUGGGUGCCUGGGCACCCAGGGCCCCAGGGAGUUGGCACCUAUGACCGAAUGCAUCUGUUGUGGCCCAUAUACUGUGGAACCAAAAGGGACGCGGGUGACGCUGUGGUCUAAACCACUGAGCCUCUUGGGCUUGCCGAUCAGCAGGUUGGCGGUGCAAAUCCCUGUGACAGAGUGAGCUCCCGUUGCUCUGUCCCAGCUCCUAUCAACCUAGCAGUUCGAAAGCAUGCCAGUGCAAGUAGAUAAAUAGGUACCACUGCGGCGGGAAGGUAAACGGCAUUUCUGUGCGCUCUGGUUUCCAUCACGGUGUUUUGUUGCGCCAGAAGCGGUUUAGUCAUGCUGGACACAUGACCUGGAAAGUUGUCUGUGGACAAAUGCCGGCUCCCUCAGCCUGAAAGCGAGAUGAGCCCCACAACCCCAUAGUCGCCUUUGACUAGCCUUAACCAUCCAGGGGUCCUUUACCUUUACCUUGUACCUUACUGUGGAACCUCACCCUGCAGAGCACUGCAGAGGAUUCUGGACAUUCUUGGAUUUUCCAGAGCAAGGCCAAAAUUUCUUGGACCUCACAGUUUCUCUGUGUGAAAUAAGAAUGUGACUUAUGUAGAAUGUAUCUAAUAAACUCUAGUGGCUGCACACAGGAAGGGAAGCAUGAUAGUGGUGAGCAAGUGACCUGUGGGCAUAGCUUGUCUAUUAUUAUUUUUUAAAAUGAUUUUAUUGUUCACACUUUUUGAAACAAAGAGAUAAAUUUGGGACAACCAGGGAAUUUGAUAAUAGAUUAAAGGUCGUUGCAGAAGGGGACUAAAUCAGAACCAAGUAAUACUUAGUAUUUCUAAGCCCUAAGCACAACCAGAACCUUGUUUCUAAGAUGCCAGUUUGCCUACCCUAUGACUACAGGAGAGGACUAUUUUGCAGAGGGGUUCCAUUUCAGCCCCGUUCCACCCCCUGUUCUGCCCCCAUUCUGUCUUCUUCCAGGUCAAAAAGGACCUCCACGUUGGCGAUUGCUCAUCAGUUGGACGUGUCUAAAUAAUGCCGCCUGUACUAAAAUGGAUUGUAAAAUCAGCUCCUUGAUGAUAUUCUCAUUAUGGCAUCCCUAAAAACCUUCCAAGGAACGCUGAGGUUCCCUGAGCAAUGGUUUUAACUUGUGUAUAACAGCACAUCAUGUUCUGUGUGUGACUGCUUGUUUGAUUUUUAAAGGCUUGCUCAUCAAUAACAUUACUGAGCAAGCAAGUGGCAUUUUGCCAGACCAGGACAUCGCGUCUUUCUCCUAAGAAAGCUGUCAUCUCUCUGGCCGAAAGAGAUCAGGAAAAUGACAGGUGCAAAAGACCUUCUGUAGAAUCCUGUUUGUUUUACAGAAAAAGAAGCAUCUAGCUGGUUUAAACCAAUAACCAGGCUCUACCCAGCUUAAAAAAAAAAAGCAGCCAAAAUAAUAGAGAUACACUUCAAAACAUAAGGGCUCUGGAAGAGCAGAACUCUUUACGAAUGACGUCACCGACACUGAGCUUGGGACGAAGCAGGUUUGAGAUUAAUUAAAUGCACAUGGCAAUGAGAUGUUGUGGACUGGAGAGAGCCAAAAAACUAUUAAACACUUUAAAUGUUUUGGGGGUAUUUUUGAAACCAAGUUGAACCCGAUCCAGAUUCUCAUUAUUAAAAAUAUUUGGCUCUGCUUCUUGACUUUAAUGAAGAACAUUUAGGGAGGGAGAAGAGUUCCAGUAACUCUGUACUAUGUCAUUUUCCAAGAGUGCAGAAGCUGUUGCUGGCUCCUAGACACAAUUCCUUUUCUCAAACAACACAGAUAGGAGAUGCUAGCAAUGGCUCUAUGGGCAGAGGGUUUGCCAAAACUCAUUAGCCCCAGCCCCAGCCUUACAAAUUUAUAGCAACUAGUUUAGAAUCCUUCACUUUGAAGCACAAAUGAUUGAGAAUAAUUACUUGUUGUUGUUUAGUCAUUUAGUCGUGUCUGACUCUUGGUGACCCCAUGGACCAGAGCACGUCAGGCACUCCUGUCUUCCACUGCCUCCUGUAGUUUGGUCAGACUCAUGCUGGUAGCUUGGAGAACACUGUCCAACCAUCUCGUCCUCUGUUGUCCCCUUCUCCUUGCGCCCUCCAUCUUUCCCAACAUCAGGGUCUUUUCCAGGGAGUCUUCUCUUCUCAUGAGGUGGCCAAAGUCUUGGAGCCUCAGCUUCACGAUCUGUCCUUCCAGUGAGCGCUCAGGGCUGAUUUCCUUCAGAAUGGAUCGGUUUGAUCUUCUUGCAGUCCAUGGGACUCUCAAGAGUCUCCUCCAGCACCAGAAUUCAAAUAAUUACUAUCCUCAGGUAAUUCUCAGCUUGUGCCAAGCAGGUUUAGUUCUCCAGCGCUGUGUCAUCCAUGAGUGCAUUGAGCCCUUUUCACACUGCGAUGGGAGUAGGACCAAGACAUUGGGUAGUUUUGCCUCCAGCAGGGGAUCUUCAUAUGUCACAUUUGUAUCCUGCUCUUCCUCCAAGGAGCCCAAAUCAACGCACCUUAAGGCAUGCCCAAAUUUUAUUCUCAUAACAACCCUGGGUGGUAGUUCAGGCUGAGAAAACCAUGGCUGGCUCAAGUUUACAUUGUGGGCUUCAUGGACUUAGCAAUAAUGAUGAUGAUGAUAAUUUAUUAUUUAUACCCCACCCAUCUGGCUACGUUUCCCCAGCCACUCUGGGUAGCUCCCAACAGAAUAAUAAUAAUAAUAAUAAUAAUAAUAAUAAUAAUAAUAAAGCGAUAAAACAUCUAAAAACUUCCCUAAAUAGGGCUGCCUUCAGAUUACUUCUAAAAGUCAGAUAGUUAUUUCCUUGACAUCUGUUGAGAGGGCAUUCCACAGGGCGGGUGCCACUACCGAGAAGGCCCUCUGCCUGGUUCCCUGUAACUUCGCUUCUUGCAGUGAGGGGACCGCCAGAAGGCCCUUGGAGCUGGACCUCAGUGAAUGAUGGGGGUGGAGAUGCUCCUUCAGGUAUACUGGGUCGAGGUAUACUGGGCCGAGCAAGGACUUGGAGCCAAGUAUCUUUAGCCAAAGUCUAAUUCUUUUGCCCUUCUGACUCUCCAAAGCACAUUGCUGGCCUUCCUUCUGCACAUACAUAUGCCUGUCACAGUGAUGGGUAUUUCGCAAGUGUUUUAUAAUUCCCAGGUUAUAUGUGUAAUAGCUCCAAUUUGUGACCUUCUGUAAUCAUCUGGUGGAAAAUUCCAUGGACGGUGUGUACAGGAAAUGUGGGGGCUGAAUGCCAGCAAUUUCCAAAUCCAAUACUCAGCAUUCUGUGGAUAAUUGCUGGAGGAAUGUCAGCCUGAAGGGAACUGAUAAGCAUCAGCUACUGCUUUUGUGAACCUUGCUGAUUCCUCUGGUCACAUGGGGUUGCACCUGCUGGGUUUGAUGAGGUUAGAGGAAAAGGCAUGGAUGGUUGCAGUGUAAUUUCUUGCACUUCCACUGGUGUGCAGAAGGACAGGGGAAACUCUGUCUUUUGCUCUUCUUAGAGGUUCUCUAGCAUUGUCCAGAAUGGGACUCCCCAUUGUGAAGUUCCCUUUCCUGGAUCUCAGGCUUGACGUAGACAAUGAUCAGACACAGCAUCCUCCCUAGUGUACAUGCUUCUUUCUUUUGUACUUCUACUUUCCUUCUGCCAUAUAGAAUUUUCAUGUUUUGAAAUGUUAAAAAGCCAGCAGCCUAGUAGCCCUGAACCCCACAAACUCUUGUUUACACAGGCAACAGAGGUUUGAGUGUAUGCCCCAUGCAGUAGACCAUUCUGAAAAUGUUGGUUUCUUUCAGUUCCUCAUCUCACCCCCCCCCCAAUAUUAAGCUCGGUUUGCUACAUUUCCACAUCAGUUUGUGAUUUUUAUUUUUAUUUUUAAAAACAAGUCCUUGUGGAAAAACCAGUCGGCAUAUUAGUACGUAUUUCCCCAAAUAUACACAUUUUUCUAUGCAAUUUUGCACAAUACAAGCUAUUUUCCAUCAUCUGUUCAUUUUUGUAUGCAUUUUUUGGUUGGAAGACUGCAUCGCAAAAUUUGGAGAAGUGUGGAAGGAUGGCGGCAGGGCUAUUUUUCUAGAAAAAGAGGUGCCAGAACUCACCAUGAAUGCCUUCCUUGUUUUCUUACAAUGGCACCCAGCUGAGAGGUGCUGGAACUGAGUUGUGGCAAGUCCAGCUGAAAAAAGUCUUGGAUAGUUGUUUUUCAGUUCAAGUAUUGUUUUAGGUACUGUGAAUUACAUUGACUUACAUUAAAAUGUGAACAGAUUCAAGUUUCUCCUCCUUCCUUCACCAUGAAUAAUUCUUAGUCUUUCCUAUAACUUUCAGAAUACCUUGCUCACUGAAUAAAUGAUCUGUGGCCAACACUUCACAGAGCACCUUAGUAUGGAAUCAUUGUUUGAUGCUCCUGAACAGACAUGUCAUUUCCUAUUUUCAAUUUGCUUCUUCAGGGCUUAAUCGCGUGGUGUAGUGGUUAAGAGUGGCGGACUCGUAAUCUGGUGAACCGGGUUCGCUUCUCCGCUCCUCCACAUGCAGCUGCUGGGUGACCUUGGGCUAGUCACACUUCUUUGAAGUCUCUCAGCCCCACUCACCUCACAGAGUGUUUGUUGUGGGGGAGGAAGGGAAAGGAGAUUGUUAGCUGCUUUGAGACUCCUUCGGGUAGUGAUACAGCGGGAUAUCAAAUCCAAACUCCUCCUCCUCCUCCUCCUCUUCUUCUUCUUUAUUUUUGGCAGGUUAACAGGACAACAAGUCACAAGGUUCAGAAAUUCAGAGGUACUAGAAAUAUCUUAGGUGCAAGUGUUUUGAAUAGAAAGCUAGCUGGGUAUUGUAUGCAAGAUAAUAUACUGGAGACUUUAUUAGAGGCAGCAAACAUUUCACUUACCUCUGUGCAGUAAUCUGGUUCUCAUCCAUGUCUUUGAUCUGCCAGAGUCAUCUGCAAAAUAUUUUUAACAAACAUCAUUAUGAAGCCAAUUUCCCCCUGCCAUUAUGUCAAAAGCCAGAUACAACAUCAAUAUGCUGGGGGGGAAAUUGACAUGUCACUAACAAAACAUGUAGUAGAAUCCUAUCCGGGGCGUGCGGUGAAUAUUACAGUCAAAGACCAGCUCGAAAAGCACAACUGGGACAGCUUUCACAAGACAAAAAAUACAUGUAAAGCAGUGUACAACAACGGCUUAAAGAUGAAAAUCUAAGAUAAGCGCAUAUACACAUAAAGACCUAAAAAUUUGGGCUCCCAUACAAAUUGGCCCUGACACCCUGGAGGCCAAUUUCAACUGUUUUCCUAGCGAACUAAUUUGUUUCGGGGGUGGUCUGAGCCUGCAAAUCUGCGUGCAGAAUCUGGCGACCAUCCUGGUCGUCUUGUGGUCUUUGCCUAAGAGGAGAAAAUUGAGUUUAGACUUAUCCGGAAGGUCAGCAAGCCUCACCAGCUGGGGGUCAAUGGUAUCUCUGCGUGCCUUGUCAUAAAAGGGACAUCUAAAAAAGAAAUGUUUGGGGUCUCCUAUUUCCCCUAAUGGGCAGGCGCAAAGUCUCUGAGCAUACGGGACUUUCCCAAAUGCUCCUUCCAAAACCGGCGAGGGCAAGGCCCAGCUUCCGGCUAGAGUAAAGGUCCUUCUUAUGUUUCUUGAUACGAGAAAACAGAGGUAUGCUGCCAGGGCCACAACAUACCCCUCAUUUUCUACGAUUACAUAAUCAGGGGGCCUCAAGCAGUUCUGUUGUCUCUCUGAGUCCAUGAUUCUUUGCCUGACCACAGAUCUUGCUUGGCCCAGGCCGAGGCUUGAGGAGCAAAGCCCACUUUCUGGAGAGUAUUCAGAACUUCUGUCUGCCAGCCAGACUUGAACCCGUCACAUAGAAUCAGUGGGGCUAUUCCUCGGGGGAGCAGUUUCAGUGUCAGCUAUAUAUAGAUUGAUGUUAAACUAAUAUAAGUUUAUGCCUAAUGAAUUUGCAUUAUCUUCCCUUGUCAUCUCCCCCGUCCCUUUUCUUAUCUGCUGUAAAAUUAUUGUUUUACAAAAUUAGAAAUAAUGAACAUACAGAUAUGAAUGCUAUACAGGUCCACUGCAAAGUGGUCAGAAUCUGGGCUCCCUUCUGACGGAUUUACUCCCCCCCCUUGCAGAGGGCAGCUUCAAUAGAAACUCAACUUGGAAAUGCGAGAAUGCAUCGCAAAGCCUCCUUAUUGCAAUAAGCCAAUGGGGAACUGGUCAAAUGACAAGUUAUAUCAAUGUUCUUUUUUGAGGAAGUCAUAUGGGAUAACUAGAAGGAACGUGAAGACAGAUGUCACUUUAUAAGUGUGGUGGAAGUAGUUCAGAACACAUUAACUGUCUUCAUGGCAUUUGUUUUCACGGCAGCAAAGAUGUGUCCAAAAUUCCCAUCAUGCUUAAAAUACUACAUCUGUUUCCGCCCAUCUGCUUCAUUUUACAUCGAGGUCAGAAGUAGCGGGUUGAAGAAUUUGCCCAUUUGGUUUUCUCGUUCUCCCGUUUUUCUAAUCUUAAAUCCAGUUCUUCACAUUUCUGGAGCAAUUCAUGAAUUUUCCUUUUUACAUCCUUAUGAAAAUUCUCCAGCAUUUUAGUGUGAAUUUCUUCUAAUAAGCACAUUUUUGUAUGCAGUUUUGACUAAUGUAAAUAAUAAUAAUAAUAAUAAUAAUAAUAAUAAUUUAUUAUUUGUACCCCGCCCAUCCGGCUGGGCUUCCCCAGCCACUCUGGGCGGCUUCCAUAGAAACCAAAAAUACACUAAAAUAUCACACGUUAAAAACUUCCCUGAACAUGGCUGCCUUAAGAUGUCUUCUGAAUGUCAGGUAGUUGUUUAUUGCUUUGACAUCUGAUGGGAGGGCGUUCCACAGGGCGGGCGCCACUACCGAGUUCCUGGUUCCCUGUAGCUUUGCUUCUCGCAGUGAGGGAACCGCCAGAAGGCCCUCGGCACUGGACCUCAGCUUUCGGGCAGAACGAUGGGGGUGGAGACGCUCCUUCAGGUAUACUGGACUGAGGCUGUUUAGGGCUUUAAAGGUCAGCACCAACACUUUGAAUUGUGCUCGGAAACGUACUGGGAGUCAAUGUAGGUCUUUCAAGACCGGUGUUAUGUGGUAUCGGCAGCCGCCCCCAGUCACCAGUCUAGCUGCCGCAUUCUGGAUUAGUUGUAGUUUCCGAGUCACCUUCAAAGGUAGCCCCACGUAGAGCGCAUUGCAGUAGUCCAAGUGGGAGAUAACUAGAGCAUGCACCACUCUGGCGAGACAGUCUGCGGGCAGGUAGGGUCUCAGCCUGCGUACCAGGUGGAGUUGGUAGACAGCUGCCCUGGAUACAGAAUUGACCUGCGCCUCCAUGGACAGCUGUGAGUCCAAAAUGACUCCCAGGCUGCGCACCUGGUCCUUCAGGGGCAACAUUUUUACAAGCAGUUUCUCCUAAUAUAAUGCACUUUUGUGAGUGUUAUUUUAACUAAUAUAUGCAGGUAGAUGCACAUCUUAAUAUGUGCAUUACUGUAAACAAACUUUGGUUGGCAAACUGCAUAUCAAAUGUCAGAUAAGGGCGAAUUUCAUAGGAUGGCUGUGUCCUAGUUCUUGUACUGUUUCAUAAAGUGUAAAUUCAACUUUUGGUGACAGCAAAAUUGAUUUCUUGCUCAUCCCUAGCCAGAAGUGAGUGACAAGGAAGCAACCAUGGGUUCCAUUGUUAAUCAAAGGUGUUAUUCACUUGCAGAUAGCACAUAAUUGGCAAAGACCCCAGAGACUGUAAACAAAAGUAGGAUAGAACAGUGCCGGAUUUAUGUAUAAGCUAAACAAGCUAUAGCUUAGGGCACCACUCUCUUGGGGCCCCCCAAAAAAAUUACAGGGAAAAAAACUGGAUUACAUUUCCAAAAUAUAUAAAACCUACAUACAGCAACAGUGUUUUGUGUUGUGUAGGCUCCUAUGAUGUAAGUAAUGGGCCCGCCUGCUAGCCUGCUCCAUAAAAUAUCACUGGUUUGCUCACAUCUAUAUAUAGGGUGCCUACAUUCUGCAUGGACUGGUUGCAUAGCAACAAGUGCAAAUGGCUUUAGAUACCCAUGAGGUCCAUAAAUUGCCAUAUAGCAUAUAUUCAACACAAAAAACAGCUACAAUUUGUUGUUGACAAAGGAAAGCUGGACAUAUAAAGGGCCCCAUUGUCUUCAGUAGCUUAGGGCCUCAUCAAACCUGUCAGGUGCUGGCGUGGUUGCUCGAGAGCAAGACUCCAACCUGUCUUUCCCAGGGGAGGGGGAGGGAAGGAAGGAAGGGGAAUAAAAUAUCAGGCUAAUUGUUCAAAAUUCAGUUCAAAUUGAAAGCCAGGCGGAAUAGCUCUGUCUUACAGGCCCUGCGGAAGGAGGUUAAAUCCUGCAGGGCCCUGGUCUCAUGGUACAGAGCAUUCCACCAGGUUGGAGCCACCACUGAGAAGGCCCUGGCCCUGGUGGAGGAUAAUCUGACUUCCUUAGGGCCUGGGACCUCUAAACUAUGAUUAUUCAUGGACCUUAUUCAUGAUGUUGAUGCUUGGUGGUUGUUCUGCAUUCUGCCUCAGAAAUGUUUGUUGUCGCUUUUGUUUUCCAGGGGGCAGCACAGGAACUUCUCCCACCACAUCCAGCACAGGGACACCUUCCCCUUCUGCAUCCUCUCACCUUCUCUCUCCAUCAUGCUCGCCGCCGGCCUUCCACUUGGCUCCCAACUCUUUCAAUGUCGGCUGCCGGGAGAGUCAGCUGUGCAACCUAAACCUCUCUGAUUAUCCUCCAUGCGCAAGAAGCAACAUGGCCGCCCUGCAGAGCUACCCAGGGUUGGGCGACAGUGGAUACAACCGGCUGCAGAGUGGUGGUGCGUCUGCCACCCAGCCCUCUGAAAACUUCAUGCCUCAGCGGACUCCAUCUUUGAUCUCAGGGAUGCCAGCUCCUCCUUCGCUGCCCAGCAAUGGCAAGAUGGAAGCUUACGGUGGCCAGCUGGGGUCAUUCCCGACUUCGCAGUUCCAGUAUGUCAUGCAAGCUGGGAAUCCUGCCUCCACCUCAUCUUCCUCACAUAUGUUUAGCGGCGGCCACAUGCAACAGAGCUCCUACAACGCCUUUUCCCUUCACAACCCUUACAACUUGUAUGGAUACAAUUUCCCAGCUUCUCCGAGGUUGGCAGGAAGCCCCGAGAAACUGGCCAACACCCAAAGCACUUUACUCUGCUCUUCGCCUUCCAACGGGGCCUUUGGAGAGAGGCCAUAUCUGUCGACGGGAAUGGAUCAUGGGAUGCAUGUGAUCAGCCCUCCCGGCAACAGCCAACCCCCAGCCAAUGCUUGCGAUAAUAGACAAUACGGGGCUGUACCAGGGUCCUCUUCACAAAUGUCAGUGCACAUGGUUUAACUGGUGCUUAGAGUCACCAUCCUGGUCGACAGUGAGCGAGGAUCUCGUCAUUUCUAUGGGAGAUCUCAUCCCUGUUGCUUUUCAGCUUUUGAAAAAGGACUUGUUUGUGAACAAUGAAUGGAAACACAAGCCAUCCUUAGCUAAAUCCCAAAGAACCUGAUAGCAGCAGACUGGAAUCAAGACCGUCAUGCAACUGAGUAGCUUCUGUUUCUAAUGGAUUUUUAAAAAAUAAACAAAGAAAAUGGCAUUGUUUGCAGAAAACCUGGGGUGGGGUGGGGAGACCUAUAUAGUGUAUGCGUUAACUAUCUGAACUUGGUGCGAACUGUUCACAACAGAGGAAGUCCAGUGUGGGUGUGCUGUUCCUUCUGUUUCCCAGCUGCAAGCAACAAGACUUCGUUCCCUAGAUCUGCACUUCCAGUAAGAGGUCCUUGUUGUAACAUCACCAUCUUUCCCUAUCUUGUCGUCUACAGUCAUUAAGUUGAAUCUACGGCUUUCUCUCACCCACUGUAGGAAAAGAACAUUGUGUUUGAAGUGGGCAUUCUCUUCCUUGAGUAAUUAUUUUUUGGUGUUCUUGCUGUUGAGGGCCUUUCAAUCUCCCUAGACGACAAUAAUUUUCCUAACGAAAGCAUGCCAUCGAAAAGAGGGCGAGGGAGGAUUUAAACCAUUAAAAAGGGUUUUCUUUAACUUUGCACGGAAAGGCUUCUGUUAAACAUGGUUGGUAGCAAAAAAAGAGGAGGAUCUCUGCUGCACAGGAUUCCGUGUUGAAAAUGCUGUGUAAGGGGAAUCGGUGUUUACCGUAUUUUUCAGUGUAUAAGACAACCCCACGUAUAAGACGGCUCCUAUUUUUUUUAACCCAAAAUUAAGAAAUUAAGUUGUUUAGCUUUUUUGGGGGGGGGGUCACUUCUGCCAAUCACUCGCCUGCCUGCCACUGCCCAUUGCACACCUUGCCGCAGCCGCCAGUUGUCUGCCCUCUCACCACCACCACCAGUCCACCCACCCACUUGCCACGGCUGCCAAUCGCCGGCCCAAUUGCCACAGCCACAGCCAAUCGCCAGCAGGCCUUGCUGCAGCCAUCAAUCACCCACCCAAUCGCUGCUGCCAAUCUCCUACUUGCUGCUGCCAUUAAUCACACAUCCCCCCCUCUGCAUUCACUAUUUGUGUAUAAGACGACACCCAGUUUUUGCCUAUUUUUUAAGUCUUAUACACGGAAAAAUACGGUAAUUGUACGUACGUUCAGUGCCUUUGAGCUAUUGAUAGCCUAAGUAACAUUAGCAAAGCCAUAGCAAGGCAUGCUUAAAAUAUAUAUCACUCAGAGGAGUCAACUGGAAGGGAAGGAAGUCUCCAGACUGUGAUAAUGUCAAAUGACAAGUUCUGUAAGAGGCUAGGCCUGUUCUGUGAAAGUAUGCAGCCUAAGCCCAGGCAUCUUGCAUGUACCAGGGAAGUGGUGAAAGCUAGUUAUUAACAUCAGGGGAAAGUCUUCUUAUCCCCUGUCCAGCUUGCCAAUUGGACCAUCAAGUCAUGGCCAAUUUUCUUUCUUUCUAAAGUACUGUUCUCUUCUGGUUUUACUUUUCCUUCAGCUCUUUUAAAAGUAAGCAAACAAGUGAUGCUGAGCACGUGCUAAGAAGUUUGAAAGUCGUGUGGAAGUCCAAACGCCGAGCAACAGAAUACAGAAAUUGCAGUAUAGAGAUUUGUUUUGAUGUGUUGUAGAUAAAUGUAUUUAUGUCUCUAGCGUGUGGGGGAGGGAGGGGAAUCAAUAUUAUGAAUAUUAAAGAGGGUAAUAAAUGGGUAUGUAAAAUAUAUAUUAAGAAAGAAAAUGUAUAAAGAUUUGCCCUCUGCAGGGGACUCUCUUUGUAGGUGCCAAGCACAUAACUAAUGCAAAAUAAACCUUUGUUCCUUU